UUGGAGCAUUCCCAGCCUUGCCUCAGGUGUAGGGAUUGCAAGGAAAAAGCAAAACUACACGCUACACUGUGUAGUUUUGUUUUUAGGGGAUAUUUCGAGGCUCAACCGUUCUCACCUUGGAUAUUUUGGAAACAUUCUGGAUAAGGAGAUAGUUGCAUUAGUCACCUGGGCACAGUCCCAUCUGUUCAAGGCACCCUUGUGGAUACAAGGUGUCUAUCAAAAUGUCGACACAGGCGCCAACAUUUACACAGCCGUUACAAAGCGUUGUGGCACUUGAGGGUAGUGCUGCAACGUUUGAGGCUCAAGUUAGUGGUUCUCCAGUUCCUGAGGUGAGCUGGUUCCGUGAUGGCCAGGUUCUUACUGCUGCGGCUCUGCCCGGCGUUCAGAUCUCGUUCAGCGAUGGCCGCGCUGUUCUGACGAUCCCUGCUGUGACAGCCGCACACAGUGGAAGAUUUUCUGUGAGAGCUACCAAUGGAGCUGGACAAGCCACUAGCACCGCUGAACUCCUUGUUACAGCGGAGACUGCGCCACCCAAUUUUAUUCAGAGACUUCAGAGUAUGACCGUGAGACAAGGAAGCCAAGUGAGAUUGGAUGUUCGUGUGGCAGGAAUCCCUACACCUGUGAUUAAGUUCUACAGAGAAGGAGCUGAGAUACAAAGCUCCGCUGACUUUCAGAUUGUUCAAGAAGGAGACCUUUACAGUUUGUUGAUUGCUGAAGCUUUCCCAGAGGAUUCUGGAACUUACUCCGUAAAUGCUUCAAACAGCAGUGGACGGGCUACCUCCGCCUGUGAACUACUAGUUCAGGGUGAAGAGGUAGCAGUGCCUGCUAAGAAGACCAAAACAGUUGUGUCUACUUCUCAGAUCUCUCAGACUCGCCAGACUAGAGUUGAGAAGAGAAUGGAGUCUCAUUUUGCAUCCUCCUCCAUGAUGUCGAUGCAGGUCGAGGGGGGUGUUAUGACCCAGCAGUUGGCACACAAGACCCCCCCUCGUGUGCCACCAAAGCCAAUUUCAAAGUCACCAACUCCACCAUCUCUGGUGUCCAAGGUUGCAGGUGCUCGUCACCAGUCUCCAUCACCUGUGAGACAUGUGAAGGCACCCACUCCAACCCCUGUCAGGUCUGCCUCCCCCACGCCCAGACUGUCUGUCUCCCCCAUCAGACCUGUGAAGUCACCAUUGACCACACGUAAGCAGAUGGCCAUGGGAGCAGAUGUCCCGCCCCCCUGGAAGCAGGGAGGCUUCGUGGGAGAGUCCAGCUACACCAUGACUGCUGGAGCCACCCGCAUCCAGACCUCAUCCUCCUCUGUUCACAUGGAGCAGCACUGGGAGGGCUCAUAUGGAGUUCAGCAGCAGCAGCAGCAGCAGGUGACUGCCGUAUCUGUCAAAGAGGGUGAGGGGGGGAAAAAGGCUGAGGCGGUGGCUACAGUACUGGCUGCUGUCGACCAAGCACGUGUUCGGAAGCCUGUGCAUGCAGAGGGUGGUCAUGCUGAAGAGGAAACUAUAGAAACAGAUUUGAAACAGCAGCAAAUGCUGGCCACAGAGCAACAUGUAACAACCCGGACAGUGACAACCCAAAUGCCAACUGCUAUCCACACCUAUACCCCUGAGCAAAGCCUGCAGGUCUCCCAGAUGCAAAGAAGUACAGAAACUACCACCCAUGUGGAUACUGCCCUUGCCCCACCCCCAAUUCCACAUUUUACAGUUUCAAAAGUCACUGUUCCUAAACCUGACUAUAGUUAUGAGGUUUCAAGAACAGGCUCUGCUAUUGCCACACUGCAGAAAGAGUUAUCCUCUACCUCUGCACAAAAGAUCAUCAAGCCAGUCAAGCCUCCACCUCAUAAGACUGUGGAGACAAGAAUGAUGCCAGAGUCUACCCCUCCUCCAUUUAAAGAUAUUACUGACAGAUAUCAGACAUAUUUCGACACUCAAUUACAGACAGGGACAGCAUAUAUAGGGGGCAUGGAGCAAAUAUAUGAGGAUUGGGAAACACAGGUUGUGGAGGCAGCCGCUGUGCCUUCAACCCUGGAGGAAAGUGUGGUCCCACCUACUCUUUUGGCUGCUUUGAUGGACUUGACUGUGACAGAGGGUGAAUCUGUGACCCUGGAGUGCCAGAUCAGUGGUCACCCAGCCCCUGUCAUCAUGUGGUUUAGAGAGGACUACAGAAUCGAGAGUUCCAUUGACUUCCAGAUAACCUAUGAGGGUGGAUUUGCUCGUCUGGUAAUCCGUGAGGCCUUUGCUGAGGACAGCGGUCGCUUUACCUGCACUGCCACCAGCGAGGCUGGAACAAUCAGCACAUCCUGCUACCUACUUGUUCAAGUGUCAGAAGAAAUUGAAUUGGCUGCUGUCACUGAACAGACAAUUGUUCACGAGAAACAGAUGACAGUUGAAGCAAAGGAGGAGACCAUGUCGGAGGUGAGUGGCGUUGCAGAGUCUGUGGAAACUGCAGCUGCUGUUGCUCCCUUCUUCAUCAAGAAACCUACCGUACAAAAGUUGGAGGAAGGAGGAUGUGUAGUCUUUGAGUGCCAGAUUGGAGGUAGUCCAAAGCCCAACAUUUUCUGGAAGAAGAGUGGGGUACCUCUUACAACUGGAUACAGAUAUAAAGUUGCCUACAAAAAGGAGACUGGAGAGUGCAGGUUGGAGAUCUCCAUGACAUUUGCUGAUGAUGCGGGAGAGUACGCCAUCUUUGUCAAGAACCAGCUUGGAGAAGCCUCAGCCUCAGCCAGUCUGCUUGAGGAAGAGGAAUAUGAAGCCUACAUGAAGAAACAGGAAGUGACAUUCAAGACUGAAGUGACUACAAUGGUGCAGGAGCCCAAAGUGGGAGAUGUGCCCCCCGUUGUUGUGAGCGAAUAUGGGAUGGAGCAGAGGGGCAUGCAGACCCAGAUGAUGCAAACCUUUGUCUCCGAGCAGGAAUUCCAAAUAUCAACCAUUGAAGAGAGGAUUAUCUAUGAGAUUCAGUUGACUCUCAUGAGGAUCACCUACCAUGAACUAGUUAUGGAGGAUGGAGAGGAGAUGGUGACUGCUGCAGAAGAAGAGGCUGUACAGCCAGCCUUUGAUACUCCAGUCAAACACUACAGGAUCAUGGAGGGAAUGGGGGUCACUUACCAUUGCAAAAUGACAGGAAAUCCACUUCCUAAGAUUGCAUGGUACAAAGAUGGAAAGCGUAUCCAUCAUGGCGGCCGUUACCAGAUGGAGGUUCUCCAGGAUGGUCGAGCCAGUCUACGUCUCCCUGUGGUGUUGCCUGAAGAUGAGGGUGUUUACACUGCAUUUGCCAGCAACAUGAGGGGCAAUUCUGUGAGCUCUGGGAAGCUUUUCGUUGUGUCUUCUGCAGUAGGGGGACCUCAGAGAUAUACACCCCAGCCAGCAAUGCAGAGAAUUAGAUCUUCAUCCCCACGAUCUGCAAGCCGCUCUCCUAGUCGCUCUCCUGGUCGCUCUCCUGCUCGCAGGCUUGAUGAAACAGAUGAGAGUCAGUUGGAAAGGCUGUACAAGCCUGUCUUUGUCCUGAAGCCUUCCUCUUUCAAGUGUGCUGAGGGGCAAACUGCAAGAUUUGACCUGAAAGUUGUUGGUAGACCAAUGCCUGACACUUAUUGGUUCCACAACGGACAACGAGUGGUCAAUGACUACACCCACAAGAUAGUUGUUAAGGAGGAUGGAACUCAGUCGUUGAUUGUGGUUCCAGCAAUGCCCCAUGACUCAGGAGAGUGGAAUGUUGUUGCACAGAACAGAGCUGGAAGAACCUCUGUUACCAUGACUUUAACCGUUGAUGCUAAAGAAAACUUAGUCCGACCCCAGUUUACUGACAAGCUGAAGAACAUCAGUGUAAAACAAGGCACUCUGGUUGAGUUGGCUGUCAAAGCCAUCGGAAACCCCCUGCCUGACAUUGUUUGGCUGAAAAACAGUGACAUCAUCUCCCCACAUAAACACCCAAAUAUCAAGAUUGAAGGCACCAAAGGAGAGGCCAAAUUCCAGAUCCCUGCUCCAGUCAGUGCUGAUAGUGCCUGGUACACAGCCACAGCCAUCAACAAAGCUGGAAGAGAUACCACUCGCUGCAGAGUCAAUAUUGAGUUGGACUUUGUUGAACCUGAGCCUGAAAGGAAGCUUAUUAUUCCCAAAGGAACCUACAAGGCCAAGGAUAUUGCUCCUCCAGAGUUGGAACCCUUGCAUCUCCGUUAUGGUCAAGAUCAGUGGGAGGAGGGUGACCUUUACGACAAAGAGAAACAACAGAAGCCACAGUUUAAGAAGAAGCUGACUUCUGUCAGACUGAAGCGUUUUGGUCCCGUCCAUUUUGAAUGCAGACUAACCCCUAUUGGAGACCCCACCAUGAUGGUUGAAUGGUUGCAUGAUGGCAAACCCCUGGCAGCUGCAAACAGGUUGCGCAUGGUCAAUGAAUUUGGCUACUGCAGUCUUGACUUUGAAGCUGCUUAUGCCAGAGACAGUGGUGUCAUCACUUGCAGAGCAACUAACAAGUUUGGAGUUGACCAGACCUCAGCUACCCUGAUUGUCAAGGAUGAGAAGAGCCUGGUGGAGGAAACUCAACUACCUGAGGGUAGGAAGGGAAUACAAAGAAUUGAUGAGAUGGAGCGGAUGGCUCAUGAAGGAGGUCCUUCUGGAGUUGGUGCAGAUGAAGGAUCAGAGAAGACAAAGCCAGAGAUUGUUCUUGUUCCUGAGCCUGCCAGAGUACUGGAAGGUGAAGCUGCAAAAUUCCGUUGCAGAGUAACUGGUUAUCCUACACCAAAGGUUAACUGGUACCUUAACGGUCAGCUCAUUCGCAAGAGCAAGAGAAUGAGACUUCACUAUGAUGGUAUUUACUACCUAGAGAUUGUAGAUAUCAAGUCUUACGAUUCAGGGGAAGUGAGAGUGUUGGCAGAGAACCCCAUUGGUACAGCUGAGCAUACAGUUAAGCUGGAAAUUACACAGAAAGAGGACUUCAGAUCUGUCCUUCGUCGUGUCCCUGAGGCUAAGGCUGGAGAAGUUGGCAUUGGACCAGAAGCUGGGAAAGUUUCCUUUGAAGUUGUGAAGGUUGAAAAACCCGACGAGGACACUCGGCCCAAAGAGGUUGUGAAGCUGAAGAAGACAGAGAGAGUGAUCCAUGAAAAAUCCACAGAGGAGACCGAUGAGUUAAAAAAUAAAUUCAAGCGCAGAACAGAGGAGGGUUACUAUGAGGCCAUCACUGCUGUGGAGCUGAAGUCUCGCAGGAAGGAUGAGUCUUACGAGGGCAUGCUUAGGAAAAGGAAGGAGGAACUUCUUCAUCAUAUGAAAAAGAAGUCUGAGGCUGAAAAGAAGAAGGAGGAAGAACGCAAGGUCACCGCUCCCUCAAUCAAACCAGAAAAAUUCAAGCUCUCUCCCAGCAUGGAAGCUCCAAAGAUCAUUGAGCGUAUUGUGAGCCAGACAGUUUCCCUGAUGGAUGAGGUUCGUUUUAGAGUCAGGGUGAUUGGUAAACCGGAGCCUGAGUGCCAAUGGUUUAAGAAUGGUGUUUUGCUUGAGAAAACGGAUCGCGUCAAUUGGUACUGGCCUGAAGAACAUGUAUGUGAAUUAGUGAUACGCAAUGUCACAGCUGAAGAUUCUGCCAGUGUCAUGGUUAAAGCCGUCAACAUUGCAGGGGAAACUUCAGGCCAUGCCUUCCUGUUGGUGCAAGGAAAGCCAGUCAUUAGCUUCACUCAAGAGCUGGAGGAUACCGAUGCUAAGGAGAAGGACACCAUGGCUACCUUUGAAUGUGAAACCAAUGAGCCUUUUGUCAAAGUCAAAUGGCUGAAAAACAAUGUGGAGAUUUUCUCUGGAGACAAAUACAGGAUGCACUCAGACAGAAAGGUCCACUUCCUGUCUGUGCUAAUCAUCGGCAUGAAGGAUGAUUCAGAAUACAGUUGUGUCGUUGUUGAGGACCCCAACAUCAGAACCACGGCCAGACUCCAUGUUGAAGGUUCUGCACUGGAAUUAGUGAAGACCUUGGACAACACUGAGGUCCCUGAGACCUACUCUGGAGAGUUUGAGUGUAUUGUGUCUCGUGAGGAUGCUGAAGGUGCCUGGUACUUUGAGAAAAAGGAGAUCACUCCCAGCAGCAAAUAUGUUAUCUCCUCCCGUCGUGGAAGACAUUCUCUAUCUGUGAAAGACGUCAAGAAAGAAGAUCAGGGCAAAUACACAUUUGUUGUUGGUGAAUUUAAGACAAGUGCUUCCCUGAAGAUGAAAUUGCGUCCUGUGACUCUGAUGCAACCCCUGUCUGAUGUGACGGUUUGUGAGGGUGACAUUGCUCAGCUGGAAGUCAAAUUCUCUCAAGAAAAUGUUGAGGGGUCUUGGAUGAAGAAUGGUAAUCUUAUCGCUGCCUCAGAUCGUAUUCACAUUGUAAUUGACAAACUCACCCACAAACUACUGAUUGAGGAUACCAAGAAGGAUGACAACGGAAUGUACUCCUUUGUGGUGCCUGCCCAAGAAAUCUCCACUAAUGGAAAACUGACAAUUCAAGUUAUUGGCAUUUUGGCACCACUCAAGGACAUCACAUCAGUUGAGGGAACCAAAGCUGUUAUGGAGGCUAAGAUCUCUGCUGCAGAUGUCAGCUCCGUGAAGUGGUACCAAAAUGACAAGCUCAUUAUGCCCAGCGAGAGGAUCCAGAUGGUUGCAAAGGGAACCAAACAGCGCCUGGUGUUUAACAGGUCCUUUGCCUCAGAUGAAGGAAACUACAAGCUGGUUGUUGGCAGAGCUGACACAAGCUGCAAAUUAACUGUCCAAAAAAUUCAAAUCGUGAAGCACAUGGAGGAUAGAGUGUGCACCGAGACUCAGAAUGUCAACUUUGAGGUUGAAGUUUCUCAUCCUGGCAUUGAUGCUGUCUGGACUUUCAAGAAGCAGCCCCUUAAAGCUGGUCCGAAAUACAAGAUGGAGGCAAAGGGCAAGCGGUAUGCCUUGACUGUCAUUAAUGCCAUGAAGGAUGAGGAGGGAGAAUACGGUUUUGCAGCUGGUGAAAAGACAUCCAGUGCAAAGCUUACUGUAUCAGGUGGCGCCAUCAACAGACCCCUGCGUGAUUUGAUUGUGGCUGACUCUCAGACUGCUGAGCUGGAGUGUGAGGUCGCCAACCCAAGCGCUGAAGGAAAGUGGCUGAAGGAUGGACAGCCUGUGGACUUCAGUGAAAAUGUCCGGAGUGAAAAACUUGGUGCUGUCAGGCGUCUUGUUAUUGUUAUAACCAAAGCCACUGACAUUGGGGAAUAUACCUACCAGGUUGCAAAUUCAAAGACAACUGCCAACCUGAGAGUAGAGGCUGUGAAAAUCAAGAAGACCCUGAAGAACCAGACUGUCUCUGAGACACAAGAGGCAGUGUUUAGUCUGGAGCUGACCCAUGAGAAUGUGAAGGGCUCACAGUGGAUCAAGAAUGGCGUUGACAUCCGUCCCAGUGAUAAAUGUGAAAUCUCUGUUGAUGGCAUGGUCCACACCUUGAAGAUUAAGAACUGCACCACUCAAGAUGAGUCUGUUUAUGGAUUCAAACUUGGAAAGCUGUCUGCUAAUGCCAGGUUAAACAUUGAGACAAUUAAGAUUUUGAAGAAGCCAAAAGAUGUGACUUCCUUGUUGGAUGCCACUGCCACUUUUGAGCUGGGUCUGUCCCACGAUAACAUCCCUGUAAAAUGGAUGUUCAAUAAUGUGGAGCUGAAACCAAGUGAGCAGGUCAACAUGCUGUGUGAUAGAAAAACUCACAAGUUGAUCAUCAAACAUGUAGACACUCACAAAGCUGGAGAGUACACCGCUAUGGUUGGACAUGUGCAGUGUGGCGCAUCUCUCUAUGUUGAAUCCUUGCGUGUCACCAAACCUUUGAAGAGCAUUGAUGUCCCAGAGACACAUGAUGCCACUUUUGAGUGUGAAGUUUCACAUUUCAAUGUCCCUGCCACCUGGCUGAAAAAUGGAGUGCAGAUUGAAAUGAGUGAAAAGUUCAGGAUUGUGGUCCAGGGAAAACUUCACCAGCUCAAGAUCAUGAAUACCAGCAGACAAGACUCUGCAGAGUAUACCUUUGUCUGUGGAAAUGACAAGGUCUCUGCAACACUGACCGUUAAUCCAAUCUUAAUCACCUCCAUGAUGCAAGACAUAAACGCACAGGAGAAAGACACCAUCACAUUUGAAGUGAAUGUCAAUUAUGAGAGUAUCACCUACAAGUGGCUCAAGAAUGGUAUUGAGAUUCGGUCCACAGACAGAUGCCAGAGUCGCUCAAAGCAGCUGACGCACUCCCUCACAAUCCGGAAUACUCACUUUGGUGAUAGUGGAGAUUAUAAAUUUGUGGCUGGCUCAGCAUCUUCAUCUGCAAACCUUUACAUUGAUGCUCGCGUGAUUGAAUUCACCAAGCACAUCAAAGAUAUCAAGAUAACAGAGAAGAAGAAGGCAAUAUUUGAAUGUGAAAUUUCUGAGCCCAACAUCCAAGUGAUGUGGAUGAAAGAUGGACAGGAGCUUGAAACGUCUGAAAGAUACAAAGUCUCCACUGAGAAGUUUCUGCACCGCUUGAUGAUCCAGACUGUCCGCAUGACUGAUGCUGGGGAGUAUUCUGUGGUCGCUGGUGCAAGUGUGUCAAAAGGUCACCUGACUGUAGAGGGACGGGAUGUCAGGAUCUCAGAGCCAGCAGAUAAAGAAAUCACAGUGGUUGAAAAACAAAGAACGAUGUUUGAAUUUGAAGUCAAUGAGGAUGAAAUUGAAGGCCGUUGGCUCCGAAACGGUGUAGAGAUCAUCUUUUCAGUUGAGGACCGGUUUAACUAUGUUAUCAUCCGGAAGAUUCACCGUUUGACUAUCUCAGAAACCUAUAGAAGUGAUGCAGGGGAGUACACGUUCAUUGCUGGAAAAAACAGGACAGUUGUGACUCUACAUGUCAAUGUCCCUGAUCCACCAAAGAUCAUUCGCCACAUGCAGCCACUGUCUGUGGAGGCUGGCAAACCUGCUCGCUUUUCUGUAGAAGUGUUUGGCAUCCCACAGCCUCAAGUGACUUGGUACAAGAACUCCCAGGCUCUCUCCGCUGGGUUCAAGUGCAAGUUCCUGCGUGAAGGAAACGAGCACACACUGCUACUGAUUGAGGUGUUCCCAGAAGAUGCAGCUGUCUACAACUGUGAGGCGAAGAAUUACUUUGGCAUGGCCACAAGCUCAGGUGUCCUUAAUGUGGAAGUUUCCGAAUUAGUCUCCCCCGAUUCUGGAUCUCCUCGGUCUGCACCUAUGAUCAUCUCUCCCCUUAAAGAUCUCUUACUCAGAGAGGGAGAGUCAGCCAAGUUCCAGUGUUGUGUCUCUGGUGAAGAUCUGAGAAUCACUUGGUACUGCAAGGAUAAGGAGCUCAAACAGUCUGACAUCUUUAAGAUGUCUCAGUUUGAUGACAACUGCCAGCUGGAGAUAGCCAGAGUUGUCCCUGACAAAGAAGGGGAAUACACUUGUGUUGCUAGAAACUCAUCAGGAAUGGUGUCUUGCUCUGCAACUUUAACACUUGAUGAUGAAAAUAUGAAAACCAUAGAUAGGCAAACUGUGUCGAGAAUUGGGGAGAUAAGUCAGAAAAAGGAGGUACACUCAGAGGGCUACCAAUCAGUGGAUAUGAGCACACACAGUGUACAGACCUUUCAGUCCGUCUCUGAGACAUCCACCGUGAGGAUGACAUCCUCAUCUGUGAGGAAGGUGGAAGUCACGACUAAUGAAGAAUCUGACAUGAGCAUUCCCUCAAGCCCCACUUUGCUCUUAAGAAUGACCGACGUGAGGGUUAAAAGUGGUGAGAUGGCCCAGUUCAACUGCUCUUUUGAUGGCCAGCCGUUUACAGGAAUAAUGUGGGACCAUAACGGACGGAGGCUGGCAGACACAGAGAGGGUGAUAAGCUCCCAUAGCAGAGGGCUUCAGUCCCUAAUCAUACAGGGGGUAGAGCUGGGUGACCAGGGGACUUACCGCUGUACCACUCUCAAUAAACAUGGCGAGAACAGCACCUCUGCUCAGCUCACUGUGGAAGCAAAAGAAGCAAAUGUCAAAGCAGAAACUCCCAUCCCUACCGAUUCUGUCUAUAAAGCCUCGCAGCCAGACAGAGAGACCUCUAGAAAGACCUCUGACCAAGAAGACAACCAAGAGUCCAUGGAGACACUGGGAUCUCCACCACCCACCUCCAAGAGGGCUUACAGCCUCAUCAACCAUCUUUGUUUCCCUGAUGUUGUGCCUUAUGAAGAGCGUGGGAGAGGUGGCGUCACCAUCCCAGAGUUCCUCAUCAAACUGCCCCCUCAACUGCUUGUCAAACACAGAGACACAAUCUCUUUGUUUUGCAUAAUGAAGGGAAUCCCGACUCCAUUUGUCAUUUGGCUACACAAUCAGUUGAUUGUUGAAGAGUCUGUCUUUCACUCUCUGAAACAUGAUGGGCCCCUGUGCUGUUUAAAUGUUAAGAAUGUUGGUCCUUGGCAAGGGGGCACUUAUACUUGCAAACUUGUCAACUCAGCUGGAGAUGCUGAGUGCAGCCCAGUGAUGACAGUAACAACCACAGAGGAGGACUAUGGAACUCAGGAUGGAGUUAGAGCUUUUUCUAGCUUGACUGUCUCAACUGAAGAGGAAAAACAGGCAUCUUCUUACUACACUGGCCUACAGUUACCAGACAAAAGCAAAACACUUGAACUCAUGCCAGAAUCUGAACGUUUCUCUAGUACUUUAGAGAAGAAAAAAGAAAAGCCAGUUUUCAUUACCCAACUCUCACCAGCAGCUGUCACUGUUGGGGAGAUGGCCAGGUUUACUGUCACAGUUUCUGGCUUCCCAAGGCCUAAUGUUCAGUGGUUUCACAAUGGCCAUGUCAUUACUAGUUCCUCUAUUUACACAUUUGUCCAAGAGGUAGACGAAUACAGUUUGGUCAUAAACAAGGUGCAGAAAGAGUAUGCUGGAGAAUACACCUGUACUGUAAGCAACAGAUUUGGGCAGUCAAGCUGCACUUCGUUCCUGCAUGUUGAAUUGAGUGAUCCCCAAAAAACAAAGAAGGGGGUUGAAGAAAUGUUCAAAACAGUCGGCAAACCUCCAGAAUUCACAACUACUGUUGUACCUUUCCAAUGUAUAGAGGGCGGCGAAGCUCUUUUCAAGUAUGUUGUCACAGGAGACCCUCUCCCUGAGGUGCAAUGGCUCAGAGGCAGUUUCCAUAUUCAACCCACAAAGAAUUGUAACAAGGUUAAUAAUCCAGAUGGGUCUGGCUUCAUCAACAUGAAGAGUGUUAAACAGGAGGACAGUGGGGUCUAUACAUGCAAGGCUUCCAACCCAUUUGGGGAAGCCUUUUGUAGUGCUGAGUUAGUUGUAUUCAAAGAGCCUGUCUCUGUAACUCGACAGGAACAACACAUGGUAGUUCAGAAACAAAAAGGUUAUAAAGUAUCCAUGACUGAACAAGCUACAGAAUCCCGCUUGUACAUGGUCAACCUUCCAGGAGAUGCCGGGGCAAGUCUUCAGGCAGGGCAUCAGAUGGUGUAUACCAUUGGUACUGAGGACAGACAAGUUGUUUCAAGUGAGCAAGUGGGCACGCUUGGAGAGGUGGACAUCUCUGCUGCUUCUCUUCAUAGAGAGCAGGUCACCCACCAAGCUGCUGUGCUGCAGUCUCAUGAAGUAGAAGAAAGAGUGUCUGUAGCUCCCACACAUCCACUCCAAGUUGCAGCUGUUCCUAUGAAACAACUGCACAUGGCUACAUUUACAUCUUCUGUCCAGGAAAGUCACCAUAUAAUCGAGCAGCACUCUGACCGAAUCCAAAGCCCAGAGGUCAUAGAACUGGAGUUGGCAAAAGAGAAAUCCUCAAAGUUAAGGUCAGCCAUUGCUGAGGAGGUCCUUCCUCUAACCACAGUGAGAACAGAGGCCUUAGGGGAUAGAAUUCCAGAAAGGAUCAAGCCUUCUACAGAACCUAGACAAGUUGUCACCAGUCAUCAGGUAGAAACUAGUUUACCAAUACUCAAAGAAAAAACAGGCUUGACAACAAGGCCUGAGGGGGAGAGAGGCUUCAGAGUUACUGAAGGUGUAAAGAUUUUAUACUCUGCUCAAUUGUCAGGGCAACUUCCUAUAACAGAGAGCCACUCUGAACCACUAUCUGCUAGGGAUCCAACUGUUCAGUCCUUGAUUGAAAUAGAACAUUCUCAGCCAACGUUUGCACCAGUGAGUGAGACUAAAACAGAGUUGUCUAAAGAGCAGAGAUUUGAAAUGCAUAGGCCUGCACCAGAGAGAGCUUUGGCACAUAAGGAUUCUAUCAUUCUAUUAGCAAUGCAUGCUGAGGAAAGACACCAACUCCAAGCAGAACACUUGAGCAUGGUACCUGGUUUGGAGAGUGCCAUGUCUUUGAACUCUCAAAAAGAAGGGGAUAGGCUCAUGCAUCUACAGAUGAUUGCGGAUCAAGGCACAUUUCAAUCUGAAGGGCGAUUCACUUGUGAAAGGCCUUUGCCAGAGAAUGUAAUUGCAAGGAAAAGCCCGACUCUUUUACACACAGUGUCUCAGGACGAACAGAAAACUGUCAUUUGUGAAGAUACAACUGAGUUUUUAUCAAAACGUGACACAUUCUCCAUCCAACCUACAAAAGAAGUUCCUGCUGCAUUGCAUCUUCAAUCUGUUUGGCCAAUCACUGCAUUACCCAAAGAGGGUGUACUCGUCAUAGAAAAGCCAGACCAGCAGAUGGCAGCACAGAAACAGGAAAAGGCCAGAAAACAUGCAGCGACAUCUGAAGAUAGAAGAGCACUUACUGCUGAUUAUCACAAAGAUCUUGACAUUUCAGUGACAGGCCUUCAGUCAGAGCUUAAAGCAGAGCCCAAACCUCAGAACAUUCUUCAGGUCUCUUACAAGCCCAUACAACUACCAAAAGAAACACCAUUUACCAGUGAUAUGAAACAGCAGCGUGCACUAGUCCAGAAAGAGGAACGCUGGGAUGUUAUGCAUGCAGUAACUGUGCGGGACAAUCAAAGUUUAGAAGAGGGACACACCAACACGCUGAAAGCCAAUGACAAAUUCAAACCUGAACUGAAAAUAGAACCCAAGAUUCCUAAAAAACCUGUGUUUAUUGAGGAGCAGGCAAUUUCAACUGAAAGCUGUACUGUUUUAGAUUCAGCAGCGCAAGACUUUGCAGUCCUAAUUCAUGAAGGGCAAUCAGUAAGGAAAUCAAUAGUAUUGGAGGAGAAACAAGUCAUCUUUGGUGAACAUUCAAGUGAAAUAGAGAGGUCUGAGGAAUCUGUUGUGAGUGUGAGGACUCAACCUAAAGGGGUAAUGUUUGUUCACGAAUCCCAGGAGAGCCGGGAGCUCCCAAAGGAGAUGACCUUUGUGAUUCCAAUGCCAAAACCACUCAGUCUGAACAUCAGACAUCAGUUAAAAGAUGCACUUCAGUCUGCCGUGGCUCGUGACCAGCCACUGUUACUUGCAGACAUUGUGGAAAGUUUAGAUGCUGUUGGGAUACAGGAGGUGAAUGUCCAGAAAGAACCCAAAUUUACAAAAUUCACAUACCUUAUUACGACAACAGGCACUCCUAUUGAAAUCACUCUGGCUUUUGAAGGUGAAUACCCUCAGACUGCUGAUCUGAGGACUGAACUCAAGGCAGCUUUCCAUGCUAUAGUUUAUCGAGAGCAGCAAAGCCUGUCUUCUGAACAGCCUGGAAUUCAACAUAUGGACAAGCCUCAAAGAGUUCAGGUCAGCAGUACACGCUCUAAAGAAAUGUUGUCUUCUGUGGUGAAGACGGUGAGAAUUGCAGAGAGUACUGUGGAUUUUGCACCUCCAAAGUCUCAAACAGCUGCUGUCAAAACGGAAGUAAAAGGAUCUUUUGAAAGUAUAACAGUCCAGGAACACUUUGAGGUUCAUGAAUCCAGGCAAAGUAGUAAGCUGGGAGCUAGAGCUGUAACAUUAAAAAGCAAGGAUAGAGAUGUGGGUUCUGCCGAUAUAACUAAAAGAGUACCCCUGGGCCCUGUACCUGUGGAACAAUGCAUAGAUAUGUCCAUAGAAAAAGAAACUAGGGAGGAAUAUAUAUCAGAGUCAAUCAUAAUUAGUGAGUCUUCAGACACUUUGACCAAUGAUUACCCUAUCAUUUUGAAUUCCAUGGAGGACACUGUUAUAGAGGAGAACAGUAAGGUUACUUUCAGUGUGACCAUAAAGUGUGUCCAACAUGUGAACUGGCUUUUCAAUGGACAAUUGGUGAAAUCUGGCAAAGAGUUCAAGUGUUCCAAAGACCAUGACACAUACACGUUAGAAAUCAACAAAGUUAUCAAGGAGAAACAUCAAGGAGAAUAUGUCUGUGAGGCUGAGAAUGAAGCCGGCAAGACCACCACAUCUGGACGACUCACAGUAGUCUCAAGAGUGCGACCUGUCUUUAGGUACAGAAUCCUGCCCGUGGAGAUCAAUAUUGGCAGCAAAGCCAAAUUUGAAUGUGAGACUGAGGACGCACCCAAUGUGACCUUCAAGUGGUUCAAAGCUGAUGCUGAGAUUAAACAGAACGAGAUGUACAGGAUCAUCAGUCUCCAACAGAAAUCUUCUCUGGAGCUUGAGAACCCAACAAAACCAGACAGUGGUGAAUACACCUGCAAGGCCUCCAACCAGCAUGGCAGUGACAGCUGCUCCGCUUCUCUGACAGUAACAGAACGUGCCCAUCCGCCCACCUUUAUAACUAAGCCUGAUCCAAUGACCUUGUAUUCUGGAAAGAAAGCUACGAUUCAGUGUGUGAUAACAGGCUCCUCUCCUCUAAGUGUUCUUUGGCACAAAGACAACAAAGUUGUUUCUUCAGGAGCAAGCUACAGAACCUCUUCCGACAAGAAUAAGUACAUUCUUGAGGUAGUAAAACUUGAACCGUCUGACCAGGGCAUCUAUCUCUGUAAAGCUUCCAACAGUGUUGGGACAGCAAUGUGCAGUACAGAGAUAAAGGUCAUCAAAAAGCCCAGCUUUGUCAAACCCUUUGAGGCAGUUGCCACAGCUGUGGGAACCCCACUGCAUCUUGAGUGCCAAGUGGACGAGGACACUGGAGUGACCAUCACCUGGACAAGGGAUGGCAAAAGAAUUCACCAGUCAACGGAUUGUAAACUCUCGUUUGAGGAUAAAAUAGUCUCUCUUGAUAUUUCAAAGACAAAGUUGAAAGAUUCAGGAAAAUAUGACUGCACAGCUGCAAAUGAUGCUGGAAGCACAACUUGCUCUUCUUCUGUAAUUGUGCAAGAGCCACCAAUCUUUGUUAAGAGGCUGGAACCAACCACGGUCUGGAAGAAAGGCUCUUCUGCCCGGCUGCAGUGCACAGUCAAGGGAUCACCGGAACUUCACGUUACCUGGUUCUUAAAUGACAAAGAGCUGUCUACAAAUAAGAAAUAUAGAAUCACUUUUAAGGAAGGUCUUGCAUCUCUGGAGAUAAGUGAUGUGGCUUUACUAGACAGUGGAAACUACACAUGUGAAGUGUUGAAUGAAGCAGGCUGUGAGAGCUGCAGCACUAAGUUAACUGUAAAAGAAUCACCCUCUUUCAAAACAGAACUGCAAACUGUUGAGGCUGUGAGGGGAAGUGUUGGCACAUUUAAAUGUGAGAUAGCCGGCACUAGUCCUUUUGAAGUGGAAUGGUUUAAGAAUAAGAAACGACUCGCCACAGAUAAGAAAUACAAAAUAGUCUCUCAGGAAUCCAUGGCCUGUUUAGAGAUCUGCUCAUUUGAAAGCGCAGACAUUGGGGAAUAUCAGUGUGUUGUAUCAAAUGCUGUUGGAUCAGUAUCGUCAAAGUCAGUUGCCAAACAGAAAGAACCACCUGUAUUCUCAAAGAAAAUUGAGAGUGCUACAGCAGUGCUGGGCAAUGCUGUGAAACUGUGGGGUACCAUUAAAGGCUCGGCACCCAUCACAGUUAAAUGGAUGAAGGAUGCAGAAUUGCUGAGAGAGGAUGACUGUAAUGUCAAAAUUACAUUUCAGAAUAAUAUUGCUGCUGUUUUAAUCUCAGCUGUUGACAUUUGUCAUGGUGGCAAGUACAUUUGCCAAGCAGAGAAUGAGGCUGGGCAACAGAAAUGUGAAGCGUCAUUAGCAAUUCAAGAACCUGCCAGAAUCUUAGAGAAAGCCGUAUCUAUCAAUGUGACAGCUGGGGAUUCUGCACUCUUGGAAUGCACUGUUGCAGGAAGUCCAGACCUCAAAGUGAAAUGGUUUAAAGACGAAAAGGAGAUUACAGGAGGUCGAAAAUAUAAGAUGACUUUUAAGGAUCAUAUUGCUGUUUUAAAGAUUAUUUCAGCAGAAAAGGGAGACACUUCUGAAUACAAGAUGGAAGUGUCCAAUCGGGUUGGAAAAGACCAGUGCUCUUGUUCUAUUACUGUUAUAGAUCGUACUACUCAACCAUCCUUCACAAAACAUCUUAAAAAGGUUGAUGGAAAUGUAGGAAACAAAAUCACAUUUGAAUGCAAAGUAUCUGGAUCACAGCCCAUUGUAAUGACCUGGUACAAAGAUGAUAAACAAAUAAUGUUUGGAGAUAGAAAUGAGAUUCAAAUCAAGGACAGUGCUUCAACAUUGAGCAUUACCACUUUGGAAAAGAGUGAUGGUGGAGUGUACAUGUGCAGGGCAACAAAUGCUGCUGGAUUUGAAGAGAGCAGUGGAAUUUUGUGCGUCAGAGAACCGCCAAGCUUCACAAUUAAACCUGAUUCUCAAGAUGUCAUACCAGGAUCUGCUGUCAUCUUGAAGGCAGUUUUCUCUGGAACAGCUCCUUUUACUGUAAAAUGGUUCAAAGAAGACAAAGCGGUAUCAUCUGGAGGCUCAUGUUUCAUCAAGAAAGAUGCCUCUUCAAGCUUCUUGGAGCUUCACUCUGUGAAAGCUUCUGACUCUGCAAUCUACAGUUGUCACGUAACCAACGAUGCUGGGAAAGUAUCAUGCACUGCAGUACUGUUUGUUAAAGAACCACCCACAUUUUCUAUGAAGCUUGAGACUUCAAAGCUUGUGAAAAAUGGGCAGACUCUUCAGUUGUCCAGCAAAGUACAGGGCAGCCCUGUGAUCAGUAUAAAAUGGCUGAAAAAUGAGAAUGAGAUAUAUCCAAAUCAAAAGUACCAAAUCUCCUUCAUUGACUCAGUAGCCACAUUGGAGAUAGUCAACUCCACUGUUGAUGAUAGUGGAGAUUAUGUUUGUGUGGCAUCAAGUGAGGCUGGUAGUAAUCGCUGCAGCAGCACAGUGACAGUCAAAGAACCUCCGAUGUUUGUGAGGGCUUUUGAGACCACAGAAGUUGUAAAAGGAUCUGACCUAGUCUUAGAAGGAACAGUGUCUGGCUCUCUGCCAUUUGAAAUACAUUGCUAUCGUGACACCAAACUAAUCAGAAACGACAAAAGGCAUAAGAUACAUGUGCAUAAUGAGAAAGUCACUCUCCAGAUUCUGAAAUGUGAGCCUGGAGAUGUUGGAAAUUACCAGUGCACGAUAGUUAAUGACGUUGGAGAGUCUUCAUGUUAUUACCAAAUAACAUUAAAAGAACCUCCAUCGUUUGUUCAGAGAAUAGAAAACAUCAGUUCCAUAGUGGGUUCUGAGAUCUUUAUGCAGUGUAUGCUGUCUGGAUCACUGCCCAUGACUGUUUCUUGGAUCAAAGAUGAUCAUGAGCUUACAGAUGAUGAACAUAUUAGGAUGUCCUAUGAAACCACGUCUGCGGUGCUGAGUUUGAAAAACACCCAGAUAACACAUGGAGGAAAAUAUAUCUGUCAGGCACAGAACGAUGCUGGGAGUCAGAAAUGCAUUGCAAUGCUUACAGUCAGAGAACCAGCAAAAAUCAUAGAGCAAGUAAAGUCUGUCAGCGUUACCACAGGAGAUCCAGCUACUCUUGAAUGCAGGUUUUCAGGAAGUAAAGUCCUCAGUACCAAAUGGCUGAAGGAUGGAAGGGAGCUGACUUCAGGCCAAAGAUAUAAAGUGCAAUGCACUGAGACAAUUUCGACACUGAUUAUUCUUGCUACAGCGAAAAACGAUAGCGGUGACUACAUUUUUGAGGUUUCAAAUGACGUUGGACAAAGCUCUUGUGAGGCUACAGUAACUGUUAUCGAUCAGAUAAUUAAACCUUCUUUUACAAGAAGGCUGAAGGAAACCGAGAAUAUCAAAGGAUCCUUUGACCAUUUGGAAUGUCUUGUAUCUGGCUCUCUGCCUAUGACUGUUUUCUGGUACAAAGAUGGAAAUGAGAUCAAGAGUGAUGAGAAGCACAAAUUCACAUUCUUUGAUAACUUGGCAUUUUUGGAAAUCUGUCGUCUUGAUAGUUUGGACACUGGUUGCUAUACCUGCAUUGCUAAAAACAAAGCUGGGACUGACCAGUGCUCUGGUACCUUAACUGUAAAAGAACCACCAUGUGUCAUAGAAAAGCCUGCAUCAAUGGAUGCUUUGCUUGGCUCCAAGGUCCAGUUUAAUGUCCUUGUGUCUGGCACUCCACCGUUGACCAUAAAAUGGUUUAAGGACAAAAAAGAGAUAUUGUCAGGGUCUACCUCUUCUGUGAGUAAGGAUAAUUCCUCAUGCUCACUGGAACUCUUCUCUGCACAGCGCUCAGACUCUGGAGACUAUGUCUGUGAAAUUAAGAACACUGUAGGAUCAGCUGUGUGUCAAGCAACACUCUUUGUCAAAGAACCCCCCACUUUCCUUGAAAAACCUGAGAGAGUUUCAGUGGUUAAACAUGGGGACAAAAAACUAUUUGAAUGCAAGGUGAUUGGCACACCAGCUAUAUCCAUACACUGGUUCAGAGAUGGGAUUGAGAUAAAUCAAAGUAGAAAACAUGGAAUGACAUUUUCCAACUCCAUGGCAAGCUUGGAGAUUUGUGACACUGGCUUCCAAGACAGUGGGGUAUACUAUUGUGAAGCCUGCAAUGAAGCAGGCAGUGAAAGUUGCAGUAUGGAACUAGCAGUGAAAGAGCCACCAUCCUUUGUAGAGGAUCUAAAACCUCAAGAGGUUGUAAAAGGCUCUGUGGCAGAAUUGGACUGCCAAGUGGCAGGAACUACACCAUUUGAGGUGACCUGGCACAAGGAUAACAAGCUGAUUAGACCCAGUCAAAAACACAUCAUCAAACAGUGUGAUUUUAAUGUCACUCUUAAAAUCCAAGACUGUGAUGUGUCAGACAUGGGGGAUUAUCAGUUAAUAGUUGCCAAUGAGGUGGGCAGUUGUUCAGGCUUCACGACAGUGUCUAUGAGAGCCCCACCAUCAUUUGUAAGGAAAAUUGAAAAUGUUGCCUCAAUUUUGGGAAAUGUGGCCACAUUUCAGUGUGUGGUGAAAGGAUCACCCCCUCUGUCUGUACAAUGGCAAAACAAUGAUAAAUGGAUCUUGGAUGAUCCAACGAUUGAAAGUACUUUACGGGAUAACGUGGCAACCCUAACAAUUCCGGUCUGUGAAGCCUGUCACAGUGGGCAAUACACCUGCCUUGUCAAUAAUGAAGCUGGACAAGACAAGUGCUUUGCAACCCUCAUGGUGCAAGAGCCUCCCAGGAUAAUAGAGAAACCAGAAGUAGUCACUGUAACUCAAGGUGAUCCAGUCAGUGUGGAAUGUAGAGUAGGUGGAACUCCUCAUAUCAAAGUCAAGUGGAGUAAAGAUGGCAGAGAACUCCUACCUGGCAGGAAAAACAAAUUACACUUUGAGAAAAAUCUCAGCAGUUGUAAAAUUCUGUCUACGCUACAAGAAGAUGGAGGAAACUAUCUGUUUGAGGCAGAAAACUCAGUUGGCAAAUGCAGUUGUUUAAUUAAACUGAAUGUUGUAGAACAAGUCAUUCCUCCGAAGUUCACCAAGAAAUUGAUGGAUGUUCAAGAGAUAUUGUACUCUGUGGUUAAUUUGGAAUGCAAGGUCUUUGGUUCUUUGCCAAUGGAAGUACAGUGGAGUAAAGAUGGACAUGUAAUCUCCAGUGAAGCCAAGUAUAAGUUAGCUCACAUUGACAAUACAGUAUCACUGGAGAUCAAUUAUUUUAAUGAGGACGAUACUGGAGAAUACUCAUGCAACAUAACAAACAAAGUGGGAAGUUGUGAAUGCAGUGGUGCUCUAAAAGCAAAAGUGCCUCCAAGAUUUGUGUGUGAACCCAAGUCUCAGGCUGUUGUUCCAAAGUCCACUAUACACUUCAAGAGUGUAUAUGAGGGAACACCUCCUUUCACUGUGAAAUGGUUCAAGAAUGACUUGGAGCUUAUGACUGGACCAUCAUGUUUGAUUGGAGUGGAGAGCUACACUUCCUUCUUAGAUCUUUACUCAGUUGGACCUUUGCAAAGUGGAGUUUACUUUUGUCAAGUUAGGAAUGAUGCUGGCACAGUGAAGUGUGCAGCCACUUUACUGGUGAAAGAAUCCCCUGAAUUUGUCCUGAAACUACCGCUCCACACUUUUGUGAAGCAGUGUGACCCAGUUCGUCUUGAGUGCAAAGUAACCAGUGGACGCUCUCUGAAAAUGUGCUGGUACAAAAAUGACAAAAAGAUAACAGACGGUGACAACUAUAGAACAUCGUUUGCCGACACAACGGCCGUCCUUCAGAUGCUUACUGCAAGAUUGGAUGACAAGGGCGUCUACACCUGCGAGGCCCAAAAUGAUGCUGGAAGCAUAAGCUGCAGCACCAUUCUCGCUGUCCAAGAUCCACCAUCCUUCCUUAAAGUGCCAAAGCCUGUGGAGGGAAUUAAGGGCAAAGAUGUCAGCUUCUCCUGUGAGCUGUAUGGCACAGCACCUUUUGAGAUUAUCUGGUUCAAGGACAAAAGGGUUGUUAAGGAAAGCAGAAAGUAUAAGAUGGUGAAUGAGAGUAGCUCUGCCAGUCUGCUUGUCCUUGGAUUGGAUGGCUCAGAUGGAGGCCAAUACGAGUGCAGGGCAACAAACAAUGUAGGGAGUGAAACCUGUCAAACUGCCAUUACUCUCAGAGAACCACCAAUGUUUGUGAAGAAACUCACCAACCAGUCAGUUAAAUAUGGUCAGGAAAUGACUCUAACUGCCUCUGUCAAAGGCGCUCAGCCAAUGACUGUGUCCUGGGUUCAGGACAAGGACCACAUUCUCAGAGAUGGAGAUAACCGGAAAAUAACUUUUGAAAACAAUAAAGUUACCUUGAAGGUGUUAAAAGCAGACUCAACCACUCCUGGAAAAUAUACUUGCCAACUCAAAAAUGAUGCUGGAGUUGUGGAGUGUGUUUCCAACGUGACUGUCCUCGAGCCUGCCACAAUUGUGGAGAGCCUUGAGUCUUUAAAUGCCAAGGCAGGGGAUACAGCAACUCUAGAGGUCACUGUGUCAGGGACACCUGAACUGAAAACCAAAUGGUUUAAGGAUGGUGUUGAGCUCUCCUCUGGCAGCAAGUAUAAAAUCACCUUCUCAAAGAUGGUCUCCACCCUGAAGGUUUUGUCAGCAGGGAAAGGUGACACAGGAGAAUACUCAUUUGAGGUCCAAAAUGAAGCUGGCAGUGUGUCCUGCAAAACCAAUCUCACUGUCCUAGAUAAGAUGAUCCCACCCACAUUCAUCAGGAAACUCAGGGACACUCACACUAUUGUGGGUAAACCUGGUGAAAUGGAAUGCAAAGUCUCAGGCUCUCCUCCUUUCACUACCUCUUGGUACCACGACGGCCAAGAGAUCAGGAGUGGGCCAAAUUACGACAUUACAUGCAGUGAUAACUCUUGCAAAAUGAGAGUGCCAUCUCUUAAGUUGUCCGACUCUGGAAGGUACACAUGCAAAGCUGUUAACACAGCAGGAACCGGUGAAACAAGCGCUUCAAUGGUAGUAAAAGAGACUCCAUCUUUUGUGGAAAAACCAGCGCAAAAGGAUGCUCUGUUGAGCUCAAAUGUUACUUUCUCAGCAAUAGUUAAAGGAAGCUCCCCUUUGAAAGUCAAAUGGUAUAGGGGCACAAGAGAAAUUGUGUCUGGAAAGGACUGUACAAUUGCUUUACGGGACAAUAAAGCCACUCUGGAGUUGUUCAAAAUUGAUAAAUCCCACUCUGGAGAGUAUACAUGUCAGAUCAUUAAUGAUGCUGGGAAGGAGAGCUGUCCGGUGCACUUGUUUGUAAAAGAACCCGUCCACUUUGUGAAGAAGCUAAAGGACAUUUCCUCUGAAAAGGGAAAACCUUUGAAACUUGAGUGCACAUUUACUGGAAGCCAAAGAAUAUUUGUGACCUGGAUGAAAGAUGGCAUGCCUAUCUGGGCCUCUUACAAGUAUAAUGUGAUGACCACAGACACCUCCUGUAUCCUGGAGGUACUGAACAGUGAUAGGCUUCAGGCAUCUGGGAGAUACUCUUGUGAAGUUUCUAAUGGAGUUGGAAGUGACACGUGUCAUGCGCAAGUGUCCAUAUUAGAACGACCAUACUUUAUUGAAACUUUGGAAUCAAAAGAGAUAAAUAUGGGUGAUGCGGUUUGCUUAAGAUGCCAUAUUGGAGGAACCCCUGACAUAACAGUGUCGUGGUUCAAGUCUGAUGGAAAACAGCGAGAAACUAGUAAUUGUAAAAUGGAUUACUCCAAUGGCAUAGCCACUUUGAAAAUAAGUAAAGCAACCAAGGUUGAGGAUGGGGAAUACACCUGCAAGGCCGAGAACCGCAUUGGAACUUCCUCCAGUAGAUGCAGACUGGUUGUGAAAGAUAUCAAAACGCCACCCACCUUUCCCAAGAAACUUGUUAGCCUCCUGAAGGCUGUAGGACAGCCAGUUAGAUUUGAGUGUCGAGUUUUAGGAUCCUCUCCUCUUGAGGUUUCCUGGCAUAAAGAUGGCGGAUCUUUGACAAAUGAUGGGAAAUAUAUACUUUCUUAUGAUGAUAACACUGCUGUCCUAAAGAUAACCCGCAGUGAACUCAGACACUCUGGGGAAUACACUUGCAUAACUACAAAUAAUGUUGGAACUGCUUCUUGUUCAGCUACACUGACGGUCCAAGAACCUGUGCACUUUGUGAAGAAGCUGAAGGAUAUGCGAAUUGAACUGGCACAACCUUUGAAACUUGAGUGCACAUUCACUGGAACUCCUAGGAUUUAUAUAAAUUGGCUAAAGGAUGGCAAAAUUAUCUGGGCUUCUUAUCAGUAUAAUGUCAGAACCACUGACACUUCCUGCAUCCUGGAAGUCCUCAACAGUGACAGAUAUGAGGCUGCUGGAAGAUACUCUUGCGAAAUUUCCAAUGGAGCAGGAACUGAUAUAUGCCAUGCUCAGGUGGCAAUAGAGCGUAAAAUUCCUCCCAACUUCACUAAAAAGCCUUUUGACACCAUGGAAAACUCAGAAGGCCAGGUGGUGAAUAUUGAGAGCCUCUUAUGUGGAUCUCAACCCAUGACCAUCACUUGGUGCAAAAACAACAGUGAAAUUCACCACUCCGAUAAGUAUGAUAUUACCUUCAAGAGUAAUGCACCAGUGUUGUGUAUCAAGAACGCUCAGAUUUCAGACAGUGGUAUGUACUCCUGCAAAGCCACCAAUGAAGCUGGCUCUGCUUCCUACCAAGUGGCUCUCACCAUAACAGAGCAAAAGAAGCCUCCAGUUUUCGACAUCCCUCUGAAACCAGUGGGUGUGAAAGAGGGAGAGAAGCUGACCCUUAGAUGCCACGUCUUUGGAUCGCCUCCCAUCAAGAUUCAGUGGAUGAAGGACAGGAGAGAACUGAAAUCCACUGGCAACACUAAGAUCACCUUUGCUGAUGGCACUGCAUGUUUGGAAGUCAGCCAAGUGUCGAAAAGCGAUGCAGGGGACUACCUAUGCAAGGCUACCAAUCAGGCUGGAAGUGAAUUCUGCAAGUCCAAAGUGACAAUGAGAGCAGAUGCAGCCCAAGCGCCCAGUGUACCAGCGCAAACCGCCGCUGCGCCAAGUGCCCCAGCAAAAAGACUGGACAAUCUGUUUUUCAUUGAGGAGCCAAAGACUGCCCAUGUUUGUGAAAAGGGCACUGCAACAUUUAUUGCCAAAGUCGGAGGUGAUCCCAUUCCGAAUGUGAAAUGGAUGAAGGGCAAGUGGAGGCAGAUCACACAUGGAGGUCGCAUCACUAUUGAGCAGAAGGGCCAGGAGGCCAAGCUGGAGAUCAGAGAAGUGACCAAAUCUGAUUCUGGACAGUACAGAUGUGUUGCAUCUAACAAGGAGGGGGAAAUAGAAAGCAGCACUGACUUGAUUGUUGAUGAAAAAAAGGAAUCUGGACAAGAUGGAGACUUCCGAGCCAAACUAAAAAAGACUCCAUCUAAACAGAAAAGUCCCAAGAAGGACCAGGAUAUUGACAUAGUAGAGUUGCUCAGAAAUGUGGAUCCUAAGGAGUAUGAGAAAUAUGCCCAAAUGUAUGGAAUCACUGACUACCGUGGCCUCCUUCAGGCCAUUGAGCAACUGAAGAGGGAGAAAGCUGCAGAAAGUGGAACACAGGAGUCAGAACAUGGGGGAAGAGCUGAUGAUGAUGAUUUGGCCAGAUUUAUGAGUGGUCUGCAAUCAAAAAUGCAGGCAGAGCCUGUCACUCUAGUGAAAGACAUCAAAGACCAGAGUACUCCUGAAAACAAGACAGCGGUGUUUGAGUGUGAGGUCAAGAUCAACUACCCUGAGAUUUCCUUGUCCUGGUACAAGGCAACACAGAAGCUUGAUAACGAUGACAAAUAUGAAAUCAGCAUUGUUGGCGACCGCCACAUCCUGAAGAUCAAGAAGUGUCAGUCCAAGGACCAGGGCAACUACCGUGUGGUUUGUGGCCCACACAUCUCCAGUGCUAAGCUGACAGUGACAGAUGAAGAUGUCUCCCACCCAGCUGACCAAAUUCAAUUCACCAAACGCAUCCGGAACAUUGAGGUGAAUGAGCGCCAGUCUGCCACCUUUGAAUGUGAGGUGUCCUUCGACAAUGCUAUCGUUACGUGGUAUAAAGACACCUGGGAGCUUAAAGAGUGCCCAAAAUAUAACUUCAGAAGUGAAGGGCGACGACACUUUAUGAUAAUCCGAAAUGUAACAUCUGAGGACGAAGGCGUUUACUCGGUGAUUGCGCGGUUGGAACCCAUGGGGGAGGCUAAAAGCACAGCUGAGCUUUACCUUUCAGGCAAAGAAAUUGGGUUAGGAAGGGUACCUUAUGAUGUCCCAGAUUCAUCCAUACAAGUUCCAGAUGUUCCAUCGUUAGUUUCUUACCAAGAUGAGUCGUCUGAAUACUCUUACAAGAAGACAGAAGUGAGAGCAUUUGAAAGUUGGACCAUGCAAGAAGAGAAAGUAUCUCUUCAGUAUUCGACAAUCUCAGCAGAAAGAACACCCGUUGAUGAAAGUGUUCAUAAACAAACUGUGGGAAUGAGUGAAGAAAUACCUAUCAAAGUUCCUGAAGCUUACAAGAAACAAGAAGAGAAACCAGCGACGAAGGUCUCACCAGCUCCUAGCAAAGUGCCUGAAGCAAGGAAGCCAGAAGAACAAAAGAUCACCCCAGUAGCACAGCAAAAAGAUCAUGCCACCCCUAAAGAUGUGCCUAGCCCUGCAACUUAUAUGCCUCCUGAGCCAAAAGUGGCUCCUGGUCCAAAAACAGAGCCAAAAAGGCCAUCUGACUCAAAGAUUGCACCAGGACCAAAAAUGGCACCUUCAACUCAGUUUGAACCAGAACCAAUGACAGCACCCACACCCAAAAAGUCACCUGAGACUCUUCAAGCUAAAGAGUACCCUAAAACAGAACCGGUCAGAAAACCAGCCCAACCUCCAAAAGAUGUCAUUUCACAGAAAGUCCGAGGCUUAAAAGAACCUGUUACUCAACCACAUGAAGCCCAAGUUCAUCAAACAACAGAUACCACACUGAAAAAAGUUAUCAUGGAUGUUAAGUCAGAAGCACCCAUGACAGACGAAACUAGAAAGCCCCAACAAACAGCUGGCCAGUCAGAGGCAAAAAGGCAAACUGUACAGCAGCAAGUAAUGCCAAGGGAUGUGUAUCCUGAGAAAACGGCAAUAGAUAAACCUAAAAUGGAGGAAGACGUUACCCUCAACAAAGUUGCCCCAGUUCCAUUGAGGACAGAGGUAACUGCCACAACCAUGGUAGAGGUGACUCAAGAAACAUCGCUGAAGUUUAUGGAGAGGAUUUUAUUGACAGAAGAAAUCGGUGACCGACAAGAAGAAGCGAGGACAGAUGAAAGAAGAGGGGAUAUUAUUCAGUCAAAGCCAGAAGAUAUGUACACGAAGUACAAGGAUGACUGGAAGACUGAAAAUGGCUCAGAAAGGGGAACAGAUGAGGCAGUUCCUCACAAAAAUGUUAUUUCUCAAAAAAUGGAAGCAGUUACGUCAGUUGUUUUACCUGAGAAAGGAAUUCCAUAUGAGAAACCUGCUUUAACCAAGAAUCAAGGUAGUAAAUCCCCAAAACCUAUGUCUCCUGAAGACAAAAACAUACCGCUCAAGAAAUCUAUGUGUCCAGAAGAUGAAGGCAGAUCAAUUCAGAGACAAAUACACCUGAAGGAAGAAGCUACCUAUGAAAUAACUGUAGUUCAAAAGGAGAGAGUAAUUCCGUCUCAAAAAGUAGUUUCUCCAUCUCAGAAAGAGGCUCAUUCAGAGAAAAAAGGUUCUCUAUCUUCUUCUGAGAUACUCACCUUGCCUCAGGAAGUCUCUUUAUCUAAACAAUCCACACCUGAGAAAAGAGUCAUCCCUAAGGAGGAUCUUACUCUACUGGUGAAGAAAGUUCCCACUGAGGAUGUAGCCAUUCCUGAUCAGAAAGCUGAUUCUGUCAUGAAGGAGGAAGCUAUUCAGUACAGGACUUCUCAAACACCCCAGGAGACACCAAGCAAGAACAUCAGAAAGACAGCAGAGGAAGGCCAUUCACAGAAGGAUCAACAGCAAACAACUCGUAAAGUGCCUACAGUGGAAACAAAGCCUUCCCCAUCAGCUCCAAAGGCUUCGUCUGCUCCUCAUGCAGAGAGAGUACCUCCCUCUGAAGCUAAAGGGUUACCUGUGGAGAAGACUAUCUCCCCGCCAACUUCAACUUCCUUGGCAGCUCCCCUAGCAGAGAAGUUGUCACCACCUGAAGACAAAGGCCCUGUUACAGCGCCUGGACCAAGCAAAGAAAAAUACACUACAACACCCAAAAAGGGUAGAAUUCAUGUUCAGGAGGAUGAGAAACCAGAGGUGCCAACUUUGAAGAAGGUGAAAAUACCUUCAAGAGAUAAGGAGGAAGACAAAGACAUCAUCAAACUUAAAAACGUGCCCCAGAUUCCUUUAGAAGAGAAGGCAAAGGAAGUCACACCUGGGACAUCUGAUGGAAAACUGCUUUUUGAGGCUCAUACCAAAGCUCCACAUUUUGACCAUGAUAGAGAAGAUCACAUGCAGAUGGGCAGUCCAGUUGACAAUAGUAACCAAAAGAAACUUACGGAUUCCGCUCAGGAAUCAGCUGAACAUUUGAAAAAUCUACCUGAAGAUGAGAAGGUAGAAGUGAAGACAAUUUCCAAGAAAACACCCAAGUUCCGUAAAGAAGAACCCCAGGACCAAACAGGUUUAGCUCCUAAAAAAGUAGCAAAGCAGACACCAGAUAAGAAAGAACAAGAAACUGUGAAAUUAAAACCAUUUGAAAGAACUGCUACACCCAAAGACAUACAUAAAUCAGUUGUUAAGAAAGACAGUCCCUCUGGAGUUUCAAAAAGAGAUGAGGGACCCAAUAGAGAAGAACUGGUGAAAGAACCUGAAGCUCAUCAACCUAAAGACGAAAAACCAAAAGAUUCUAACAAACCCCUUUCAAAGGUUAAAAUGACUUCUACUCCCGAAAAAGAGAAGGAAAAUGUUGAAUUGAAGCCAUUUGCAAAGUCUCCUAAAGCUGAUAUAAAAGUUAUAAAGUCCCCUGAGGAAAUACAGAAGAAGGCAGAAAGUAAAGUACAAAGUCGAGAAUCAAGAGAUACUACUGAGAGAAAGUCUCCAGAUAAGGAACUUGAGAGAACCAAAAACAAAGAGCCUGGCGUGGUACAAAAACCAAGCCCUUCAGGGAAAGUGGUCCCUCCCAAGAAGGAAGAAAGUCUCAAGGAAGAUAUGCCAAUUCAGUUAAAGAAGAUAGAUAGCCUGUCAAAAGAAGCAGAGAUUAAAAAGAAAGAAGAAGUUCCAAAGCACAUAGAGGACAUCAAGAGAGGUGUAGAGCUUAAGAAGACUCCUUCACCAAGAGUUGAGAAACUGAAGCCAAAAGCAAUUGAAUCCAUAUCUAUGGAAAGGAAGCCCAGUGCAGAAAGAAGCAAAUAUUUACCUAAAAAAGAUUCCCCUAAAGAUUCAGUUGAAGCCAUUUCCCUAAAAAAAGUGGCAACUAAAACAUCACCACAGCAACAGACCCAAGAAGCACCAGGAAAGAUUCCUUUGAUGAAAGAGCUUUCACCUCAAGCGGUGCAGUUGAGAAAAAUUGCUACUCAACUGGAGGAAGAGGUGUAUGAGGAUGAGCCAGAGGUGGAAGAAGAGGAGGAUGAAGCGUGGGGAUGGGAGCUUGUCCCGCGUGAAAGUUAUGGUUCCACAGAGGACUGGGAAGAUGAAUCCUUGGAAGAUGGGGCAGUUGAGACCCCCGGGAUGCCAGGUGACAGACGAGAUGGGAAACCAAAGGAGGAACCACCAAAAGGCAGAGGCCGAGGUCUUGGGGCGAGGCAAACACCAUCCCCUGGUGAUGGUGGCAAGGGUAGAGGAAUGAGACCUGGUGGAGACAAACCACCAGAGGAACCAUUCGGAGGAUUCAAGCUCAAAGCUGUUCCCCUUAAGUUCAUUAAAAAACUCCAGGACAUAGUGUUGAAGGAAGCUGAAUCUAUUGGCUCUGCUGCUUCGUUCGAGUGUGAGGUUUCACCCUCAACUGCAAUAACAACAUGGAUGAAAGAUGGAAGCAACCUAAGAGAGAGCCCAAAGCACAAAUUCACCUCUGAUGGCAAAGAUCGCAAACUGAACAUCAUUGAUGUCCAACUUUCUGACACUGGCGAAUACACAUGUGUUGCCAAAAAUGCAGGCAAAGAAGUGACAUGCACAGCCAAACUAAUUGUUGAAGAGCUGCCUGUGAAGUUCAUUAAGACUUUGGAAGAAGAGACAUCAGUCAUCAAGGGACAGUCUAUGUACCUGACCUGUGAGCUGAACAAAGAGAGAGAUGUUGUAUGGAAGAAGAACGGUCAGCCCUUGAAGAAAAUUGCAGGGAAGUUGGCCAUCAAUGUAAUUGGAAUGCAACAUGCAAUUACACUCCAGAACUCAGGGGAAGAAGAUGCUGGUGUCUAUACAUGUGAAUGUGAGGACAUUAAGACUGAAACUACUGUCAAAGUAAUAGAAAUCAUCAGAGACUGGUUAGUGAAACCACUGAGAGAUCAGCAUGUGAAACCUAAGGCCACAGCCACAUUCAAGUGUGAACUCUUCAAAGAAACACCCAAUUGGAAGUGGUUCAAGGGAGACAAUGAAAUUCCUAAUGAUCCAACUAGCAAGACUGAGGUGAAGAAGGAAGGAAAAGAAAUAACUCUUACAAUCAAGAACGCACAACCUGAAGAUGUAGGAGAAUAUGCCAUGGAAGUUGAAGGACGCAGAUAUGCAGCUAAACUAACACUUGGAGAGCGGGAAGCCGAGAUCUUGAAGCCCCUUUCCAGUGUGGAGGUGGUUGAGAAGGAAGAGGCCUCAUUUGAGACUGAAAUAUCUGAGGAAGAUGUAGCUGGAGAAUGGAAACUGAAGGGAGAAGUUCUUACAAGAUCACCGACAUGUGACAUCAAAGCUGAGGGCAAGAAACGUUUCCUCACUCUGAAACACAUCCAACUUGACCAGUCUGGUGAAGUGUCUUACCAAGCUCUGAAUGCUAUCACCAGUGCUGUGCUCACAGUUAAAGAAAUGGAAAUGGACUUCACAGUCCCCUUGAAGGAUGUGUCUGUACCUGAAAAGAAACAGGCUAAAUUUGAGUGUACCAUCACAAAAGAUGUGCCCAAAGUCAUGUGGUUAAGGGGCUCUGACAUUGUAACAGCAAGCUCUAAAUAUGACAUUAUUGAUGAUGGAAAGAAACACAUAUUGGUCAUUAACAACUGUGACUUUGAUGAUGAGGCACAAUAUACUAUUGAAGUUUUGGGCAAAAAGUCAACAGCCCAACUUACAGUUGAGGGUAUGAGGCUCAAAUUCAUCUCACAACUAAAGGACCAAAUUGUGAAGGAAGGUAAAAUGGUUCAAUUUGAGUUUGAGCUAACUCAUGAAAAUGUGACAGUGACAUGGUACAGAAACGAAAUAAAACUCCAUCCAAGCAGAACCCUGAUCACCCAUGUUGAAGGAAAGAAACAUUUAUUAGAAAUGAGGGAGUUGACACUAGAUGAUACAUGCCAAAUUAAGGCAGAGGCUAAAGGAGUAUCAUCAACUGCAAACCUGACGGUGAUAGAGGGUGACGCAGUCUUCAUAGUGAAGUUGCAAGACUAUACCGCUGUGGAGAAAGAUGAGGUCACUCUGGACUGUGAACUCAGCAAAGACGUCCCUGUGAGGUGGUUCCACAAAGAGACGGAGAUCAAAGCGUCCAAGAUGGUGACCCUGAAGUCUGAAGGGAAACGCAGAGUCCUGUCCAUUAAGAAAGUGGAGGAAAAAGAUAGAGGGCAAUAUGUAUGUGACUGUGGAACUGACAAGACUAUGGCAAAUAUCAAUAUUGAAGCUCGUGAUAUCAAGGUGGUUCGACCCAUGUAUGGAGUUGAACUCUUUGAUGGCGAAACGGCUCGUUUUGAGGUUGAAAUUUCUGAGGAUGAUGUCCAUGGCCAGUGGAAGUUGAAGGGAGAUGUCCUAAAUCCUUCCCCUGAUGUGGAAAUUGUUGAAGAAGGUGGCAAGCACACAUUGACUUUGUACAACUGCAAAGUCAACCAGUCAGGUGAAGUGGGAUACCAGGCUGCUAAUGCUAAAUGCACAGCUAAUCUGAAAGUGAAAGAACUUCCACUAACCUUCAUCACACCUUUGACUGAUGUGCAAGUCUAUGAGAAGGAUGAGGCAAGGUUCGAGUGUGAAGUGUCAAGAAAGGCCAAGAGCUUCCGUUGGCUUAAGGGAUCUCAGGAGUUGACGUCCGAUGACAAGUUUGAGAUGACACAACUGGGAAAUAUUCACACUUUGGUGGUCAAAUCCGCUGCAUUUGAUGAUGAAGCCAAGUACAUGUUUGAGGCUGAGGACAAGAGAACAACUGGAAAACUAGUUAUCCAGGGUAUUCGCCUUGAGUUUGUCAAGCCCAUUAAGGAUGUCACAGUGAAGGAGCGUGAGACAGCAGAGUUCAGUAUUGAACUUUCACAUGACAAGAUCCAGGUCACUUGGUACAAGAACGAUGUGCGUUUGCAUCCCAGCAAAGUGGUGCAUAUGUCAGAGAAUGGCAAGUUCCACACCCUGGCCUUCAAGGAAGUGUCCAUUGAUGACACAUCUAUGAUCAAAGUUGAGGCAUUGGGAAAGAGCUCCAAGGCCAUGCUGACUGUUCUUGAGGGAGAGCCAUACUUUGUCACCAAGUUGCAAGACUACACUGCAGUUGAGAAGGAUGAAGUAAUGAUGGUCUGUGAACUGAGCAAGGCCUCUGCUCAGGUGAAAUGGUUUAAAGAUGGACAAGAUAUUAUUCCAUCCAAGAAUGUUCUUCUUAAAGCUGAUGGAAAAAGGCGUAUUCUGACAGUCAAGAAGGCAGAAAAAGGCAACAUUGGAGAAUAUACCUGUGACUGUGGUUCUGACAAAACCAUAGCCAGGCUGGAUAUUGAAGAGCGUGACAUAAAGAUAGUCCGUCCCCUGUACAGUGUGGAAGUGACAGAGACUGAGACUGCUCGCUUUGAGACAGAGAUCUCUGAGGAGGAUGUGCAUGGUCACUGGAAGCUCAAAGGAGAAGCUCUUCACCAGUCUCCUGACUGUGAAAUAAAGGAGGAAGGCACAAAGCACAUGCUGAUACUGUACAAUGUUCGCAUGGAUCAAGUUGGAGGAGUUGACUUCCAGGCUGCAAAUGCCAAAUCCAAUGCCCAGCUUAGAGUGAAGGCUCGAUCAAUUGGUCUGCUGCGUUCGCUGAAGGAUGUCACUGUAACAGCUGGAGAGACUGCAACCUUUGACUGUGAGCUGUCAUAUGAGGGCAUUGUUGUAGAAUGGUUCCUUGGAAGCACAAAGAUGGUAGAAAGCGACAGGGUUGUAACCCGUGCUGAGGGUAAAGCUCACACUCUGACUCUUAGAGAUGUCAAACUAACAGAAGCUGGUGAGGUCAAACUCACUGCUAAGGACUUCAACGCUAAGGCCACACUUACUGUUAAUGAGCCACCAGUUGAGUUCACCAAACCUCUGGAGGACCAGACUGUGGAAGAGGAGGCCACUGCUACCCUGGAAUGUGAAGUUUCCAAAGAAAAGGCUGAAGUUAAAUGGUUCAGAGAUGGACAGGAGAUCCGCAAAACUAAGAAACAUGAAAUGGUUGUCGAUGGCCGCAAGAGAAAACUUAUCAUUCAAGAGUGUACACUUGAUGAUUCUAAGACAUAUACCUGUGACGCAAAGGAAUUCAAAACGUCUGCUUUCCUGAAUGUUGAGCCUCCUUAUGUUGAGUUCUCCAAACCACUUCAUGAUGUUGAAGUCAAAGAGAAGGACUCUGCAAGAUUUGAGUGUGAGGUGUCUCGUGAGUCUGCAAAGGUGCGCUGGUUCAAGGAUGGUAAUGAGAUCAGAAAAGGAAAGAAGUAUGAAAUUAUUUCCAAGGGUCUCCAGCGCAUUCUCAUCAUCACAAAGACAGUCUUUGAUGAUGAAGCUGAAUAUGAAUGUGAUGCAAAAACCUCAAAAUCCUCUGGCAUGCUGACUGUCAUUGAGGAGGAGGCUAGGUUCUCAAAGAACCUAUCUAACGUGGAAGGAACAGAGACAGACAGCGUGAAAAUGAUCUGUGAAGUAUCAAAGCCCAGUGCUGAAGUCACCUGGUACAAGGGUGACAAGGAGCUGCCUGAGGGAGGAAGAUACGAACACAUUGCAGAUGGAAAGAAGAGAAUUCUUAUCAUCCAGGAUCUCAAAAUGGACGAUGCUGGAGAGUACAACUGCAGACUCUCUAACGCCAAGACAUCUGCUACUCUGAAGCUGAAUGAACUUGCUGCCGAGUUCAUUGCCAGGCCUCAGAGUCAGGAGGUGGUUGAAGGAGAAAAGGCUGAGUUUGUCUGCUCGGUCUCCAAAGACACCUAUGAUGUCAAAUGGUUUAAGAAUGACAAGGAGAUAACGGCUGGGGACAAAUUUGACAUUGUCUGUGAUGGAAAGAGGAGAGCGCUUAUUGUAAAACAAUGUGAACCAAAGGAUGAAGGAAGUUAUGUUGCUUUCAUUGGCUCAACCAAAGCUUCAGCUGAGUUGUAUGUCAUUGAGAAACUCAGGAUAAUUACACCCAUCAAAGAUACGCAAGUGAAGGAAGGACAAGAGAUUGUCUUUAACUGUGAGGUGAACACUGAGGGAGCCAAAGCAAAGUGGCUGAAGAAGGAAGAGACUAUGUUUGAGAGCAGCAAGUACAUCAUGAUCCAGAAAGACAAUGUCUUUUCUCUGAGGAUUAAGGAUGCCCAAAGGACAGAUGAAUGUACCUACACCAUUACACUAACCAACCAGCGCGGUGAACAUGCAAAGGUCUCAGCCAAUGCUACUGUGAAAGAGGAGAAACUCAAGUUUUUGGAGCCUCUUGAAGACAUUGAUACUCAAGAGAAAAAGACCAUUGUCUUUACAUGCAAGGUGAACCGACCGGAUGUCACGGUUAAAUGGAUGAAGGCCGGCCAGGAGGUUACCCUCAGCAAGCGCAUCCUGUACAGGGUAGACAAAGACAAGCACACGUUGACCAUCAAGGACUGUAUUCUGGCCGAUGAGGGUGAAUACACCGCAGUUGUCGGUGAUGACAAAUGCACCGCUGAGCUUAUCAUCAGUGAGGCACCCACAGACUUUUCCACACAACUCAAAGACCAGACCAUCACUGAGUUUGAGGAGGCAGAGUUCACUUGCAAGCUGUCUAAAGAGAAGGCUGCAGUCAGAUGGUACAGGAACGGACGCGAGAUCAGAGAGGGUCCCAGAUACAAGUUUGAGAAAGAUGGAAAGAUCUGCAAAUUGCGCAUCAAGGAGUGCAGACCAGAUGAUGAGUGCGAAUAUGCCUGUGGAGUUGAUGACAGGCGAUCCCGGGCCAAACUCUUCGUUGAAGAAACCCCUGUGGAGAUCAUCAGACCCCCAGCGGAUGUGUUUGAGCCUCCAGGUUCAGACAUUUUGUUUGAGGUGGAGCUCAACAAAGACAGAGUUGAAGUGAAAUGGAUGAGGAACAACAUGAUUAUUGUCCAGGGCGACAAGUACCAGAUGAUAAGUGAAGGAAAGGUCCACAGACUGCAAGUGUGUGAGAUUAGGCCCCGUGACCAGGGAGAGUACAGAAUCGUUGCAAAGGAAAAGGAUGCCAGAGCCAAGUUGGAGCUGGCAGCUGUGCCAAAGAUCAAGACGACUGACCAGAACCUGGUGACUGAUGCUGGGAAACCCUUCGUCAUGACAAUUCCCUAUGAUGCCUAUCCUCGUGCAGAGGCUGAGUGGUUCUACAAGGAUGUCAGCUUACCAGUGCAGAACAUUGACACCUCUACAGACAAGACAGAAUACAGACUGAAGAGCCCCAAUAAAAAUGAUCAGGGAAGGUAUAAGAUUGUCAUCAAGAACAAACACGGACAGGGAGAGGCGUUCAUCAACCUAGAUGUCAUUGAUGUCCCUGGACCUGUGAAGAACCUGAAGGUGGUUGACACUGCCGAUGGUGAGGUGAGCUUGGCCUGGGAUGAACCAGAGAGUGAUGGUGGCAGCAAGAUCAUUGCCUACGUGGUAGAGAGGCGUGAUAUCAAGCGCAAGACCUGGACAAUGGCCACAGACCGCGCUGACAUUCCAGAAUACUGCGUCAGCGCGCUCCAGAGGGAUUCCAUGUACCUGUUCCGUGUCUGUGCUCGCAACAGAGUGGGCAGUGGCCAGACAGUUAAGACAGACACAGCUGUCCAAGCUAAGAACAAGUUUGAUGUGCCUGAAGCUCCUGAGAACGUUAUGGUUGGAAUUGUGAACAGGUUUGGUGCCACCGUUACCUGGAAGCCUCCACUUUCCGAUGGUGGAUCUGAGGUUACCUCCUACAUCAUUGAACUCCGUGAUAGGACGUCUGUGAAAUGGGAGGCUGCUAUGGUCUGCAAGCCAGAGGACCGCUCUGCCACUCUAAAUGAUGUGGUUGAGAACAAGGAAUACAUCUUCCGAGUCAAAGCUGAAAACAAAGCAGGAAUUGGUAAACCAAGUGCAGCCACAGAUCCAGUGAAGAUCAUGGACCCCAUUGAGAAACCCAGUCCACCCCUCAACUUCAACUUCAGUGAUCCAACAAAGAACUCUGUUCAACUGACCUGGGAGACUCCCAUGAGCAAUGGAGGCAGCAUGAUCACAGGUUACAUCAUCGAGAAGUGUGAGGAUGGAACAGACAAGUGGCUGAGAUGCAACGCUAGGCUCUGCCAGGACCUGUACUAUAAGGUGACUGGUCUGAAGCAGAGUCAAAAGUACCACUACAGAGUUAUGGCUGAGAAUGCAGCUGGAAUGUCUGAUCCAGCUGAUAAGAUUGGACCUGUCUUGGCUGACGAUAUACAUGUUUCACCUUCAAUGGACCUCGGUGCAUUCAAGAAUGGUCUAGAGGUCAUUGUUCCUCAAGCUCUCACAAUUCGUGUCCCUAUUUCUGGAUACCCAACACCCAAAGCUAAAUGGAGAUUUGGAGACAAGGAGUUGACCACUGGUGACCGUGUAUCCAUGGUUACAAAGAGUGGCUUUACAGAGCUUGUCAUCACCCCAAGUGUGCGUCCAGACAAGGGAACAUACACCCUGCAACUGGAAAAUGAUGUGUCCUCUGUCUCAGGAGAGAUUGAAGUUAAUGUCAUUGCAUCUCCAAGUGCACCUAAAGACUUCAAAGUAUCAGAGGUUACCAGACAUCAUGUGCAUUUGAUGUGGGAGGCACCAGAACAUGACGGGGGAAGCCCAGUCUCUGGAUACCAAAUUGAAAAACGUGAGGUAUCUCGCAAGACCUGGGUCAAGGUUGCCACCAAUGUCAUGGAUCUGGAGCACACUGUCUCAGAUGUCAUCGAAGGCAAGGAGUAUCUUUUCAGUGUUACUGCUUGCAACAAAUGUGGCCCAGGAGAGCCUGCCUACAUCGAUGAGCCAGUCAAUGUGUCCUCUCCGGCCACUGUGCCAGACCCGCCUGAGAAUCUGAAAUGGAGGGACAAGUCAGCCAAAGGUAUCUUCCUGUUCUGGGAGCCACCUAAGUAUGAUGGUGGUGCAAACAUCAAAGGCUACGUUGUUGAUAAGUGUCAACGAGGCACAGACAAAUGGGAGCCAUGUGGUGAACCCCUGCCUGAGCUGAAGUUCCAGGUGACUGGUUUGACUGAAGGACAGUGGUAUGCCUAUCGUGUUAGAGCAGUCAACAGACUGGGAGCCAGCAAUCCAUGCAGGGCUACAGAUGAAAUCCUGGCUGUGGAUCCAAAAGAACCUCCAGAGAUUCAGCUGGACGUGAAACUGAUUGCUGGACUGACUGCCAGGGCUGGAACAAAGAUUGAGCUCCCGGCUGAUGUGCUUGGAAAGCCAGAACCCAAAGUGAAAUGGACCAAAGCUGACCUGGUCUUGAAGGGAGAUGAUCAUGUUGCCAUUGACAGCAAGCCUGGUCAUUCUACAUUAUCUAUUGCCAAAACAAUAAGAGAAGACACUGCCACGUACAUCAUUGAAGCUGUCAACAGCAGUGGUCGUGCAACUGCAACUAUUGAUGUCAACAUUCUUGACAAGCCAGGUCCUCCAGCUGCCUUUGACAUCUCUGACAUCACCAAUGAGUCUUGCUUCCUUGCCUGGAACCCUCCCAGAGAUGACGGCGGUUCAGUGGUCACUAACUACAUUGUUGAGAAACGUCCUAUUGACAAAGAAGAGUGGCAGAAAUUGUCUUCUACUGUGAAGCAAACGACUUUCCAUGCCCAGAAGCUCACUCCUCUGAAAGAAUACGUCUUUAGAGUUCAGGCAGAAAACCAGUAUGGCAUUGGAGCCCCUACCGAGCAUGCGCCAAUUAUUGCCAAAUACUCCUUUGAUCCUCCUGGUGCUCCAACAAGAGUACAGCACUCUGACAUUGCCAAGGACUCUUUGACUCUUACUUGGUAUGAGCCUGAUGAGGAUGGCGGUAGUCCCAUCACUGGCUACUGGGUGGAGAAGUUUGACCAAGAACAGGACAAAUGGAUCCGAUGCAACAAGUUGCCUAUUAAGGACACCACCUUCAGGGUGAAGGGACUGCCUACCAAGAAGAAGUACAGAUUCCGUGUAUUGGCAGAGAAUCUCGCAGGACCAGGAAAGCCAAGCACUGAAACUGAUCCAAUCUUGGUUAAAGAUCCAAUUGAUCCUCCAUGGGCCCCUGGUAAACCAUACAUCAAAGACAUUGCCAAGACCUCAGCCUGCCUACAAUGGACUAGGCCCGAGCAUGAUGGUGGGGCCAAGAUUGAGUCCUACAUUAUUGAACUUCAGAAGACAGGAACUGAAGAGUGGGUUCGUGUAGCAGACGAUAUCCCAACGACAGAACACUUCCUGAAGGGGCUUAUGGAGAAGCAGGAGUACUCCUUCAGAGUCAAGGCUGUCAACGUGGCUGGAGAGAGUGAGCCCAGUGAUCCAAGCGAUCCUGUGGUCUGCAAGGAGAGACUCUACCCUCCAUCAGCUCCUCGAUGGCUUGAGGUGACCAACAUUACUAAGAUCAAUGCUGACUUGAAGUGGACUGUUCCAGACAAUGAUGGUGGUUCACCAAUAACCAACUACUUAGUUGAGAAGAGGGAUGUCAGACGCAAAACCUGGCAGGCAAUAGACACCACUGUAAAGGAGGUCAAGUACACUGUGACUCCUCUAAACGAGGGCUCCCUGUAUGUAUUCCGUGUGGCCGCUGAGAAUGCUGUUGGACAAAGUGAUUACUGUGAAUUGGAAGACGCCGUACUGGCUAAAGACACCUUCACCACUCCUGGGCCACCAUAUGCCUUGACUGUGUUGGAGGUCUCCAAGAGACACGUUGAACUGAAAUGGGAAGCUCCAAAAAGCAAUGGUGGAAGACCCAUUACAAAGUAUGUCAUUGAGAAGAAAGAGAAGCUUGCAACCCGCUGGAUUAAGUCCGGCAAGACCCCAGGCGCUGAAUGCAAGUACAAGGUAACUGACGUGGAUGAAGGAACCGAGGUUCAGUUCCAAGUCCGUGCUGAGAAUGAGGCUGGUGUUGGACAUCCCAGUGAACCUACUGAGAUCCUCACAAUUGAAGAUCCAACAAGUCCACCAUCUCCUCCUCUUGAUCUGGUUAUUCCCGACGCAAGCAGGGAGCAUAUUUCCAUCACCUGGAAGGUCCCAGCAAAGAAUGGAGGCAGCCAUAUUACUGGAUACCAUGUUGAAAUUUCUGAAGCUGGCACAGAAAAGUGGAUGAGGGUCAACUCUCGUCCAAUUAAGGAGCUUAAGUACAAGGUAGAGGAGGGCAUUAUUCCAGAGAAACAGUACGUCCUCAGGGUGCGUGCCAUCAACUCCAUCGGUGUCAGUGACCCCUCCGCAAUCUCUGACAAGGUGUUUGCCAAGGACCCUGACUGUAUGCCUACGAUGGAUGUACAGGCCCAAGACGUUGUUGUUGUUGAGGGUGAGAAACUCCACCUCAACAUCCCAUAUAGAGCCAUUCCCAAACCAAAGAUGGUGUGGCAGAAGGACACAGUGGAGUGUAAGGCUGAUGAUAGACUCACCAUGACCUGUGAGCUGAACAGUGUUCAUUUGGAGCUGCUGAAAUGUGUUCGUGGUGAUGCCGGUGCAUACAGCAUCACUUUGGAAAACUCUCUUGGAACAGCAACUGGAAUCAUCAAUGUUAAAGUUAUUGGUCUUCCUGGCCAAUGCAAGGACAUUAGUGCCAGUGACAUAACCAGUACCUCCUGCAAAAUGUCAUGGGAGGCUCCAGAGGAUGAUGGUGGGAGCCCCAUUCUCAGCUAUGUACUGGAGCGCAGAGAGGCUUCUAAGAAGACCUACAUGCCUGUGAUGUCAGGAGAGAAUAUCCUGACACGACAGGUUAAGGAUCUCUUCCUCAACUGCGAGUAUCACUUCAGGGUGAAGGCUGUCAACAAAGUUGGACCGGGAGUGUUCCUAGAUCUUCGCAACCCUGUCAUCACUGAAGAAAUAAAACAGAAGCCAGAUCCACCGAUUGGGGUUGAGGCUCUUAACCCAACCUCAAAAUCCAUCACUGUGACAUGGAAAGCACCAGAUUAUGAUGGCGGAUGUGUCAUCACUGGCUACAUCCUGGAGAAGAUUGAAAAAGAGGGAGAACGAUUCCAGAGGAUCAACCCCUCCUUGGUGCCUGGUUUCUCCUAUGUUGUACCUGACCUAACUGAAGGAAUGGAGUACCAGUUCCGUGUCAGGGCUGAGAAUGCUGCUGGCGUUAGUGAACCAUCUCGCAGCACUCCACUGAUCAAGGCUUGUGAUGCUGUUGAUGCUCCCAAGGUUACCCUCCACGCACGCCUGCAGUCUGGCCUGUGCAUCCGAAAAGGAGAGGAAAUCCGCCUGGAUGCCUUUAUCUCUGGUUCUCCUUAUCCCACGGUGACCUGGCUGAGAGAUAAUGAGGAUGUCACGAAGGAGCCUGUCAAGAAACAGCAACCACUAGUGGUUAAGAAGAAGACCAAGUCAAAGGUGCCUGAACCUGAGGAGGUGUUUGUGACUCCAAUCCUGCAGCGUGUCUCUUUUGACCAGACCAAGAAGGGCCAAACCGCUAUCAUGGUGCGUGAAUCUGUGAGAGUGGAUCACGGAUGCUUUACCAUCAGGGUGGAGAACUCUCAUGGAGUUGCAACUGCCUCUUGUGAGGUUAAUGUUCUUGAUAAACCUGGACCUCCAGUGAACUUCACAUUUGAGGACAUCAGAAACACCUCUGUAAUCUGCAAUUGGGAACCUCCUCUGGAUGAUGGUGGCAGCGAGAUCUUGAACUACAUUCUGGAGAAGAAAGACAACAAGAAUGAUGAAAUUGGCUGGAUAACAGUGACCUCAACCCUAAGGGGUUGUACAUACCCUGUGACCAAACUGAUUGAAGGAAAGGAGUACAUCUUCCGCAUUACCGCUGAAAACAAAUCUGGCUGUGGACCUUCAUGUGUCUCUGAGCCACUUGUUGCCAAGAAUCAAUUUGAUCCACCUGAUGCACCAAACACACCUAGGAUUGGAGAGGUCAACGCUAACAGUAUCCACAUCUCCUGGCAUGAACCCAAAGACAAUGGCAGUCCCAUCCUGGGCUACUGGAUCGAGAGGAAGGAGAUCAACAGCAAGCACUGGACAAGGGUCAAUCGUAGCCUGUUCAACUCUCUGGAGGUCAAGGUUCUGGGUCUUAUGGAGGGCUUGACUUACAUUUUCAGAGUUUGUGCUGAAAAUAUGGCUGGUCCUGGGCCCUUCAGUGUCCCAACAGACCCUCAGAUUGCCAUGGAUCCUAUCUUGCCGCCUGGUCCACCCACUCCUUGGGUUGUUGACACUGGUGCAACUUCCAUUGAUGUGGCUUGGAAACCUCCAUUGUACAAUGGAGGAGGAGACAUCCUUGGGUACCAUGUUGAGAAAGUUCUGGCUGGAGAGAAGGAAUGGACACGUAGCACAGAGUUUAGAUGCAAGGAGCUCAAGUAUACUGUGACCGGUCUCACUGAGGGUGCUGACUAUAUAGUCCGUAUCAUUGCUGUUAACGAUUGCGGACCUGGAGUGCCAGGAGUAACUGAGCCUGUAACAGUAAAAGAACCUCAAGAACCUCCCAUUGUGGACUUUGAUGACUCGGUAAAGAAUGGAGUCAUAAUUCGCGCCGGAGUCAACCUGCGUCUUCCAGCCAUCGUGAUUGGCAGACCUCAACCAGAGGUGAAAUGGGCCAAGGACGAAUCAGAAACUGACAAGGAAAGAGUUGUCAUUGAGACACAGGGAAAGAACAGCGUUCUCUUUAUCAAGCAUGCCUUGAGAACUGACCAUGGAAUGUACCAAGUCACUGGAACCAACAGCAGUGGAACCAAGGCAGCUGUCACUAAAGUUGAUGUCAUGGACGUUCCUGGGCCUGUGGUUGACCUGAAGACUACAGUGGUUACUAAGAAGAACAUUGGCAUAAGCUGGGCUGACCCUGCAGACAAUGGUGGCAGUGAUGUCAUUGGCUAUGUGGUUGAGAAGAAGGAUGCUAAGAUGCAACUCUUCAGACAACCUAUUGAAGUUGCGCAAUGCAAGUGUGACAUUCAGGGUCUGCUUGAUGGAGAGGAGUACAUGCUCCGUGUUAUUGCAAGAAACAAGUAUGGUCUUGGAGCCCCAUGUGACAUUGGACCUAUCCUUGCUGUGGAUCCCAAAGGCACACCGUCUGCCCCAGAGAAGCUGCAUUACACAGAGAGGACCAAGACCACCAUCACUCUCUCUUGGGAACCCCCACGUACUGACGGAGGGAGUCCCAUUAGGGGUUACUACAUUGAGAAGAUGAGACAUGAUGGAACUGAAUUUGACGUGGCCAACCGGCAGAUCAUCACAGACACAACUGCAACCAUUGAAAACCUCACUGAGAACAACAUGUAUCAGUUCCGUGUGAAGGCUAUGAAUGAGGUUGGAGAAGGGGACCCUUCAAAGCCAAUCAGCGCUAACAUGCAGGACGAUGAAGUCGCCCCAACAAUUACAAUCCUGAAAUUCAUCAAGAGAGAUGCCAUCAUUGUCAAGAAGGGAGUGGCCAUUGAUAUCCCUGCUGAGGUUAGUGGCCUUCCCAUGCCAGUGUUUCAGUGGUCCAAGGAUGGGGUGGUCAUUGAGAAGCCCACUGAGACUCUACUGAUGGAGUCAGAGGAGGUGAGCAGAACUAAAGCCACAACCAAGAUCAGCAUCCCUGAGACUAUCAGACAAGACAAAGGAAACUACAAGUUGACUGCCACAAACUGUCAUGGCACCGCUCAUCACACUAUCAAAGUGGAGAUCCUAGAUCGUCCUCUUCCACCACAUACUAUUGUGGUUUCUGAUAUCAAGUCUGAAUCAUGCUAUCUCACUUGGGAUGCCCCUGAAGACAAUGGAGGCAGUGAUAUCACAAACUACAUCAUUGAGAGGAGGGAUGCAAGCAAGAAAAAGUCUGACUUUGAACAGAUCACUUGCAACGUUAUUGACAGAAGAUAUGGGGUCUACAAACUGGACACUUACGGAUCAUACCAGUUCAGAAUCAAAGCCGAGAACAAGUUUGGAAUUAGUGACGGUUGUGAUUCUGAAAAAGUCGUUCUUAAGGAUCCAUUUGGUCUUCCUGGUCCACCUCGCAACCCCAAAAUUAUCGGACACACCUCCACCUCCAUGCUGGUGACGUGGGAACCCCCCCUAGACAACGGUGGAUCCACCAUCACAGGCUACUGGCUAGAAAAGAGAGAGAGAGGAGCUGUGUACUGGGGUCGUGUCAACAGAGCUCCUGUCACCAAGCCUGCAGUAAAGGGUCUGGAGUAUAAUGUGCUCCGUCUGAAUGAAGGGGCUGAAUACCAGUUUAGGGUGAUGGCCUGCAAUGCUGCAGGACUUGGACCACCUAGUGAAUCAUCUGGGUGUGCCUAUGCAGUUGAUCCACGCAACCCCCCGAGCCCACCGUCUUGCCCAGAGGUAAAGGACAAAACCAAGACCAGUGUCAAACUUACUUGGAACCCACCAGAGAGGAAUGGAGGAAGUCCUAUCAAGGGCUACAUAAUCGAGGUCCACGAGGAAGGUGCUCCUGAUUGGAGAAGAGUUAAUGCCGCCGACAAGCUGCAUCCUAGCACUGAGUUCACUGUUCCAGACCUCAAAGAAAACAAGAAGUGCAAGUUCAGAAUCAUUGCUGUCAAUGCAGCUGGAGAGUCUGAUCCCAGUUCACGUACCAAUGAUAUCAUCGUUGAAGAUAUCCUAUUGGAGCCAACCAUCUCUCUUGAGGUCAGCGCCCAUGACCUGCUGUCCUGUAGGGCUGGCUCUAUGAUUAAGAUACCCACAGUCAUCACAGGACGUCCUACUCCUAAAGUGACGUGGACGUUUGAUGGAACAGCAGAGACAGAGAAGAAGAAUGAACUCCACACCCUUCCUAUAGAUUCAGAUAUCCAGUCUACUGAUACAACCUCAGUCAUAACCAUUCCUGAGAGCAAACUCAACCAUGCUGGACGCUAUAUCAUCAAAGCAGAAAGCGUAGCUGGAAAUAAGACCAUGAAAGUCAGGGUCAAUGUCCUUGACUUGCCAGGUCAACCUAAAGACCUGAAGAUCACUGACGUCACAAGAGGCACAUGUAGACUAACAUGGAAAGCUCCAGAUAAUGAUGGUGGUGAGAGGAUAAAGAGCUACUUCAUUGAGAAGAAGACUGUGUCAGGAAAGGCAUGGACAAAAGUUAACCCUGCAUGUGGCAGCCAAUCCUUUGUGGUGCCAGACCUUAUUGAGGGACAAGAGUACUUGUUCCGUGUCAGGGCAGAAAACCGCUUUGGAAUGGGACCUUACAUUGACACCAUCCAAAGAACCAAAGCCACAGACCCUAUCCAUCCCCCAGAACCUCCAACUCGUGUUAAGAUUAACGAUGUUGCCAAGGGCACAGCUACCCUUACAUGGAAGGCACCCAAGAAUGAUGGUGGUGCUCCCGUCACUCACUACACUGUUGAACGUCUUUGCUGGGAUGCCAGUGGAGCCCAAAAGGAAUCCUGGAGACAAUGCAACAGGCGUGACAUUGACUCCACCACUUUCAAGAUGGAUGACCUGAAUGAAGGCGAUGAGUAUGAGUUCCGUGUCAAGGCUGUAAACGAAGCCGGUUCUAGCAGACCUUCCUCUACUGCUGGGCCAGUCCUAAUCCAAGACCAAACACGUGCACCUUCUAUUGAACUGAGUGAGUUCAUGGAAGUUGAACAGGGAGCGGACAUUGCCAUUGUGGCUAAGAUCCGCGGUGGUCCCUUCCCCACUCUCACCUGGUUCAAGGCUCCUCCCCACAAGGCUGAUGACAAAGUGGAGGUGCAGUAUGAUGAGCACAUCAACAAGAUUGUGUGUGACGACAGCUGCACUCUGCUGAUCCAGCAGGGCAAACGCUCAGACACUGGUCUGUACACCAUCACUGCCAGCAACAGUCUAGGAAAGGCUUCCAAGGAGAUGAGGCUCAAUGUCCUAGGACGACCUGGACCUCCCUCUGCUCCCAUCAAGUUCGAGGAGAUUGGUGCUGAAAAGAUUACCCUGUCAUGGCUUCCACCUAAGGAUGACGGUGGCUCCAAGGUGACAAAUUAUGUCAUUGAACGACGCGUGGCCAACAGAAAGACCUGGAUAUCAGUUACCAAUGAGCCCAAAGAACGUGUCUUUACGGUGGAAGGUCUAAUGGAGGGACAUGAGUAUGUGUUCCGCAUCAUGGCUCAGAACAAAUACGGAGUUGGAGAUCCUCUGGACAGUGAACCAGAGAUAGCCAGGAAUCUAUACACUGUUCCAGGCCAAUGUGAGAAGCCUACCCUCUCCAGUGUUACUAUGGACUCUAUGACACUCAACUGGGAAGAGCCUGAAGUGGACGGUGGUAGUCCCAUUACUGGAUAUUGGCUGGAGCGUAAGGAGACAACCUCUAAGCGCUGGAACAGAGUGACACGUGACCCCAUCCGCCCCAUGCCGCUUGGCAUCUCCCACUGUGUGACCGGCCUCAUUGAGGGCUCCCAAUACCUAUUCCGUGUGUCAGCCAUCAAUGCAGCCGGAUGUGGGCUUGCCAGUCCACCAACGGAUCCCAUAUUUGCUAGAGACCCCAUCUCUCCCCCUGGACCUCCAACACCCAAGGUGACAGACUGGACCAAGUCUACCGUGGAUCUGGUUUGGAUUCCACCUCUGAAGGACGGUGGAUCCAAAAUCAUGGGAUACUACGUUGAGUACAAAGAGGAGGGAACAGAAGCAUGGGUUAAAGCCAAAGAGAAGGAAGUCAGAGGCACCAAGUUUGUUGUUUCUGGACUAAAGACAAAUGGACAAUACAAGUUCAGAGUGGUAGCUUUCAAUGCUGCAGGUCUGAGUGAACCCGGUGAAGUUCCAGAAGUUAUUGAGGUCAAGGACAGGACAAUUGCUCCUGAGGUUGACCUGGAUGCCUCAGUAAAGGAGAGGAUGGUUGUUCAUGCUGGCGGGGUGAUUCGCAUCAUAGCCUAUGUAUCAGGACAGCCUGCACCCACAAUCACAUGGAACAGAGAUGAUGGUGCUCUGCCACCAGAUGCUGUAAUUGAGACCACUGCCAUCAGCUCCUCUCUGGUCAUCAAGCCAUGUACAAGGAGACACCAGGGAGUUUACACUCUGACGGCUAAGAAUGACGGAGGUGAAAAGAAGAAAGCCAUCAUUGUUGAUGUCCUUGACGUUCCUGGACCCGUGGGUGUUCCGUUCACUGCUGAGCAUCUUACCAGUGACUCUUGCAAGUUGAACUGGUUCUUCCCUGAGGAUGAUGGUGGCUCCGCCAUCACCAAUUACAUCAUAGAGAAACGCGAGGCUGAACGCAAGGCGUGGACAGCUCUCUCCUACACAGUCACUAGGCACACUGCUGCAGCCCACAAUCUCAUGGUCGGAAAGACAUAUUUCUUCAGGGUUGCAGCUGAAAAUGCAAUUGGACUUGGUCCAUUUGUUGAGACUACGUGCGAAAUCGUAAUUAAGGAUCCUAUCACUGUCCCGGAACGCCCAGAGGAAAUAGAGGUCACAUCUGUCCACAGGGACUACAUCAGUGUCACCUGGAAACCUCCCAAGUUUGAUGGCGGCGCUGAGGUGACCAUGUACAUCCUUGAGGCACGCAUGAUCGGCAAGGACAAGUACACCAGGCUGACCAAGGAGAAGCUGAUGGAGAGAAGAUACACGUAUGAUGGACUGAGGGAGGGUGACACUUAUGAGUUUAGGGUCCUGGCUGUGAAUGAGAUCGGUCCCAGCAAGCCAUCCUUCUGCACCAAACCCAUCACCUGCAGGGAUGAAUUAGAGCCCCCAACCAUUGAGCUGGACUUCCGUGAUAAGAUCGUUGUUCGCGUUGGUGAGAGUUUUGCCCUCCAGGGACGCUACACAGGAAAGCCAUCUCCAUCUAUCAUCUGGUUCAGAGAUGACGAAGAGCUCAAGGCAGACAAUCACAUCAUGUUCAAGAACACCUUGAACACCAUGUGUUUGGGCCUCAUGAAGGCUAAGAGAGAGCACAGUGGCAGAUACUGUGUACUUGUUGAGAACAGCACAGGCUCAAGAAAAGGCGUUUGCAAUGUCACUGUUGUCGAUCGCCCAACACCUCCAGUGGGUCCAGUGAUCUUUGACGAAGUUCACAGAGAAUACAUGGUGAUCUCCUGGAAACCUCCUCUGGAUAGUGGCGGAACUGAAGUCUCCAACUACAUCAUAGAAAAGAGAGACGUAAACAGAGACAUGUGGAUGACUGUAACAUCCGCCUCCAGCAAGACCACUUGCAAAGUGCCAAAGCUAGUGGAGGGCAAAGAGUACAUCAUGAGAAUUUGUGCUGAGAACAUGUACGGCAUCAGCGAUCCACUGGAUUCAGCGGAGAUGAGAGCCAAAGAUCUCUUCAGAGUACCUGAGGCUCCGGAGCAGCCCAAUGUAAGAGAAGUCUACAAGGAUAAUGCUUUAGUGCUGUGGAGCAGGCCUCGUGAUGGUGGCAAGCCCAUCACCAACUACAUCCUGGAGAAGAAGGAACCCUCUGCUAAGAGGUGGUCCCGUGCCACCAGAGAUCCUCUCUAUCCAGCCACUCAGUUCAGGGUGCUGGAUCUGAUUGAAGGCUGUGAAUAUGAGUUUAGAGUUAUGGCAGAGAAUGAGAUUGGCACUGGUGACCCAAGUGUACCAUCAAAGCCCAUCCUUGCCAAAGAUCCAAUUGUUCCUCCUAGCCCACCUGUUCUGCCAGAGGCAAUAGACAAGACCAAGGACACUGUCAGUCUGAAAUGGCAGUUGCCUCGUCAUGACGGCAAAGGCAAAAUCUUUGGUUAUCUUGUGGAGUACCAGAAGGUUGGUGAAAAAGAAUGGGCCAAGGCCAACGAGACUCCCGAGACCUGCCCGGACAUCAACUAUGUCGUGACAGGCCUGACUGACGGUCAAGAUUACAAUUUCAGAAUCUUCACCGUCAAUGCUGCAGGAAACUCAGAGCCUGCCUUUGUUCGUCAACCAGUGAAAGUGCACGACAGAUUGGAGGCUCCAGAGCUGCUUCUUGACGCCAACAUGUCCCGUGACCACCUUGCCAUGCUGGGAACAGACAUCACUCUCAGUGCUGUUAUCAAGGGCAUGCCUCCCCCUACGGUAUCAUGGAAGAAGAACGAUGGAGAGGCACCAGCACAUGCCACUAUUGCAGUCACUGCCUCAGGCAGUAAGAUGUUUAUACCCAAGAGUGUGCGUCCUGACUCUGGAAACUACACCAUAACUGUUGAAAAUGCAGCUGGAUCCAAGACAGCAACUUGUGUCGUGCUCGUUUUAGAUAAACCUGGCCCUCCCAGGGAUCUGACUAUCUCUGAUAUAACCAGCGAGUCAGCCUACCUAACCUGGAAGGCUCCUGAGGAUGACGGAGGUGCUGUCAUCUCCCACUACCUGGUGGAGAAGAGGGAUGUUGCAGCUGAGAAAUGGGUGCCGGUCUGUGCCUCAUCAAAGAAGUUGAGCCUGAUGGCUCUCUAUCUAAUGGAGGGUGUUCAGUACAUGUUCCGUGUUGCAGCAGAGAACCAGUUUGGCAGAAGUGCUUACAUUGAGACCAAACUUCCUAUCAAGGCCGUCGAUCCUUUAUAUCCACCUGGCCCACCAAAGAAUCUGCAUCACACUGAUGCUGAAAAAACUGAAGUGUGGCUUGCAUGGGAGUGGCCAGACCGCACGGGAGGAAGUGAGGUAACUGGGUUCAUUGUUGAGCACCAAGAGGAAGGAACAACUGACUGGGUUAACUUCAAGACUGUCAGCAACAUUCUCUGUCAUGUAACUGGACUGGUGGAGGGCAAGACAUACAGAUUCCGUGUGAAGUCCCAGAAUGCCAUUGGCGUGAGCCGUCCAGACACUACUGUCCCUGUCACCUGUCAGGAGAAACUAUUGGCACCAACAAUUGAAGUUGAUGUGAAGCUUAUUGAGGGCCUCAUUGUCAAGUCUGGAAGCAAAGUUGUUCUGCCAGCAGUAAUGAAAGGAAUUCCAACUCCCACUGCUAAGUGGCUGAGUGAUGGAAAUGAAAUUGUAUCAGAGGGCAGGUUUAAGAUUGACACAGUGGAUACCUCAACAAGCCUCAGUAUUCCUGUGUGCAUAAGAGGUGACACUGGAGAAUAUAUUCUCACUGUGACCAACCCAGCAGGAAGCAAGUCUGUUGCUCUUCAUGUCACUGUGCUGGACGUCCCAGGUGCCCCUGUUGGUCCUGUAAACAUCACAGAGGUUACUCCAGAACAUAUGGCCAUUAACUGGAGGCCACCUAAAGAUGACGGUGGCACACCACUAUCAAACUACAUUGUUGAGAAGAAGGAUAUCAAGAAGCCAUGGGAGCCAUGGUCAGUUGUAAGCUCUGGAAGUACAAGCACCAAAUCCAAGAUUCCCAGAUUGGAAAAGGGGCGUGAAUAUGUUGUGCGUGUCCGUGCAGAAAACAAAAUUGGUAUUGGUGCAGAACUUGAGAGUCCCCCCACUAUUGCCAAACAUAUGUUUGACCCUCCUGGUCCUCCAGGCCAGCCAACAUGCUCAGACAUCACAGAAAACGCUGUGACAGUGGAAUGGACUCUGCCUGAAGUUGAUGGUGGCAGCCCUGUCAGUGGCUAUGUCAUUGAGCGUAGGGAAAUGACAGGGAAGUGGAUUCGUGUAAACAAAACGCCCGUGCUAGAUCUCAGAUACAGAGCAUCUGGUUUGUUUGAAGGCAACAGCUACGAGUUCAGAAUCUUUGCGGAGAACGUUGCUGGGGUCAGUGUGGCCUCUCCUGUGUCAGACCCAGUGAAGCUCACUCGUCCAAUCACAAAGCCAGGACCACCAGUCAACCCCAAGGUGAAGGACUGGAGUAAGUCCUAUGUUGACUUGGUGUGGACAAAGCCUACCAGAGAUGGAGGAAGUCCCAUCCUGGGUUACAUUGUUGAGUGUCAGAAAUCAACUAGUGCUCAGUGGGAUAGAAUGAACAAGGAUUUCCUUAUACUGGGCGGUGCCUACAGAGCCCCUGGUCUGAUUGAAGGUAUGGAAUACAAGUUCCGUAUCAGAGCCUCCAACAUAAUAGGAGACAGUGAGCCUAGAGAUCUGCAGGAGUCUGUCAUUGCAAAGGACAUUUUGGUGCCUCCAGUGGUCGUUGUUGAUGUAGCUUGCCGUGACCUACUGACAGUAAGAGCAGGCCAGAGUAUUAAUUUGACUACCAGAGUUAAGGGUAGACCCGACCCUGAAAUCACAUGGAGCAAGGAUGCCAGGGCUCUUGGCAGGGACAAGCGCACAGAGAUGAACAACAACUUCCCUCUGGUUGAGCUUGUAAUCUCAGAAGCAGUCAGAGAGGACUACGGAAAGUAUGCUAUCCUGGCUAAGAACAGCAGCGGCCAAGCCCAGGCCACAAUCAUUGUGAAUGUGCUUGACACACCAGGACCUUGCCAAAAUAUUAAGGUCUCUUAUGUGACUAAAGACUCUGGCAUGGUGUCAUGGGAGAACCCAGAGGAUAAUGGAGGCACUGAGAUUACACAGUACACCAUCGAGUCUCGUCAGGCUAGCCAAAGAGGUUGGACUUUGGUCUCAAAUGACUGCACCAAGCGUCUCAUGAAAGCACCUCUUACGGAGGGAUGUGAAUACUUCUUCCGUGUGAGUGCAGAGAACAAGAUUGGUACUGGACCUCCCAUAGAGACAAAGACAGCCGUAGUGGCUGUAGAUCCCAUUGAGAAACCAGGUGAUCCAGAGAACUUGCACAUCAGUGAAAUUGGCAAGACAUUUGUCUUCCUCAAAUGGAAGAAGCCAGACUAUGAUGGUGGUAGCCGCAACAUUGGUUACCAUGUUGAGAAGAAGCCAAAGGAGGCAGAUGAUUGGGAGAGACUUCAUAAGGGUGCCAUUAAGGAGACUUACUUCAUGGCAGAUAGAUGCAUUGAAAACGAAGUUUACCAGUUCAGAGUGCAAACCAAGAAUGAGGGAGGUGAAAGCAACUGGGUGACAACAGCUGAAAUUCUAGUUAAAGAACAGCUAGUUGAGCCAGAGAUCAAAAUUAAACUGAUUGGCACCCUAGUUGUUAAGGCUGGUGACUCCAUCCCUAUAGAAGCUACAGUUAAAGGAAAACCACAGCCUGAUGUCAAGUGGACUAGAGAUGGAGACAUUGGAGAUAUCAGCAAAAGCACAAGGCUUCAGAUUGAAUCUGGUGUGGAAUUCUCCAAAUUCCUGCUAACCAACUCUAAGCGUCCUGAUAGUGGAAAAUAUGUUAUCACUGCUACCAACGCUGCUGGUACUUGCAGUGCUCAUGCCACAGUCAAUGUGCUAGACAGACCUGGUCCUAUUAAAGACUUGAAAGUGUCUGGGGUCAGUAUAGAUAGAUGCCACCUGGCCUGGGAUGUCCCAGAAGAUGAUGGUGGCUGUGAGAUCUAUAACUACAUCUUAGAAAAGUGUGAAACAAAGAGAAUGGUUUGGUCUGUUCAUUCUAAUGCUAUAAUCACUAAUUCAGCUAAAGUCACUCGUCUUAUUGAAGGAAAUGAGUACAUAUUCAGAGUCAGAGCAGAAAAUAAGAUGGGGGCAGGUCCUGCCGUGGAAAGUGAAUCGAUUGUGGCCAAAACCCAGUUCAGUAGGCCUGGGAUUCCUGAAGCACCGGAAGUCACCAAGAUAUCCAGGGACCAGAUGACCGUUGAGUGGGCUGCACCUGAAAAUGAUGGAGGAAAGCCAAUCAUUGGCUACCUUCUGGAAAAGAAGGAGGAGCACGCCAUUCGAUGGACCCCUGUCAGCAAAGACCUUAUACCUGGAACAAGGAUGACAGUCACCAAUCUGUUGUUCAACCACGAGUAUCAGUAUAGAGUUAAGGCUGAAAAUGAGAUCGGUGUUGGAGACCCAAGCAAACCCUCUAGAGCCAUUACUGCCAAGGAUGCUGUUGAACCUCCAAGCCCUCCAAGCAAUCUGAAGGUUGUUGACAGCACCAGCUCCUCCAUCAGUCUGAGCUGGACUAAGCCUGUGUCUGAUGGUGGAGUUCCACUUAUCGGAUAUGUGGUUGAGAUAAGAGUCAAGGGAGCCAAAGGAGAUGAAGGCUGGAAGAGGUGCAACGUUGCAGCCCAGCUGAUUGUGACCGAAUUUACUGUCACCAGUCUUGAUGAAAAACUGGAGUAUGAGUUCCGUGUCUCUGCACAAAACCAGGUUGGCCUAAGCCUUCCUGCAGAUCUAGAGGGAGCUGUGGUACCUAGGGAUAUUCUCGAGGCCCCUGAUAUCGACAUGGAUGCCAGUCUGAAGGAUGGACUGACUGUCAGGGCUGGAUGCCCCAUUAGGCUGUGCGCCACCAUCAGAGGCAGACCUCCACCCAAAGUCACUUGGAGGAGGAUGGGCAUUGACAAUGUUGUCAGGAAGGGACAUGUGGAUAUCAUUGAUACCAUGACCUUCCUAGUGAUCCCAGACAGUACCCGUGAUGACUCAGGCAAAUACUCUCUGACACUACGGAGCACUGCAGGAGAGAAGGCAGUGUUUGUAAAUGUGAAAGUGCUAGACACCCCAGGACCUGUAAUAGGUAUUGAAGCCACAGACAUCACCAUGGUGUCCUGCAAACUUUCCUGGUCUCCACCUGAAGUAAACGGUGGCAGUGAGGUCACUCACUACAUUGUUGAAAAGCGUGAAAUGGACCGCAAGACAUGGGCAACAGUCAAUAGCAAUGUGGAAGCGACAACCUUGAAGAUCAGCAAUUUGGUCUCUGGCACAGAGUAUUACUUCAGGGUCACAGCAGUAAAUGAAUAUGGACCUGGAGUAGCCAGAGUCUCACCAACUUCAUAUCUGGCCUCAGAUCCAGUCAGUAAACCUGACCCCCCUCAGAAGAUUGAUGUUCUUGAAAUUACUAAGAACAGCGCUGUUGUGGGAUGGGUGACACCGAUGAGGGAUGGAGGUGCCAAGAUAGAUGGUUAUGUGAUUGACUAUCUGGAGGUGAUUCCCCCCAAGGAGCCACCACAGCCAGUAGAGGGAGAGGGAGAGGGAGGAGAGCAGCCUGCUCCUCCUGCUCCGGCAUCUCGUUAUGAAGAAGAGGAGGAGGAGGAGCCAGAAGACGUAUGGACACCAUACACUGUUGUUAAAGGCCUUAGCAUUUCAAUUAGUGGACUAAAAGAGGGCAAAAAAUAUAGAUUCAGAGUGGCAGCGAGAAAUGCCAUGGGAUGCAGUUUACCUACCGAAACCCGCGACGCAUUUGAGGUCAAGGAGCAGAUUCUUGAACCCAAGAUUAUCAUGCCUGAUGUUGUAAGUGCAAGAGCAGGCGCUAAACUCAGAGUGGAAGCUCUAGUAUCUGGCAAACCUGCACCAGUCUGCAAAUGGAUGAAGGGAGGCAAUCCUGUUGUUUCAUCUAGUCGUCUCGCCGUGCAUAAAUCUAAGAAUCUCUGUGUGCUCAUCAUCAAAGAUGUGUCAAGAACUGACAGUGGUGAAUACAGCCUUGUUGCUGAGAACACCUCAGCUAAAGUUGACCAGGUCCUGAAAAUCAUCAUCAGAGAUAUCCCUGGCCCACCUGAGCCACCAUUUGAGAUCAGCGACAUUGAUUCUGAUGCCUGCUCACUUUCUUGGAACAAACCUCUGGAGGAUGGCGGCAGCAACAUCACCAACUAUGUAGUUGAGAAGUGUGAUUUGAGUCGCGGUGACUGGGUCAAUGCUGUUUCCUCUUGUGGAAAAACCGGCUGCAGGCUGGGCAAGCUCAUUCCUGGAAAGGAGUACUUAUUCCGUGCCCGUGCCGAGAACCGCUUUGGAAUCUCUGACCCCAUCACAUCGGACAGAAUGGUUGCCAAAUUCCCCUUCGAGGUUCCAGGAGAGCCCCUAAAUUGCCGCAUCAACAAAACAAACAAGGAUUGCAUGUUUGUUGCCUGGGACAGACCAGAGUCAGAUGGAGGCAGUCCCAUCACCGGCUUCUACAUUGAGCGGAAGGAGAGGAACAGUCUCCUGUGGGUCAAAGCUAAUGACGCAGUUGUUAGAACAACUGAGUAUCCCUGUGCUGGCCUUAUUGAGGGCUUGGAGUACACUUUCCGAGUAUCCGCUAUAAAUCGUGCCGGACAAGGCAAGCCUAGCAAGAAGACUGACUUUGUCACAGCAAGAACACCAGUUGAUACACCAGGCAAACCAGACAUUCUUGAUGUCACCAAAAACACUGUGACUUUGGUCUGGACCAGACCGAAGAACGAUGGCGGAAGCAAGAUCCUUGGAUAUUAUGUUGAGGCCUUGAAGCUACCUAGUGACAAGUGGGUUCGCUGUAACACCAGCAGUCAGAAUGUCCCCAGAGAAGAGUACACUGUAACUGGACUGGAGGAGGAUAUGCAGUAUCAGUUCAGAGUUACUGCAAAGACAGCUGUCAACAUGAGCAAAGCAUCAGACCCCACAGACCCUGUCCUGGUCUCUGCAGAGAACGUGCCACCAAGGAUAGAACUUGCAGUGAACAUGCAAAAACCACUGACUGUAAAGGCUGGCGCUAAUGUUACACUUGCGGCUGAGGUGUUUGGAAAGCCCAUGCCCAAAGUGACCUGGAAGAAGAAUGAUGAUUCCUUGAAAUCUUCUGAAAAAAGGAAGAUAACCCAGAAGAGACAUCUCUUCCUGAUGGAACUCACUGAAGUCACUAAAGAACAAACUGGAAUAUAUACUAUUCUAGCUGAAAAUGCUAGUGGAUCUAAGACUGGAGAUAUAGAGAUCAAAGUUUUGGAUGUUCCUGGUCCACCAGCAUCGGCCACAUUCAGUGAUGUGUUUGCAACUGGUCUCAAAGUUACAUGGGUGGCCCCUCUGAAUGAUGGUGGUUCUCCCAUAACAAACUACAUUGUUGACAAGCGUGAGACAAGCAGAGCCAACUGGGCUCAGGUUUCCUCCAAGGUCAUGGGUGAAGUUCUGGAAAUUGCUGUAGAGAGACUCAUUGAAGCCCAUGAGUAUCAGUUCCGCAUUCGUGCAGAGAACACAUUCGGAGUUGGCGAGCCUAUCUUGACCAAACCAGUGACUACUAAGAAUCCAUUCACUGUGCCCGGUCCAUGUGAAGCUCCAGUCAUAACCAAUGUCACUAAAGAUCACAUGACUGUAAGCUGGAAGGAACCUGAUAACGAUGGACAGUCCACCAUCUUGGGAUACAUGGUGGAGAAGAAAGAAAUUAAAGAUGUCAAUUGGACAAAAAUUAACAGGAAGGCUAUGCUAGAGAGAUCCCUGGAGGUUGGUGGUCUCAUAGAGGGAGUAGAGUAUGAGUUCCGUGUCACUGCCCUCAACAUAGCUGGCCUUGGGAAACCCAGUGACCCAUCCAGUGGUACUUCAGCCCAUGACCCUAUCCAUCCUCCUGGCCCACCAGUUUCCCCCGUGGUCAAAGACACCACUCAAAGCACUAUCAGUCUGACCUGGACAAAGCCAGCCAAUGAUGGCGGCAGUCCCAUCCUGGGCUACCUGGUGGAGUGCAAGAGGACCGAUGCCACAGACUGGAUAAGAUGCAACGUGCCAAAGAAUCUGCAAGACACACACUAUGUGGUUCAGUCCCUCAUUGAAAAAUCAGAAUAUCAAUUGCGUGUGUCUGCCGUGAACAAAGCUGGCUUCAGUGAGACAUGCGAAGUUCCAGACAAGCACAUUGCUAAGGAUAUUUUCGUUGCACCUGAAGCAGAGCUUAGUGCAGAGCUGAAGGAGGUGUUGGAGCUACGUGCCGGAGACUGCAUGAAACUCAGAGCCACUAUAAAGGGCCGACCAGUCCCAAGGGUGGUCUGGGCCAAGAUGAACACCAACAUUAAGGACAGACAAGGCAUCAUCAUCAAGUCCACAGAGCACGACACCCUUGUCUCUGUUGAGAGCGUUACUAGAUAUGAUGCAGGCAAAUACAUUCUGAGUUUAGAAAGCAGCAGUGGGAUGAAGAUGUACACAAUUACUGUCAAAGUUAUUGAUACCCCUGGACCACCAGUCAACCUGAUGAUUAAAGAGACCACCAAGGACAGUGCAUCCAUCCUUUGGGAUGCUCCCCUGAUUAAUGGAGGAAGUGAAGUAACUAGUUACAUUGUGGAGAAACGUGAUGCAGAAAGAAAAGCAUGGUCCAUAGUUUCCUCAAACUGCACCAAGACGUCCUUCAAAAUUGCUGAUUUGGAACCUGGAAGAUCUUAUUGCUUCAGGGUAUCAGGAGUAAAUGAACUUGGUACUGGAGAGGCAUGUGAAACAGCAGAUUCAGUUAGAGCUUCUGAACAACCAGGGCCAGUUAUGGACUUUAAGACCUUGUUGGUCACAAAGGACUCUUGCACAAUUGGCUGGAAGAAACCUUUAACUGAUGGCGGCAGCCGUAUCAUCAGCUAUGUGCUGGAAGUGUUGAAUGGAGAUGACAAUUGGAAGGAGCUGAUGAGCUCUAAAAACAUGCAAUACAGUGCCAAGGACCUUGUAGAAGGGAAAGAGUACAAAUACAGAGUAAAAGCAGUAAAUGAAUCUGGAGAUGGUUCAGAGAAAGAGCUUGAUGUGCUUGCUAAAGACGUCAUCAUUCUACCUGCAUGUGACUUGAAUGCCCUGCCAAAUCUAUGCUACAUUGCCAAGGAAGGAAGUACAGUCCGUCUGAAGAUUCCCAUUAUUGGCAAACCAGCUCCUAAAGUAUCCUGGAAGAAGGGUGAAGACGUAGAUCUGACCGACACUGGCAGAGUGUGUGCCGAGUCCUCAGCAGUAAACACAAUGCUGUUGAUCCGUGACUGCCAGAGGAGUGAUGCCUCUAAAUACACUAUUACUCUGAGAAAUAGUGCUGGAUCAAGAGAAUCUACCAUCUUUGUUAGGGUGGUUGGCAAGCCAGGAAUACCUAUACAACCAAUCAAAUUUAAAGAUGUCACUGCUGAUGGGGCUACCUUGAAAUGGGGUGCACCUAAGGAUGAUGGUGGAUCAGAGAUCACCAACUACGUUCUAGAAAAGAGGGACUCUGUCACCAACAUGUGGGUCACCGUAUCUUCUUCAGUGGAGACCAACACCAUGAGGGUGACUGGACUCCACGAAGGCACAGAGUACAUCUUCAGAGUGUGUGCAGAAAACAAAUAUGGGUUUGGUGAAGGACUCAAAUCUGACCCCAUUGUUGCCAAGCAUCCUUUCAAUGUGCCUGAUGCACCUCCACCACCUAAGAUGAUGAGCAUGCGACAUGACUCUGCAACACUGAUGUGGUCUGACCCAAGGAAGACUGGAGGAUCUCCAAUUACUGGAUACCAUGUUGAGUUCAAGGAGAGAAACAGUAUGCUGUGGAAGAGAGCCAGCCAGAGUGCUAUGAUGAUGAGGGAUUAUAAGGUCACAGGCUUGACUGAAGGUCUGGAGUAUGAAUUCAGAGUCAUGGCAAUCAAUCUGGCUGGAAUUGGGAGACCAAGCCCAGCGACUGAGCCUCACGUUGCCCUGGAUCCAAUUGAUGCUCCAGGUAAACCUGAUGUUGUCAGCAUCACAAGAAGCACAGUAACGCUUCAAUGGACUGAGCCCGAGUAUGACGGUGGACACAGACUGACUGGCUAUAUUGUUGAGAAACGCGAUUUGCCAUCAAAGAUCUGGAUGAAGGCUAAUAACGUCAACAUUGUGGACUGUGCAUUCACGGUGAAAGAGCUACAAGAAGGCUGCAAGUUUGAGUUCAGAAUCAGGGCAAAGAAUGCAGCUGGAGCCUUGAGCCCUCCAUCUGAACAAACAGACACUCUUGUGUGCAAAGAUGAAUACGAGGCACCAAUUAUUACUAUCGAUUCGCAUGUGAAGGAGGGCCUGACCGUCAGGGCAGGUGAAACCAUUGUCAUCACUGCAACCAGCAUUGUAGGCAAACCCCAACCAACAUCAGCGUGGUCCAAGGGUGGCAAGUUCUUCAAGCCCUCAGACAUCUGCCAGAUUGAGACCACAGCAUCAUCAUCUACUCUCUCCGUCAAAUAUGCCAGCAGGAAUGAUUCUGGAGAAUACACAAUUUCAGCCAGUAAUCCAUUUGGUAUUAAGGAGGAGAAUGUUAAAGUAAAGGUGCUGGAUGUUCCAGGUUGUCCUGGUCCUAUUGAAUCGACUGGAAUUUCAUCUGAAAAGGUCACUCUAUCAUGGACACCACCUAAUGAAGAUGGUGGAUCUCCCAUUAAAUAUUACACUAUUGAGAAGAGGGAGACCAGCCGUCUCCUUUGGACUAUUCUUCAAGAGAAGGUGAUUGACUGCCACCAUGUGGCAAACAAGCUGAUCCAGGGAAAUGAAUAUAUUUUCCGUGUUUCUGCGGUGAACCACUACGGUGCAGGUGAAGCAUCCCACUCUGUGGCUGUCAAAAUGGUGGAUGGAUUUGGUCCCCCGGGCCCUCCAUCCAAGCCAGAGGUUGAGAAUGUUGGUGGACACUCUGUCACCGUCACAUGGAAACGUCCAGUGGAGGAUGGAGGAAGUGACAUCACAGGCUACUGUGUUGAGAGGAAAGAGAAGAAGGCCAUGAGAUGGUUCAGGGCAUCUAAGAAAUCAAUUGCUGAGCUUCAUUAUGAAGUGAAGGGUCUCACAGAAGGUGUGGAGUAUGAAUUCCGGGUGACAGCAGAGAACAAAGCUGGCUUUGGAGAACCAAGUGAACCAUCGCAAUCAGUUACAACCAAAGUGGUUGCCUAUGUGCCUGAACCCCCAGUCAACCCAAGAGUAACAGAUACAACAAAGACUACUGCUACACUGAACUGGGGAAAACCCCUUGAAGAUGGUGGACUUCCAGUGACAGGAUACAUGAUUGAACAUAAGAAGGAUGGGGAAGAAGAGUGGGCCAAGGAUAAUUCUGGAGCCCCUUUGACAAUCACAGAGUUUGUUGUUCCCAACCUGGAAGCUGGAGGAAAAUAUCACUUUAGAAUCAGUGCAAUGAAUGCAGUGGGAGUAGGUGAACCUGCCCAGACUGAGGAACUCAUUGAGCUUGUGGACCAUGAGGAGAUUCCAGACUUUGAACUUGACAUUGAGCUAAGAAGAACCCUUGUUGUCAGGGCAGGUGGAUCUAUACGUCUCUUUGUGCCUAUUAAGGGACGCCCAACUCCUCAGGUAACAUGGAGCAAGGAAGAAGCACCGAUCACCCGUGCUAUCAUUGAUACAACCGAGUCAUACACUCUCCUUGUGAUUCCUGACUGCUCAAGAAUAGAUGCAGGAAAGUAUGACUUGACCCUAGAGAAUGCUGCAGGCCAGAAAACUGCUCACGUGAAUGUGAGAGUGUUAGACACUCCUGGACCUCCAAUCAACCUGAAGCCCAAAGCAAUUGACAAAGAGAGCAUCACCCUCCAGUGGGAGAUGCCACUUCUUGAUGGUGGCUCCAAGGUUACAAACUAUGUCAUUGAGAAGAGAGAGGCAACACGUAAAGCAUACGCAGCCAUAAUAAGAAAUUGUACAACUUGCUCGGUUAAAGUGCCGGACCUGGGAGAGGGGUGUGAAUACUAUUUCAGAGUAUCUGCAGAGAAUGAGUAUGGUAUUGGAGAUUCUGUUGAGACUCCAGAUCCAAUCCGUGCAUCCCAGGCACCAACUCCCCCAGAAAGCAUCUAUGCUACAGAUAUCACUAAGAACUCUGUCAGUCUCGCAUGGACGAAGCCAACACAUGAUGGUGGUAGCAGAGUAACUGGAUAUGUUCUUGAAGCUCAAAAGAAGGGAGGAGAUCAGUGGUCCCAUGUAACAACAGUCAAGACAAUGGACUUCAUUUCUAAGAAUCUUAAUGAAAAUGAGGAAUAUAUCUUCCGUGUAAUGGCAGUCAACCAUUCUGGCCGAAGUCUUCCUCGUGAAGGCAAACCUGUUGUUAUCAAGGAGCAAACUUCACUGCCAGAGUUUGAUCUGCGUGGUGUAUGCCAGAAAAUUGUUAUUGCCAAGGCAGGAUCUGACAUAAAGGUUGAGAUUCCUGUAAUGGGACGUCCAGCACCUACUGUCUCAUGGAAGAAAGAUGACGCUACCUUCAAGCUGACCCAAAGAAUCAGCGUAGAAAACACUCCAGCAACCACUCUUCUGUCUAUAAUGGAAUGCACAAGGGCUGACAGUGGACGUUAUUCCAUGACAGGGAAAAACAUACUUGGCUCAGUCACAGAUAGUAUCAUUGUAAAAGUGCAUGAUAUUCCUGGACCUCCAAAGGGACCAAUCAAAAUUGAUGAGAUCUCUCGAACCUAUGCAGUAAUUUCAUGGGAUACCCCUGAGAAUGACGGUGGAGUUCCAAUCAACAAUUAUGUUGUUGAGUUGAGGGAUACUACUGGGCAAUCAUGGGUAGAGUUGUCUUCAACAGUGAUUCGUACCAUGUUCAAAGCUACUCGUCUUAAAACAGGAGCAGAAUACCAAUUCAGGGUCAAAGCUAAGAACAGAUACGGCACUGGGCCACCUAUCACCUCUGAGGCAGUGGUGGCUGCAUAUCCAUUCAAGGCCCCUGGGCCCCCUGGCACUCCUAAAGUUGUGGCGUUUACAAAAGACACAAUGACAAUUGGCUGGAAUGAGCCAGUAUCCGAUGGUGGAAACGAGGUUAUUGGUUACCACGUUGAGAGGAAAGAGAGAAGUAGCAUCGUCUGGCAGAAGAUCAGUAAAGCCAUGGUCAAAGGAAACAUUUUCAAGUCAGCUGGUCUUGAAGAUGGAAUUGCUUAUGAAUUUCGUGUAGCUGCUGAGAACAUGGCUGGAAUUGGUAAGCCAAGUAAGGCCUCAGAAGCAAUGUUAGCACUGGAUCCAGUAGAUCCACCAGGUCAGCCAGAGCCUAUUUAUGUCAGCAAAAAUGUUGUAACAAUUCAGUGGGCAAAGCCUGAAUACGAUGGUGGGUUUAAGAUCACUGGCUACACGGUGGAGAAGAGAGACUUGCCAGCUGGUCGCUGGACAAGGGCUAACUUCACCAACAUUAUUGAGACCUCAUUUACUCUCAGUGGGUUAACUCAAGAUGAAUCAUAUGAAUUCCGGGUACUUGCCCGAAAUUCUGCUGGUGCUGUUAGUAAUCCAUCUGAGCCCUCAGACCCCAUUACCUGCAAAGAUGACAUUGUAGAACCACGAAUUAUGGUUGAUGCCAAGUUCAAAGACGUGGUUCUACUGAAAGCAGGUGAAAAUUUCAAGCUUGAUGCAGAUAUUGCAGGCCAGCCAAUUCCAUCCAUGGUGUGGACCAAGAACGGAAAGGAAGUUGAAAACACAUUGAAACUGAAUGUCAAGAUGACUGAUUUAACUACCACUCUGGUUAGCAAAGACUCUAUAAGAGCAGAUGGAGGUGAAUUUAUUUUGACUGCCACCAAUGUUGGUGGAUUUGCCAAGCAUGUCUUUAAUGUCAAGGUUCUUGACAGACCAGGCCCACCAGGGGGACCCCUUGGAGUGUCUGAUGUGACAGCUGACAACUGCAUCCUGUCUUGGACCCCACCAGCAGAUGAUGGUGGUGCCCAGAUUGAGCAUUUUGUGAUUGAAAAGCGUGAAUCAAGCAGACUGGUUUGGACAAAUGUGGUAUCAGGCCUAGUGGGCAACCAAUAUAAGGUCACCAAAUUACUCAAAGGAAAUGAAUACAUAUUCAGAGUUAUGGCAGUCAACAAAUACGGCAUUGGAGAGCCACUGGAGUCCGAUCCAACAAUUGCAGACAACCCAUAUGUGCCAGCAGAUCCUCCAGAGACUCCUGAGGUGAGGGUCAUCACUAAAGAUUCAAUGAUUGUUUGCUGGGGGGCACCCAAGAACAAUGGUGGUAGUGAAGUCACCAACUAUAAUGUGGAGAGGAAAGACAAGAUUGGCCUCCGCUGGGUGAAAUGCAACAAGAAGAAAGUGACAGAUUUACAAUGCAAAGUAACAGGCCUUGUACGUGGGCAUGAAUAUGAAUACCGAAUUAUUGCUGAAAAUGCAGCAGGAUUCAGUGCACCAAGUGCUUCCAGUCCAUUCUAUAAGGCUACUGACACCCUCUACCAGCCUGGACCUCCAGGUAAUCCAAGGAUCUUGGAUACAACAAAGUCCUCCAUCACACUCGCAUGGAACAAGCCAGUAUAUGACGGUGGUUCUGACAUCACUGGAUACAUUGUGGAGACCUGCCUCCCUGGUGAGGAGGAAUGGACAAUUGUCACCCCCGCAGAAGGAAUCCUUGCCACAUCAUUUACCAUUAUUAACUUGAAAGAGAACCAGGAAUACUUAAUCAAUGUCUCUGCUACGAACAGUGAAGGAAUUGGCGAGGAAGCAUCUGUCCCAGGCUCACCCAAAGCUGAAGACAGGCUGCUUCCUCCAGAAGUUGAUCUGGAUGCAGACCUCCGCAAGGUUGUCAAUAUCAGAGCCUGCAACACACUCAGACUCUUUGUGCCAAUAAGAGGAAGACCAGCACCAGAGGUGAAAUGGACAAAAGAAAAUGGUGACCCGAUUGAGAGGGCAACAAUUGAGAGUACAACAUCUUACACAUCACUAGUAAUUGAAAAUGUCAACCGAUUUGACAGUGGCAAGUACCUACUCACAGUUGAAAAUAGCUCUGGAGACCAUACAGCCACAGUGACUGUCAGUGUCUUAGAUACACCUGGAGCACCACAGAAUCUCAAGAUUAACGCAGUCACCAAGGAGUCUGUCACCCUCAUCUGGGAUCCUCCAGCUAAUGAUGGUGGAACUAAGAUUAAGAACUACAUUGUAGAAAAACGUGAAUCAACAAGAAAAGCAUAUGCCACAGUAAAUGCUAACUGUCAUAAGACUGUCUGGACAAUAGAACCCCUGCAGGAGGGAUGUAACUAUUACUUCCGAGUUUUAGCUGAGAAUGAAUAUGGAAUUGGUCUACCAAUUGAGACAGGAGAAUCUGUUAAAGUGUCUGAAAAGCCACAGCCACCAGGCAAAAUCACUCUGAAGGAUGUAACAAAGACCAGCGCUACACUAUCCUGGGAGAGGCCAGAACAUGAUGGAGGCAGCAGAGUGGGUUGUUAUGUUGUAGAGAUGCAGAGCAAGGGGGAUGAGAAAUGGACCCAGGCUUUGAUUGUGAAAGAAACAGAGGCAGUUGUGCCUGGACUGACACUAGGUGAAGAAUACAUGUUCCGCGUAGCUGCAAGAAAUGAGAAAGGAACAAGUGAUCCACGCCAGAUUGGUGUGCCAGUGAUUGCUAAAGAUCUUGUCAUUGCUCCAGUAGCAAAACUAAUGUUCUCCACAUUUAGUGUGCUCUCAGGAGAAGAUUUGACAGUUGAAAUUCCAUAUGUCGCUCGUCCCAAAGCGGCGGUUUCAUGGGUUAAGGAUAGUCUGCCUCUUAAGAGAACCACUAGAGUUAACUUUGAAGCCACAGACAAACUGCUCAGUCUCACUAUCAAAGAGGCCAGCAGAGAGGAUGUUGGUAAGUACCACAUUACUCUGUUAAACACCACCGGAGAAACAACAGCAAGCAUUGGAAUAGUUGUUCUUGACAAACCAGGCCCACCAAGCGGCCCUGUCAAAGUGGAAAAUGUCACUUCUGACAGUGUAACCAUCUCCUGGAAACCACCAGAGUAUAAUGGAGGCUGCACUAUCAACAAUUACAUUGUAGAAAAGAGAGAAACAUCUUCACAGAACUGGUUGAUUGUAUCUCCAAAUUUGGCCAGAACAACAAUCAAAGCUGGAAGACUGAAGACAGGCUCAGAAUAUCAAUUCAGAAUCACAGCAGAGAACAGAUAUGGAAAGAGUCCAGUUCUGGUCUCAGAGUCUGUUAUUGCUCAGUAUCCAUUCAAACUACCUGGUCCUCCUGGAACACCAAAUGUACAAUCUGCCUCUAAAGACAGCAUGGUCGUGGUGUGGAAUGAGCCUGUGAUGGAUGGUGGAAGCGCCAUCCUGGGCUAUCAUCUUGAACGGAAAGAGAGAAACAGCAUUCUUUGGGUGAAGCUGAAUAAGUCUCUGAUUGUUGAUCAAAGUUAUAAGACCACUGGCCUGGAGCCUGGACUUGAAUAUGAAUACAGAGUUUAUGCUGAAAACAUUGUGGGAAUAGGAAGAGUCAGCAAGAUCUCCGAGGGUAAUGUUGCUAGAGAUCCCUGCGACCCCCCCGGUACCCCUGAAGCCACUAAGAUAACAAAGGACUCUGUGACCAUUGUAUGGACAAAACCAGAGUAUGACGGUGGAGCCAAAGUCACUGGCUAUGUAGUGGAGAAGAAGGACCUGCCAGAGGGCCGCUGGAUGAAGGCCAAUUUCACAAAUGUUAUUGAGACAGAGUAUGCUGCAACUGGCCUCGUCGAAGACCAGAAAUAUGAGUUCCGUGUCAUUGCUAGGAAUGCUGCAGGUGUAUUCAGUCUUCCCUCAUACAGCACUGGACCCAUCACUGCUAAAGAUGAAAUUGACCCCCCACGUAUUAGUAUUGACCCAGAGUACACUCAAACUUUGGUCGUUAAUGCUGGGGACAACUUCAAGAUUGAUGCUGAUGUUCAUGGCAAGCCCCUACCCUCAAUCCAGUGGAUGAGGGGAGACCAGGAACUUGGAAACACCAUACACAGAGAGAUUAAGAAUACAAACACCACAGCUUGUAUUUCUGUCAAAGAAGCUAAACUCAUUGAUGGAGGCGAGUACACUCUGCUGCUGAGGAAUCCUGGAGGCGAGAAGUCAGUGAAUGUCAAUGUGGUUGUUCUGGAUAAACCUGGGGCACCACAAGGUCCCAUGUCUAUCACUAGCAUCACUAACGAACAGUGCACAAUCUCUUGGAAACCACCACUACAAGAUGGAGGCAGUCAAAUCUCUCAUUACAUUGUAGAGAGAAGGGAAACAAGUCGAUUGGUUUGGACGGUUGUUGAUUCUAAAGUUCAAACAACUAUUCUGAAAAUUACAAAACUUCUUGAGGGAAAUGAGUACAUUUUCAAAGUUGUGCCUGUCAACAAAUUUGGAGUGGGUGCACCACUUGAGUCUAGUCCCGUGACAAUCAAAACUCCAUUUGUGCCACCUGAUUCGCCAAAGGGAGUGGAAAUUUCUAAUGUCAAGAAGGAAUCGAUGGUAAUUAGCUGGGAGGCACCCGCCAGUGAUGGUGGCAGUCCAGUUAUUGGAUACAUUAUUGAGAAACAUGACAAAGAGGGAGUGAGAUGGACUAGAUGUAACAGAAAGACAGUGACUGACUUAACCUUCAAGGUUACUGGACUUCUUGAAAACCACAACUAUGAAUUUAGAGUAGUAGCUGAGAAUGUUGCUGGAGUGGGAGUGCCAAGCUCCCCAUCUGUCUUCUACAAAGCUUUGGAUCCUAUCUUUAAACCUGGUCCACCACACAACCCUAAAGUAACUGACACAACCAAAACAACUGUGUCCCUGUCAUGGGGUAAACCAAUCUAUGAUGGAGGCUGUGAAAUUCAAGGAUAUAUUGUUGAGUCCUGUCUAACUAAAGCAGCAGCACCCAUAGUGGCUCCCGCAGAGCCAGCAGCCGAGCCAGCAGCAGAACCAGCAUCUGAACCAGCAGCAGAACCAGCAGCAGAACCAGCAGUCGCAGCAGAACCAGCAGCAGAACCAGCAGCCGCAGCUGAGCCAGCACCAGUAGCUGAGCCAGCAGCCGAGCCAGCAGCCACAACAACUGCUGAAGCACCAGCUGAGGAAUGGACUAUGUGUACUCCACCGACAGGUGUAAAACAAACACGCUUUGAGGUUGUAAAUCUGAAGGAAAAUAAUGCAUACAAGUUCAGAAUAUGUGCCAUUAACAAGCUUGGUGUUGGAGAGCAUGCGGAUGUCUUGGGAGAGAUUGUUGUUGAGGAGAGGGCAGAGGAACCGGAUCUUGACAUUGACCCUGAACUCAGGAAGAUUGUGAGCAUCAAAGCCGGAGGUUCCCUCAGACUGUUUAUUCCUAUUAAAGGACGACCCACUCCUGCCAUCAAGUGGGACAAAGAUGAAGCUGCAGUCAAGGAAAGUGCUCAGGUGGAAGUGACAAGUAGCUAUACAUCUCUCGUAAUUGACAAAGUUAGCCGAUUUGAUACUGGAAAAUACACAGUGACUCUUGAGAACGCAAGUGGAUCAAUAUCUGCUGUGAUUGCUGUCAGAGUACUGGACUCACCUAGUGCCCCAGCCAACUUCAAGGUGAAAGAAAUCACAAAAGAGUCAGUGACACUUGCAUGGGAAGCCCCAUUGUUAGAUGGAGGAGCCAAGAUCAAAAACUACAUAGUUGAGAAGAGAGAGAGCACACGUAAAACUUUCUCAGCUGUGGUGACAAAUUGCCAUAAACUGUCAUUUAAGGUUGAUAAUCUUCAGGAGGGUUGCAAUUAUUAUUUCCGUGUUCUUGCUGAAAAUGAACAUGGUGUUGGCCUCCCAGCAGCAACAGUUGAUCCUCUCAAGGUCUCAGAGGUGCCUCAAACUCCAAGAAAGUUCACUGUUGUUGACCAAACCAAGACCAGUGUCUCUUUGGCAUGGGAGAAGCCUGAGCAUGAUGGUGGAAGCAAAGUUAUUCAUUACCUGUUAGAAAUGCAAGUCAAGGGCCAAGACAAAUGGUCUGGAAUCAACACUUUCAAAACUAUGGAUGCUAGUGUCAGUAAUCUGAACCCGGGUGAGGAAUAUAUAUUCAGAGUGACAGCUAUCAAUGAAAAGGGAAAGAGCGACCCCAAUACCCUUGCAUAUGCUGUACAAGCCAAGGACCUUGUAAUUGAACCAGAUGUAAGACCUGUAUUCAGCAACUACAGUGUUCGUGUUGGCAAAGACCUCAAAGUUGAAGUACCCAUAUCAGGACGUCCCAAGCCAAAAAUCACAUGGACAAAGGAUGGGGAAACUCUAAAACUAACCUCAAGAGUGAAUAUCGCCAACACACUCACUCACACAACUCUGAACAUUAAAGAGGCAGCAGGUGAUGAUGGUGGGAUGUAUGGUAUUAAUGUCGCUAAUGAUGUUGGACAUAAGGAUGCAACCGUUGAAAUAAUUGCUCUUGAUAAGCCCGGCCCACCUACUGGACCUGUUAAGUUUGAUGAAGUUACAGUACAAAGUGUGACUAUUUCUUGGGCUCCACCAAAGCAUACUGGUGGCUGCCAGAUUUCAAAUUACAUUGUACAAAAGAGAGAUACAACCUCCACAACAUGGGAGAAUGUGUCCCUCUCGGUUGCAAGAACUUCGAUGAAGGUGCCAAGGCUUAAGACUGGAGCUGAAUAUCAAUUUAGAAUAAUUGCUCAGAAUCGCUACGGAAAAAGUUAUGCUCUGGACUCAUCCCCUGUAGUUGCACAAUACCCAUACAAAGAACCUGGCCCACCAGGUACACCCUUUAUCUCAUCUCUCUCCAAGGAUCACAUGAUUGUGGAAUGGAACGAACCCAUUAUAGAUGGAGGCAGUCCUGUUCUCGGCUAUCACCUUGAAAGAAAAGAAAGAAACAGCAUCCUCUGGGUUAAGAUCAAUAAAACACUCAUCCAAGAUACAAGUUUCAAGACCAGUCCUUUGGAAGAGGGUAUUGAGUAUGAAUUCAGAAUUUCUGCUGAGAAUAUUGUUGGUACUGGCAGAUACAGUAAGAUCUCAGAGGGAUGUUUUGCCCGUGACCCAUGUGAUCCUCCUGGUACCCCUGAAGCCAUCCACGUAAGUAAAGACACCAUUGUCAUUGAAUGGACUAAGCCAGAGUAUGAUGGAGGCAGCAAGGUGACUGGAUAUAUUGUGGAAAAACGGGACCUGCCAGAAGGGCGCUGGAUGAAGGCUAAUUUCACCAAUGUAAUUGAAACACAGUUCACUGUCACUGGACUCACUGAGAUGGCUCAGUAUGACUUCCGAAUCAUUGCUAAGAAUGCUGUUGGCACUAUAAGCAAGCCAUCUUAUAACAGUGGACCAAUCAUAGCAAGUGAUGAAGUAGAAGCACCAAAGUUCUCUAUCGAUCCAGAGUUCACAAAAACGAUUGUUAUCAAUGCUGGGGACACAUUCAAACUUGAUGCUGAUGUACAUGGAAAGCCAAUUCCCACCAUCCAGUGGUUCAAGGAUGAUAAGGAAAUUGAAAAUACAUUGAGGUGUGAGAUAAAAAAUACUGAGACAAGAGCAAUUAUCAUUGUAAAGGACUCCAUCAGAGUUGAUGGCGGACUUUACAAUCUUCUGCUAACAAAUGUUGCUGGCACACAGACAGUUCCAUUCCAGGUGAAGGUUCUAGACAAACCAGCACCAUGUGAAGGGCCUCUUCGUGUCACUGGAGUUCAUUGUGAUAGAUGCACGCUGUCAUGGCAGGCCCCAUUACAUGAUGGAGGCAGCAACAUCUCACACUACUUCAUUGAGAGGCGAGAGACUAGCCGUUUGGCUUGGACUGUUGUGUCUAACAAAUGUGACACCACAUUUUUCAAAGUAACAAAACUACUGGAGGGAAAUGAAUACAUAUUCCGUGUCAUGGCUGUCAACAGCUAUGGUGUGAGUGAACCUCUACUGUCCGCCUCUGUGAUAAUGAAAAAUCAAUUUGUUCCUCCUGGGGCACCACAUGUCCAGGAAGUGUCCAAUAUUGCUCAUGACUCCAUGACUCUAACCUGGUCUGCACCAGACACCGACGGUGGAAGUGACAUCAUUAGUUAUGCAAUUGAGAAGAAAGACCGGGCUGGAGUUAAAUGGACCAAAUGCAACAGGCAGAAGGUCACUGAUCUGUCCUUCAGAGUAACAGGCUUGACAGCCGAUCAUGAGUACGAGUUCCGAGUUGCUGCUGAGAAUGCAGCUGGAGUGGGUGAGCCAAGCUUACAAACGUCAUAUUACAAGGCUUGUGAUCCCAAGUAUAAACCUGGACCACCCACACAUGCUCAUGUGAUUGAAACAACCAAGACAUCAAUCACACUGUCAUGGGGAAAGCCACUUAGCGAUGGUGGCACUGCAAUUCAGGGCUACAUUGUGGAGGUAUGUAAGGCUGAGGAAGAAGAAUGGACCAUGGUAACCCCUCCUACUGGCCUGCGGGUACACAAAUAUGAAGUAACCAAACUCACUGAGGGACAAGAAUAUAAAAUCCAGGUUUGUGCUCUAAAUAAACUUGGAGUUGGUGAACCAGCUGCUAUACCAGGAACAGCCAAACCUGAGGAGAAAGUGGAAACUCCAGAAAUUCAACUGGACUCAGAGCUUAGGAAGGGAAUAGUUAUAAGAGCUGGAGGAUCUGUGAGUAUCAAUGUGCCAUUCAAGGGAAGACCUACUCCAGAAAUUACAUGGACAAAAGAUGAGGCUGAGCUGUCAGAGAAAGCAGUAAUUGAGAAAGCGGUCAACUACACACAGCUGUCUAUUGAUCCCUGUGACAGAAAUGAUUCUGGAAAAUACACUCUUACUCUGGAAAACAGCAGUGGUUCGGUUUCCGAAUUUGUCACAGUUAAAGUGCUGGACACUCCAGGAGCACCUCUGAACCUUGCUGUUACAGAAAUCAAGAAAGACUCUGUUAUUCUUGUCUGGGAUGCGCCACUAAUUGAUGGAGGUUCCAAAAUCAAGAAUUAUGUCAUUGAUAAACGGGAAUCAACAAGGAAAGCUUAUGCAAAUGUAUCAACCAAAUGCUCUAAAACAUCAUUCAAAGUUGAAAACCUUGCUGAGGGAGCCAUGUAUUACUUCAGAGUUAUGGCUGAGAAUGAAUAUGGAGUUGGACAGUCCAUUGAAACAAAAACAGCAUUCAAAGCCUCUGAGGUGCCUCUUCCUGUUGGAAAGGUUUUCCUGACAGAUGUCACCAAAGACAGUGCAACUCUAGCAUGGGAGAAACCAGAGCAUGAUGGAGGAAGCAGGAUUGCUGGGUAUUUAAUUGAGAUGCUGCCCAAGGGAACAGAUAAGUGGGGUGUUGUCGCAAACACAAAGACGUGUGAUGGAACUGUCAAAGGUCUGACCUCAGGGCAGGAGUACCUUUUCCGUAUCAUUGCACACAACGAAAAGGGAAAGAGUGAGCCCAAGCCACUUGCUGCACCAGUAAUCGCUAGUGACCUGACUAUUGAACCAAGCUUGAAGCCCAUGUUUAACACAUACAGCGUUAAGGCUGGUAAAGAUCUGAAGGUUGAGAUCCCCGUAUUUGGUAGGCCAAAACCAAAGGUCUCUUGGGCCAAAGAUGGCCAGUCUUUGAAAGUGACAAGUAGAGUGAAUGUGUUGAACACACUCACAACCACUACCAUUCAAUUUACAGAAGCAUGUAAGGACGACUUUGGAAAAUAUACAGUCACAGCAACUAACAGUGCUGGAUCAACAACUGAAGAAGUAGGCAUCAUUAUCCUUGACAAACCUGGUCCACCCACAGGACCAUUUAAAAUUUGUGAAGUGAGCAACACUUUUGUGUCUCUCGCAUGGGACCCCCCAGAGUAUACAGGUGGAUGUCAAGUUAAAAACUACAUUGUGGAAAAACGUGAUACAACUGGCAACAUCUGGCAAGUUGUUACUGCACAGCUCGCUAGAACUGCACUCAGAAUCACUAAGCUGAAGACUGGUGCUGAGUACCAAUUCAGAGUAUCUGCUGAGAACAGAUAUGGCAAGGGCUCAUCUUUGGACUCAAAGUCAAUUGUUGUGCAGUAUCCAUACAAACCUCCUGGCCCACCUGGAACACCAUUUGCCAAGUCUGCAACUAAGGAACAAAUGAUCAUUGAAUGGAAUGAGCCAGUCAAUGACGGUGGUAGUUCAGUCAUUGGUUAUCAUCUGGAAAGCAAAGAAAGAAGCAGCAUCCUAUGGACUAAAUUGAACAAGAUUCUAAUUACUGAUACUUUAUUCAAAAUAUGUAAUCUUGAGGAGGGCAUUGGUUAUGAAUUCCGGGUCUCAGCUGAAAAUAUUGUUGGCAUUGGUAGAUGCAGCAAAAUAUCCGACUCAAUUGUUGCACGCGAUCCAUGUGAUCCACCUGGUACUCCUGAGGCAAGAGUUAUCUCCAAGAACCAUAUCCUAAUACAUUGGACAAAGCCCCAAUAUGAUGGAGGCAGUAAAGUGACUGGAUAUGUUGUGGAGAGGAGAGAUCUGGCCUCAGUUGAGGGACGCUGGUUGAGAGCCAACUUCACAAAUGUCAUCGAGACCGAAUUCACUAUCACUGGCCUGACAGAAAAUGAACAAUAUGAAUUCAGAGUUAUUGCCAGAAAUGCUGCAGGCAUGUUCAGUGAACCGUCUGAUAGUACUGGACCAAUCACAGCUACAGAUGAAGUUGAACCACCAAGUGUAUCCAUGGAUCCUAAAUACAAAGAAGCCAUUAUUGUCAAUGCAGGAGAGAACUUACUUCUUGAUGCUGACAUUCAUGGCAAACCUCUUCCUGAUGUCUUGUGGUUGAAGGAAGGUAAAGAAAUGGACAAGGCUCUCCGCAUUGAAGUGAAAUCCACAAUUAAAACUGCAUCAAUGACAAUUAAAGAUGUCACAAGGUUAGACAGUGGUCACUAUGACCUCACUCUCACCAAUAUUGGUGGCACAAAGACAAUACCCAUCACUGUAAAGGUUUUGGAUAAACCAGGCCCACCCACUGGACCUAUCAAAGUGACUGGAGUCACUGCUGAGAGAUGUUUCCUAUCCUGGACAGAACCUCAAUUGGAUGGUGGUGCUGAUAUCUCUCAUUACAUUUUAGAAAAGAGAGAGACCAGCAAACUCUCCUGGACCGUUAUUGCACCUACCAUUCAAGCUCUGAAUUACAAAGUGACUAACCUGCUCUCUGGAAAUGAAUACCUCUUCAGGAUCAGAGCUGUCAACAAAUAUGGCAUAGGAGAGGCUCUGGAGACUGAGCCAAUUACUGCUCGUAAUCCAUAUAAACCACCAAGUGCGCCCACAGCACCUGAAGCUAUUGAAAUAACAAAAGACUAUAUGAUUUUGUCAUGGGCAGCACCUGAGCAAAAUGGUGGGGCAGAAAUUGACUGCUAUCAUCUUGAAAAGCGUGACAAAGACAGUGUGAGAUGGACCAAAUGCAACAGACAGAAGUUGACUGACUUGUUUUUCAAAGUCACAGGACUUAUGGAAGGUCACUUUUAUGAAUACCGUGUUACUGCAGAAAAUGAGGCUGGAGUCGGAGACUUGAGUGACCUUUCACUCUUCUACAGAGCAUGUGAUGUAAUAACACCACCUGGACCACCACACCAUCCUAAGGUGACAGACCACACAGAAUCAGCGGUAUCCCUGGCCUGGGGUAAGCCUGCCACUGAUGGUGGGGCAUAUAUUAAGGGAUACAUUGUUGAAAUGAAAGAGGCCACAGCUGAGGAAUGGACCACAUGUACUCCUCCCGCUGGCCUUCAGGUGACACAUCUCACCGUGGGAGAUCUGAAGGCAGGUGCAGAAUACAACUUCCGUGUCUGUGCUAUCAACUCAGAGGGAGUAGGAGAACAUGCAGAUAUCCAUGGCACUGUGGUUGCAGCACAGAAAGUGGAGGCACCAGAAAUUGAGCUGGAUGCGGACCUCAGGAAGGUCGUCUCUGUACGUGCAAGUGGAACACUGCGUCUUUUUGUCACAAUCAGAGGAAAACCUGAACCUGCAGUUAAGUGGGAGAAGGUUGAGGGUGUUCUGACAGAAAGGGCCCAGAUUGAAGCCACCAGUUCAUACACAAUGCUUGUCAUAGACAAUGUCAACCGCUUUGACAGUGGCAAGUACUCAUUGACCAUAGAGAACAGCAGUGGAACAAAAUCUGCCCUUAUAAAUGUCAGAGUGUUAGACUCACCAAGUGCCCCACAGAACUUUGAAGUCAAAGAAAUCAAGAAGGAUUCAGUCACACUCUUCUGGGAUCCACCACUUACAGAUGGGGGAUCAAAGAUAACCAAUUACAUUGUAGAAAAAAGAGAAUCUACCAGGAAGGCUUACACCACUGUGACAAGCAACUGCCUACAGAACUCCUUUAAAAUUGAUGAGCUGCCAGAAGGAUGCAUAUUCUACUUCCGUGUGAGUGCUGUCAAUGAGUACGGCAUUGGGUUGAUGUCUGAGACGAAAAAUCCAAUAAAGGUGUCUGAGGUACCUCUACCCCCAGGCAAAGUCAUGCUCACUGAUAUGACCAAAACCAGUGUGUCACUUUCGUGGGAGAAGCCUGCUCAUGAUGGCGGAAGCAAAAUCAUGUGUUAUAAUGUGGAGAUGAAAGCUAAAGGUGGUGAGAAGUGGGGUACAGCUUGCACAGUCAAAGUACUGGAAGCUACAAUCCCAAACCUAACAUCUGGAGAAACAUAUUCCUUUAGGGUUGUUGCAAUUAAUGAGAAGGGAAAGAGUGAGCCAAAGGAACUGGGAUUACCUGUAGUUGCAAAGGACCAGGAUAUAGAGCCCUCGGUCAGUAUGCUGUUCAACACCUACAGUGUAAAAGCUGGAGAUGAUCUCACGGUUGAAAUUCCAUUGAGAGGCCGUCCCAAGCCUGUCAUUUCAUGGAAGAAAGAUGGUCUUCCUCUGAAGCAAACAACCUCAGUGACCAUUCUAAAUUCAAAGGUCUCAACCAAACUUGUUAUUAAAGAGGCCGCUAAAGAACAUGUUGGAAAAUAUGAAAUCACUCUUGCCAACACAGGUGGUACGAUAACUGUGGAUCUCGGAAUCAUUGUACUUGACAAGUCUGGUCCACCCACUGCUAUUAAGGUGGACGCUGUGACUGCUGAUAGCAUAACUAUUUCAUGGUCGCCACCAGAGUAUGAUGGUGGCUGUUCAAUCAACAACUACAUUGUUGAGAAGAGGGAUACAAACUCAACAGUUUGGCAGUUGGUCUCAUCACAAAUUGCUAGAACCGCAAUCAAGGCCAGUCGACUGACACAUGGUGCAGAGUAUCAGUUCCGUGUAUACGCUGUUAAUCGUUAUGGAAAGAGUACAUAUUUGGACUCCCCUGGAAUCACAGCUCAGUAUAACUUCAAGCAACCAGGACCUCCUUCUACCCCUCUGGUGAAACAUGCAACCAAAUCCUUUAUGUUGGUCACAUGGAAUGAGCCAGUCAAUGAUGGUGGUAGCACAGUUAUUGGUUAUCACCUUGAGCGUAAGGAGAGAAGCAGUAUCCUUUGGAAUAAGAUGAACAGAGGUAUGAUCAAAGACACAGAGUAUAAAGUUAGUAGCAUUGAAGAAGGAAUGAUGUAUGAAUAUCGUGUUUAUGCUGAAAACAUUGCUGGAAUUGGAAAAUGCAGCAAGGCCUGUGAGGCUGUGGCUGCAAGAGACCCAUGUGACCCUCCAGGUCUGCCAACAGUCACCAGUGUUACAAGAACAUCUGUGUCCCUCUCGUGGGAAAAGCCUGAGUAUGAUGGUGGAGCUAAGGUGACUGGCUAUACUAUUGAACGCAGGGAUCUACCCGAGGGUCGAUGGAUGAGGUGCAACUUUACCAAUGUUCCAGAGACCUACUUUGAUGUGACAGGUUUAACGGAGGACAGCCAGUAUGACUUCCGCAUCAUUGCAAAGAAUGCAGCAGGAUUGUUCAGUGAACCAUCUGACUGCACUGGCCCUAUCACUGUCAAAGCAGACGUGGAUCCUCCACGCAUCAUGAUGGAUGUCAAGUUCAGAGCUGCUGUCGUUGUAAGAUCUGGAGAGGUCCUGAAGAUCAAUGCAGAUAUUGCAGGACGCCCAGCCCCAGUUAUCUCCUGGACAAAGGAUGGCAAAGAGAUUGAGCUGAGGGCCAGGAUUCAAAUUGUUUCAACAGAAACCAGCACUUCAGUAAUUGUAAAGGAUACUGUGAGAACUGACUCUGGACAGUACACCCUAACAUUGCAGAACAUUGCUGGAACAGUUAACAUGCCUGUGAACUGUGUGAUUCUUGACAAACCAGGUCCUUCAGCUGGACCUCUAGAGAUCAGCAACCUCACAGCAGAAGAAUGUACUUUGGCUUGGGGUCCACCUCAAGAGGAAGGCGGUGCUGAAAUUACACACUACGUUGUUCAAAAGCGUGAGACAAGCCGCCUUGCUUGGACGCUGGUGCAUGGAGACCUGAAAAAGACAAUAUACAAAGUCACAAAACUUCUUAAAGGGAAUGAAUACAUCUUCAGGGUUCUGGCUGUCAACAAGUUUGGACUUGGCGAGGCCUUGGACAGUGAUGCUGUCAAAAUGGUGGAUCCAUUCACCAUCCCAUUAGCUCCAACCAAUGUUGAGGUUACAGCUGUAACCAGAGACAAGAUGACACUCACCUGGGUAAAGCCUGCUGGUGAUGGAGGCAGUGAGAUCACAGGAUAUGUGAUUGAGCGCCGGGACAAAUCAGGAAUGCGCUGGGUUCGUGUAAACAGAGAGCCUGUUGUUGAGUGUACUACUAAAGCAACUAAACUUCGCAAGGGCUGUGAAUAUGAGUUCCGUGUCUAUGCUGAAAAUGCUGCUGGUUUGAGUCCUCCUAGCGAUACAUCCGCCCCAUUCCUUGCUAUGGAUGCACUGAUUGUGCCUUCACCACCAACAAAACCAAAGAUUGUGUUUUCAACAAAUAACUCCAUCAGCGUUGUAUGGAAACCACCAACAUUUGAUGGUGGGGCUCAUAUUCUUGGAUAUAGUGUUGAGUAUAGAGAGUACGUGGAAAGACCUACAGAGGAAGAGGAAAGUGAUGAGGAAGAAUAUGAAGACGAGGAGGAAGAAGAGGAGGAAAUUGAGGAGGCACCAGUCGUGGAGGAGGAUAACUGGACUGUGGCCAUUCCACUUAUCAAAAACACAGAGUUCACUAUCUCUGGACUUACAACUGAUAACGUUUAUGAGUUUGCUGUUAGGGCAAUUAACAAGAUUGGCCAGAGCAGACUCAGUAAAAUCUCUGAGCCUAAGCUGGCAAAGGAUAAGACAGAGGAGCCAGCUUUUGAUGUUGACUUAGAGAUGCGCAAGACAUUGAUUGUCAAGCAUGGCAACUCAUUCACACUGACUGCACCAUUCCGAGGUACACCUGUCCCCUCUGCAGCUUGGACUAAGGAGGAAGUAGACCUAAAGGCAAGAGCAACCGUCGAAACAAGUGACACCUCUACUUCAUUAACAUUUGAGAACGCCACAAGAAAUGACUCUGGAGAAUACACAGUCACACUGGAGAAUGGCUUGGGGACAGCGACACUACCAAUGGUUGUUAAGGUUCUUGAUUCUCCAGGACCACCGUUUAAUGUUAAAAUCAAGGAGAUUACUAUAGACUCUGUGACAGUUGCAUGGGAGGCUCCAGUAAAUGAUGGUGGUGAUGCUGUGAAAGCAUAUCAUGUUGAGAAACGUGAGGCCAGCAAGAAGGCAUGGGUAUCUGUGACCAGCAAUUGCCACCAACUGACCUACAAAGUUGAAGAUCUUCAAGAGGGAGCAAUGUAUUACUUCAGAGUCAUUGGAGAAAAUGAAUUUGGAGUGGGUGUCCCUGCUGAGACCAGAGAUGGAACAAAGGUUACAGAAAAGCCAAGUGCACCUACUAGACUUGGGGCCACGGAGGUGACCAAGGAUAGCAUCACAAUUGCAUGGUCCAAACCAGAGCAUGAUGGUGGAAGCAGAGUAACAAGCUACCUCAUUGAUGCUCUGGAAAAAGGACAGACAAAGUGGGUGAAGUGUGCCGUGGUGAAGACAAAUACCUACACAAUCAAAAGUCUGCGGGAACAUGGUGAAUACUUCUUCAGAGUUCGCGCUGAGAAUCAUGCUGGACUCAGUGAACCCAAAGAGAUGAUUGUCCCUGUUGUCGUAAAAGAUCAACUGGAGGCCCCAGAAUUUGAUUUGAAGAACUAUCCCAGGAAUACAGUAUAUGUAAGAGCUGGAUCAAACUUGACUUUUGAGCUCCCUCUCACUGGCAAACCUAUGCCCAAAGUUGUUCUAUCAAAGAACAAUGUUGUUAUUAAAGCAAGCAAGAGGCUCAUCGCGGAUGUGACCGCCAACAGCCUCAUCAUCACUCUCAAUGAAAGCACUGCAAGUGAUGCAGGCAAAUAUGACAUCACUGCCUCCAACACAAGUGGCACCACCAAGAUAUUUACUAACAUUGUUGUACUAGACAGACCUGGACCUCCAGUUGGCCCAGUUGAGGUUGGAGAAAUAAGGGAGACGACAGUCUGUCUCAAAUGGGCUCCUCCUGUUUACAGUGGUGGCAGCCCAGUCACCAAUUACAUUGUACUUCGACGUGAAACAAGCACUCCUGCUUGGACCGAAGUGUCAUCUUCAGUAGCAAGAAACCUAAUUAAAGUCACCAAGCUCACUAAAGGAGAAGAGUAUCAGUUCAGAAUUAAGGCUGAGAACCGUUUAGGUAUCAGCAACCAUAUUGACACCCCACCAAUCACAGUCAAGCUUCCAUACACCAUCCCUGGACCUCCUUCUACCCCAUGGUUGACCUCUGUGUCCAGAGAGAGUCUCACCAUCAACUGGAAUGAGCCUGUUAUGGAUGGUGGAAACACUGUCAUUGGUUACCACUUACAGAUGAAAGAGAGAAGCAGCAUGUUGUGGCAGAAGGUCAACAAAACUGCGAUAGCUGGCACACAGUGGAGAGUUACAAAUAUUUGCCCUGGUCUCAUCUAUGAGUUUAAGGUUGCAGCAGAAAAUGCAGCUGGUAUUGGAAAGAUGAGCAAGACAUCUGAGGAAGUGCUUGCAAUUGAUGCUUGUGAGCCCCCUGCAAAUGUUCAAAUCUCUGAAGUCACUAAGAACUCUGUCAGCCUGGUCUGGCAGAGACCUCCCUAUGAUGGCGGCAGCAAGAUUACAGGCUACAGCGUAGAGAGGAGAGAUGCCCCCAAUGGCAGAUGGACAAAGGCCAACUUUACCAACAUCAUUGAAAUGGGCUUCAUUGCAUCAGGACUUACACAAGAUGAAGCCUAUGAGUUCAGAGUGUUUGCAAAGAAUGCAGUUGGAUCCGUCAGUAAUCCAUCUCUUGUUGCUGGCCCAGUAACCUGUAUUGAUUCAAGUGGUGCCCCAGCAAUCGACCUCCCACCAGAAUAUUUGGAUGUUGUGCAAUACAAAGCUGGAGCCUCUGUGAAGAUCAGAGUUGGACUUCUUGCAAAACCUUUGCCUGCAAUUGAAUGGUGCAAGGAUGGAAAGGAACUGGUGUCAAGCUCUGCGCUGUCUAUUGAGAAUACAACAGACACAUCUAGUAUUCUUAUCAAGGAUGCCACUCGCUUUAACACUGGCACAUAUGAAAUCAGGAUCAGGAAUGUUCUAGGCUCAGCAUCGGCCUCCAUCAGGAUACAAAUUCUAGACAAACCAGGACCACCACCAGGAAUCAUUCAGUUUAACACAGUUACGGCAGACAAGAUUAUUUUCAGUUGGGCGCCAGUCACAGAUGAGGGUGGUGCUAAAGUCACCCAUUAUGUUGUGGAAAGACGUGAGACCAGCAGAGUGGUGUGGUCCACUGUCUCCGAUGAGAUGACUGAUUGUUGUGCCACUGUCCAGAAGCUAGUGAGAGGGAGUGAAUAUGUGUUCCGUGUGAUGGGGGUCAACAAGUUUGGAAUUGGAGAGCCUCUCGAGUCUGAGACAGUCUUUGCCAAGAAUGCCUUUGUAACACCAGGACAGCCUGCCACUCCUGAGGUGAAUACUACCACAAAGUCAUCUAUGGUAGUCGUGUGGAACAAACCAGGUGUGGAUGGUGGAAGUCCAGUGACAGGUUACUACCUGGAGAGACGUGACAAGAAAAGUCUUCGCUGGAUUAAGGUCUUCAAAGAUCCAAUCAGCGACAUUACUCAGAAGGUGUUCCACCUGACAGAAGGGAAUGAGUAUCAGUACAGAGUGUGUGCCAUUAACAAGGCUGGAGAGGGCCCCUUCUCCGAUGUGUCUGAUUACUACAAGGCAGCUGAUCCAGUUGAUCCACCAGAUGAGCCUUGCAAGCUCAAAGUGGUUGACUCUACCAAGACGUCCAUCACCCUUGGGUGGUCAAAACCAGAGUGGGACGGAGGCAGUGAAAUCAUCAGCUAUGUAGUUGAGAAACUGGUGGAGGGUGAAGAGGAAUGGACAGUCAUCAGCGCCAAAGGAGAAGUGAGGACUGCAGAGUAUAUAGCCCACGACCUCAAACCUGAUGUGAACUACUUCUUCCGCGUAUCAGCAAUCAACUCUGCAGGCCGUGGAGAACCCCUUGAGAUGACUGAGCCUGUGCAAGCUAAGGAUAUCCUGGAGGAGGCUCAAGUUGAUCCAGAUGUUGCCAUGAGAACUCAUUACAUUGUUAAGGCAGGAAAAGAUGUGGAAAUCAUGGUUCCUCUUAAAGGCAGACCUGCACCUACGGCUUCAUGGUCAAAGGGAGAAGAGUGCCUUGACAGUAAUCCCAAAUAUAUCAUUCACAACACUGAUACAACAUCAGUACUAAUUAUGUCUGAAGUUACCAGGAAUGACACUGGAAAAUAUACAGUAAAGAUUGAGAAUGGCGUAGGAGAGCCCAAAACACUGACCUUGUCUGUGAAGGUUCAAGACUCACCAUCUGCCUGCAGGAACCUAGUGUUGAAGGAAGUUACUCGUGGCAAAGUCAGUCUUUGUUGGGAAGCCCCUCUACUUGAUGGUGGUGCGGAAAUUACCAACUACAUUGUAGAGAAGAGAGACUCAUCAAAAAGAUCUUACUCUAGUGUGACCAACAAAUGCACAGAUACAACAUACACCAUUGAAGAUCUGUCAGAGAAGACAUCUUUCUUCUUCCGUGUGUUAGCCGAGAAUGAAAACGGUGUGGGCGAUUCUUGCGAUACAGCUGAACCAGUGAAAGCGACAGAAUCUCCUGGUCCAAUCAAAGAGCUGUCAAUGAAGGACUCUUCAAAGUCAUCUGUCACACUACAAUGGGUGAAGCCUGACUACGAUGGUGGCAGCAUCAUCAGUGACUAUGUCAUUGAGAAGAAACUCAAAGACGAAGAGGAAUGGGCAGCAGCUGGCACCAGCAAACAAUGUGAAUAUGAGGUCAAAAAACUGAAAGAGUUCGCACAUAUGGACUUCAGAGUGUGUUCCAAAAAUGAGAAAGGUCAGAGUGACUUUGUGGAAAUUAAAUCGAUCCAGGUCAAAGACUUUAUCAUUACACCAGAGGCCUGUCUUGAUGGCUAUCCAGGUAGUCGUGUAAACGUUCGCUUGGGUCACAACGUGCAUAUUGAAUUGCCAUAUAAGGGCAAACCCAAACCAGGUAUUUACUGGCUAAAGGAUAAUCUGCCUCUAAAGGAGAGUGAGCAGGUGCGUUUCAAGAAGACAGAAAAUAAAGCAAUUCUCAUGAUCAAGAAUGUGAAGAAAGAAAAUGAAGGUAAAUACACAUUAACCCUGGAUAACAAGAUUAACAGGAAGUCCUUCCACAUUCAUGUCAUCACUCUUGGACCACCAUCCAAACCUAUUGGACCUAUUAACCUGGAUGAGGUUAGAGCAGAGAGCAUCAGGAUCUCCUGGGAGGAGCCAAAUGAUGAUGGCGGUGGAGAAAUUACAUGCUACAGUGUGGAAAAACUCGACACUGCUCAGACAGUCUGGAAGAUGGCUUGCUCCAGUGUGACUGAAACGUCCUUCAACAUACCCAAUCUGAUCAAAGGAACACAAUAUCAGUUCAGAGUGCGUGCUGAGAACAGGUUUGGAGUCAGUGAGCCACUCAUAUCUCAGACUGUCAUUGCCAAACAUCAGUUCAGACCACCGGGCCCACCGGGAAAACCAGUGGUAUACAACGUGACCAAUGAUGGUAUGACUAUUCAGUGGGAGACCCCCAUCUAUGAUGGUGGCACACCCAUCCAAGGCUACAAUGUUGACAAGAAGGAGAAGAACAGCGUUAUGUGGCAGAAGGUCAACACAGUUCUGAUUACUGAAAGGGACUACAGGAUCCUUGGCCUUAUUGAGGGUCUCGAGUAUCAGUUCAGAGUCUACGCAAAGAAUGAUUCUGGACUCAGUCGUUUUAGUGAUGAAAGCAACUACACCAUGGCUGUCUCUCCUGUUGAUGCCCCUGGCCAGCCUGACUACACUGAUGUUACUAGUAAUUCAGUGUCACUCAAAUGGGAUGCACCCAAGCAUGAUGGCGGAAGCAAAAUCACUUCCUACAAUGUUGAGAAACGUCAAGGAAAGGGACGCUGGCUGAAGAGCAACUUCACGAAUGUUCACGAGUGCAACUUCACAGUGGCUGGUUUGGCAUGUAACGAACGCUAUGAAUUCAGAGUGAUUGCAAGAAAUGCAAUCGGCACUGUGAGUCCACCUUCUCAGUCAUCUGGCUACAUUGUCGUCAGAGAUGAAAGUGUUGCACCACAACUUGAGUUUGGACCUGAGUACUUUGAAGGUCUCACGGUCAAGGCAGGAGAUAACAUCAGGCUUAAGGUUAGCAUUACUGGACGCCCAUCUCCCAAGAUUGUGUGGUACAGAGAUGGUAUUGAGAUUACCAAAAAGAUGAUGGACAUCAUUACAAUCGCUGGAUCAAGCACACUGUUUGUACGUGACGCUGACCGCAGUUACCGUGGUAUGUACACUGUGGAAGCCACCAACAGCUCCGGGGAGAAGAAAGAGGACAUUAAUGUCCAAGUCCUUGAUACACCUGGAGAGCCAGUGGGACCCAUCACAUUUUCCAAUAUCUCUGAAGGAAAAGUAACACUCUCCUGGAACCCACCUGAGAAUGAUGGCUGCUCUGACAUUACUCAUUACAUUGUCGAGAAGCGCGAGACUUCAAAGAUUUCAUGGGCGCUUGUCACAGAUCGUUGUGAGGGCAGCACGUACAAUGCAUCCAAGCUGAUCAAGACUAAUGAGUACCAGUUCAGGGUUUCUGCUGUCAACAACGUUGGAGUAGGCAGACCUAUAGAGUCCAGCCCCAUCAUUGCCCAGAUGCAAUACACUGUUCCAGAUGCCCCUGGCACUCCCGACUCAACUGAAGUCACAGGUGAAAGUAUCACACUGGCAUGGACACCUCCCACCUCAGAUGGAGGAAAUCCAAUCCAAAGCUAUAUUGUGGAGAAACGUGAGAAGAAGACAGUUCGCUGGUCAAAGGUCAAGACCAAAAAGCCUAUCGUUGAGACUGGUCACAAAGUAGUCCAUUUGACUGAAGAUAUGGAGUACGAGUUCCGAGUGAUGGCAGUAAACGACGCUGGUAUUGGAGCUCCUAGCAACAUAUCCAUGGCCAUUAAAGCCAGCGAGCCCAGGGAUAUUCCAUGCGCUCCAUCUAUAGUAAAUGUAAGCGAUUCUACAAAUACAUCCAUCAGUCUGGAAUGGACCAGGCCUGCGGAUGACGGUGGCAUGGAAAUUCUGGGUUACAUCAUUGAAAUGUGCAAAGGAGACGAGGAGGAAUGGCACAGAGUAAAUGAAGAGCUCUGCGUUGAAACUAUGUACGUCACAAGUGGUUUGGAGACUGGCGCAGAAUACAAGUUCCGUGUUGCUGCUGUCAACUAUAUUGGUAGAGGAGAGGAACAAGAAAUCCCUGAACCAGCACAGGCAGUGGACAGACAAACAGCACCUAUUGUUGAUAUUGAUGCCAGCUUCAAACAGACACACAUUGUGAAGAAUGGAGAUACUGUCUGUCUCCAAGUAGCCUUCAGGGGAAAACCAACUCCCACAGCACAAUGGGUUAAGGAGGAUGGAGAGCUUGGAGUCAUGACAGAAAUCAUUACAACAGAGAACACCAGUACUUUGACGAUUGAGAACUGCACUAGAUAUGACUCUGGUAAAUACACCAUUACCCUUGAAAACAGUGGUGGCACUAAGGAUAUUACAUUCACUGUGAAGGUGAUGGACACUCCUGGACCUCCAGUAUCUCUGAUCUUCAAGGAAGUCUCCAGAGGAGCUCUCACACUGGUCUGGGAACCUCCCACUAACGAUGGCGGAGCCCGCAUUCAUCAUUACAUUGUGGAGAGGCGUGAGGCUAGCCGCCGUACUUGGCAACAGUCUGGAGGCAAGUGCACUCAGCUGAUACUCAGAAUAAGUGAUCUGCUAGAGGGCGUCCCAUACUUUUUCAGAGUUGCGGCAGAAAACCAGAAUGGUAUUGGUGAGGCUUAUGAAAAGCCAGAUCCAAUUGUUGCCACUGCAGAACCUGCAUCACCGAAGAGACUAGACAUUCUGGACACCACUGAUACUUCUGCAACCCUGGGUUGGUUGAAGCCUGAGCAUGAUGGUGGUAGUCGUAUCCAGUGCUAUGUUGUUGAGGCCAAAGCCAAGGGCACAGAUAACUGGAUGGUUUGUAACAAAACCAAGAAUCUGAGCAUGGUGAUUGAAAAUUUAGGUAUGGGUGCAGAAUAUGAUUUCCGUGUGAAAGCAAAGAAUGAAGCAGGAUUUAGUGAGCCAAAAGAAACCAUGGCUUCUGUUCUUAUCAAAGAGCCACGAAUUGAGCCUACCGCUGACCUCAGUGAAAUCACUAACCAGCUGAUCACAUGUAAGAACAGUGGCACCUUCACAAUUGAUGUUCCCAUCACUGGCAGACCAGCUCCUAAGGUCAUCUGGAAGCUUGAGGAGAUGAGGCUGAAGAAUUCAGACAGGGUAUCUAUCACUACAACAAAGGACAGGACAACAAUAUCAGUCAAAGAAGCCAUGAGGGGUGAUGGUGGUAAAUACUUCCUUACCCUAGAGAAUGUAGCCGGUACAAAGACUUUCACUGUGAAUGUUAAUGUAAUUGGAAGACCUAGUCCCCCCACCGGGCCCAUUGAGAUCACAAACAUCACCUCUGUGUCCUGUGUGCUGAACUGGGAAGAACCAGAGGAUGACGGUGGAACCGAUAUCACAAACUACAUUGUUGAAAAGCGUGAAUCUGGCUCCACUGCCUGGCAGCUGAUCAAUUCCAGUGUGAAACGCACAUCACUGGUUGUCUCACACUUGACCAAAUACAUGCAGUACACUUUCCGUGUCUGUGCUGAAAACAGAUUUGGUGUAAGCAAGUCUACCGAGUCUGAGACGAUUGUUGCUGAGCAUCCAUUUGUACCUCCUGGUCCACCAACAAGACCUGAGGUGUUUGGCGUGACAUCUAACAGCAUGAGCAUCAAGUGGGAGGAGCCUUUCCAAGAUGGUGGCAGCAAAGUGACAGGCUACUGGAUAGAGAAGAAGGAGAGUAACAUUAUCCUGUGGGUGAGGGAGAACAAGAUCCCAUGCUUCGAGUGCUACUACAAAGUAGAGGGGCUGGUGGAAGGCUUGGAGUACCAGUUCAGAAUCUAUGCAAUGAAUAGUGCUGGCCUGAGCAAAGCCAGUGAGGCAUCGAAGAGAACAGUGGCUCAGAACCCAGUUGACCCUCCUGGUAAACCAGAAGUUACAAAUGUGUCAGGAUCUACUGUGUCCAUCAAAUGGUCUACCCCUCUGAAUGAUGGUGGUUGUCCUAUUGUCGGUUACAUUGUUGAGCGUAAGCCGUACUCCAUCACUGGAGAAGGCCGCUGGCUGAAGUGUAACUACACCAACGUGACAGAUAAUAACUUCACUAUCACAGCCCUGGGAGAGGGAGAGGUCUAUGAAUUCCGUGUCAUCGCUAAGAAUGCUGGUCAAGUUUUCAGCAUUCCAUCUGCGUCCACCGGCCCUGUGACAUGCAAAUCUGAAUAUUCUCCACCAAAGGCAGACUUGGACAGCAAACUUCUGGCAGACACUGUUACUGUCAGAGCUGGGUCAGACCUAGUUUUGGAUGCUGCUGUUGGUGGCAGACCUAAUCCCAAAGCCUCAUGGGCCAAGGGAGAUAAGGAUCUGGAGCUGUGUGAGAAGUACUCUCUGCAGUACACAAGCACCAGAGCAAUGGCCAUCAUCAAGUUCUGUGAUAGAGAUGACACUGGAAAGUACAUUCUCACUGUCAAGAAUGCCAGUGGGGUCAAGACAGCAGAGGUUAAUGUGAAAGUACUUGAUACACCUGGAGUUUGCGAGGGUGCGAUUGCCAUCAGCAAAAUUACACAAGAGUCAUGUACGCUGUCCUGGAAGCCUCCUCUUGAGGAUGGUGGAGAUGCUGUGUCCCACUACAUUGUUGAGAGACGUGACACCAACAGGCUCAAUUGGGUGGUUAUGGAUGCUGAGUGCAAGGCAUUGACCUGUGACAUCACCAGACUGUUUAAAAACACAGAGUACCUCUUCCGUGUGAGAGGAGUCAACAAGUAUGGCAGUGGUGUUCUUCUCCAGUCUGAGCUUGUCAUUGCCAGAAACACAUUCACUGUGCCAUCUCCACCGGGAGUACCCGAGAUUCUAGCUGUUGGGAAGGACUUUGUUACCAUUGAGUGGCUGAAAUCAGAGAACGAUGGUGGUAGUGAGAUUACCCAUUACCUCGUCGAGAAGCAUGAGAAAAAGAGUGCCAGGUGGAUCAAGGUGAACAGAGAUUCAGCGUUUCUGGACACAUGCCUGAAGGUCUCAGGCCUCGUAGAGGGAAACACCUACCAGUUCCGUGUGACAGCCAUAAACAAGGCUGGCGAGAGUGAACCGAGCGAGUUGUCUCUCUAUGUUGUCUGCAGGGUGCCGACAUGUACCCCUGCUCCUCCAUCAAUCCCCCGCAUCACAGACACCACCAAGGACAGCAUCAGCUUAGCCUGGUCCCGACCAGUUGAGGACGGAGGCGCCGAUGUCCUAGGCUAUCUUCUGGAGAAGCAGGAAGAGGGAGCUGAGGAAUGGACCAAGGUCCAUGAAAAGACUCUGCGAGGCACAGAACAUGUUGCUACUGGUCUUACAACUGGAAAGAAAUACUGUUUCAGAGUUGCUGGAGUCAAUGUCAAUGGAACUGGAGACUUCAGUGAACCCUGUGCAGAGACAGAGGCAACUGAGAAAAUUGAAACACCUGACCUGGAGAUGCAUGAUGAUCUCAAAAAGACCAUCUGCCUGAGAGCAGGAGGCAUCCUCAAAUUAGUUGUCAAUGUAACUGGAAGACCCAUUCCUUCCAUCACCUGGAGCAAGCCAGAUGUUGACCUCCAUAACCGUGGUUUCAUUGAAGUCACAAAUUCCUCUACAACUCUCAUUAUUGACAAAGUGCAUCGCUAUGAUGCAGGCAAAUACACCAUUGAUGCAGAGAAUGAGUCUGGCAAGACAUCUGCUACUAUUGUUGUCAAAAUCUAUGACACUCCUGGUCCAACAGGACCAAUUCAGAUCAAGGAGCUCACAAAUGAGUCUGCCCUCAUUGCAUGGGAUCCCCCAACUGUGGAUGGUGGGGCCCCAGUGAACAACUACAUCAUUGAGAGGCGUGAAGCAUCAAUGAGAGCCUACAAAACAGUGACAUCCAAGUGCAGCAAGACAUCCUAUAAGAUCACUGGACUCAUGGAGGGACUGAUGUAUUACUUCAGAGUCUUACCAGAGAAUCUUUAUGGAGUGGGAGAGCCAUGUGAAACACCUGAUGUUGUGUUGGCAUGUGAAGUACCCCUGCCUCCAAGCAAAUUAGAGAUGGUGGAUGUCACCAAGUCCUCAGUAACACUUGGAUGGGAGAAACCAGAGCAUGAUGGUGGCAGCAGACUCACAGCCUAUGUCAUCGAAGCCUGCAAAUUUGGCACUGACAAAUGGAUGAAGGUGGCAACCAUGAAGAUAACUGACUUGGAAUACACUAUCAACUCUCUGAAUGAGAAUGAACAGUAUCUGUUCAGAAUCAGAGCUGUUAACAGCAGGGGAGCUAGUGAGCCGAAGGAGAUUGUAACAGCUGUUACAGUCCAAGAACAACGGGUUCUACCCAAGGUUGAUUUCUCGAGCAUUCCUCAGAAGGUUGUUAAUGUUCCUGCUGGAAAACCACUUGAGCUGGACUUGCCAAUCAUUGGAAGACCCCCACCCAUUUGCUCAUGGUACUUUGCAGACACAAAGUUGAAAGUCACUGACCGUGUUAAGAUUCAAAGCACGGGAAAGUUCUCUAAGUUGACUGUGCUUAAUACAACCAUUGAUGACACUGGCAAAUAUAAUCUGGAAGUAAAGAACAUCACUGGAGUCAUCACAGAAACUAUCAAAGUCAUUAUUCUUGACAAACCUGAUGAACCUAAGGGACCAAUGAGGAUUGAUGAGAUUGAUGCAACCUCAGUGACAUGCAGUUGGGAUCCUCCGGAGAGGGAUGGAGGCGCUCCAAUCAGUGGCUACACUGUUGAGCAGCGUGAUGCUCAUCGUCCUGGAUGGGUGCCAGUCUGUGAUUCUGUUAGCAGGGCCCAGUAUAAGUUCGAAAAACUCACAGAGGGCGAUGAAUAUGUGUUCCGUGCAGCCGCAAUCAAUCGCUUUGGCACUGGAUCAUUCUUGCAAUCCGAGAUUGCUGUAUGCAAGAGUUCAACGAACAUUCCUGGACCUCCUGGCAGGCCAACAGUGUUUGAUGUGUCUCGUGAUGGCAUGACCGUAGCAUGGCUCCCACCAGAAGAAGAUGGUGGAUCAGAAGUGUCCGGAUAUAUCAUUGAACGCAAGGAGGUCAGGUCUGACAGAUGGGUGCGUGCCAACAAGAACCCAGUAACAAUGACCCGAUACAGAUCUACAGAUCUGAUCGAAGGCUUGGAGUAUGAACACAGAGUCACAGCCAUAAAUGCCAGAGGAGUUGGCAAACCCAGCCUUGUCUCAAAACCAGCAGUGGCAACUGACCCCAUUGAUCCACCGGGCUCACCCCAGAACCCCAGAAUCACAGAUACCACAAAGUCCUCUGUGUCUCUGGCCUGGAGUCCACCUGAUGAUGAGGGAGAUGCCAAGGUUUCAGGCUACCUGAUUGAGAUGCAGAAGGUCGGCCAGCUGAACUGGAUUAAAUGCAAUACAACUCCGUCUCUGAUCUGUGAAUAUACACUGACAAAAAUGCCCCAAGGAGAAGAAUUCAAGUUCCGUGUAUUGGCCUGCAAUGCCGGCGGAUCUGGAGAGCCCGCUGAAGUACCAGGAACCAUCAAAAUCACAGAGAUGCUUGAAUCUCCUGAUUAUGACCUGGAGCUUAAAUACAAGGCUGUAUAUGUGGUCAGGCAAGGAGGAGUUGUCAGACUCUCUGUGCCUGUCAAGGGUAAACCAGUCCCUACAUGCAAGUGGACCAAGGAUGGCUCAGAUGUUGCUGAGAAGGCCAUGUUUGUUUCUUCUGAAGACGUCACUGAGCUUGUGAUCAAGGAUGCAGAGAGGAGCGACUCAGGUGUUUACGACCUUAAGUUGGAGAACAGGGUUGGGAAGAAGGUUGCUCACAUCAAGGUGAACGUCAUCGGACGCCCUAGCGCUCCUGAAGGCCCGCUCAAAUUUGAUGACAUUCAAGCCAACUCUGUCAGAGUUAGCUGGACAACCCCCAAAGACAACGGUGGAACAGAACUCUUAGGAUACAUUGUUGAGAGACGUGAGUCUUCCAGAGUGGCAUGGUACACCGUGGAUACCAGGGUUGUCGACACACACCUGUUGGUCAAGGGACUGCAGGAAGGUGUUAAGUAUCACUUCAAGGUGACAGCAGAGAACCAAUAUGGCAUCAGCGAAUCUUUGAAGUCAGACAAAGCAAUCAUACCAAAGACUCCAUUGUGUCCUCCUGAAUCUCCAAGCACUCAACCAGAGAUCAUGGAUGUCACAAAGAGCUCAGUUGCUCUCUCCUGGUCCAGGCCAAAGGAUGAUGGUGGUUCUGGCAUCACUGGGUACAUUGUUGAGUACAAAGAAGUGUCCUCUGAGACCUGGGUUCGUCACGAGACCAAAGUGGUCUCGACCAUGUUCACUGUGCCUCGUCUUACCCCUGACGCUGAGUACCAGUUCCGCGUCAUUGCUGUCAAUCUCAUUGGACAGAGUGAAGCCGGACCUGCAUCUGACUCAGUCACAUGCAAAGAUCCAUUUGACAAACCAAGCCAACCCGGUGAGAUCGACACAGUCAGUGUUGCAAACAACAACAUUGCCAUCCGCUGGAAGGUGCCAGAAUGUGAUGGUGGAAAAGAGAUCCUGGGUUACUGGGUGGAGUACAGGAAGUCUACAGAGAGCACAUGGAAGAAGUGCAACAAACAGCGUCUGAAGGAGAAAGAGUUCACAAUGGCUGGUCUUGCUGAGGCCACUGAGUAUGAGUUCAGAGUGUUUGCUGAAAAUGAAACCGGAAUCAGCCGACCACGCAGAACAGCUACAUGUAUCAAAACUAAACUCAGUGUUGGAACUCAACCAAGCCUUAGGAAAGAAAUGGAUGAAGUAACAACAAAACUUGGACAACCAGGAGUUAUGAAAUGCCAGAUUAUUGGCAGGCCCGUUCCUGAGAUCAAAUGGUACAAGGCCGGUAAGGAGAUCAUAGAGUCUCGUAAAUAUGAGAUGAGCUCUGAUGGUCGCAACCACUCCCUGAGUAUAACGACAGACCAGCAAGAGGAUGAGGGUGAAUACACAUGCAAGGCUGUCAAUGACGCAGGUGAGGCGGAGACCACUGGUACUCUGGUAUUGGAGGCCGCCCCUCAGUUCCACCCUGACUUCCCAUUGAAGAACACAUACCAUGCAGGUCGUGGCACUACUUUGCGCCUGCAUGUUGUCUACAUCGGACGCCCUGAGCCAAAGAUCAUGUGGCUCCAUGGAGCUUCUACUGUAGAACCAUCCGAGAACAUAAGCAUUGAGAACACAGAGCACUACACUCACCUGGUGAUCAAGAACGUUGAACGCAGGGUACAUGGAGGAAAAUACAGAGUCAGACUGCACAACCACUUUGGCAGAACUGACACUGCAAUCAAUGUUGAAAUCCAAGAUAAACCAUCAAUGCCUGAAGGUCCUAUUGUGCUUGAUGCUCUGCUGAAGAACUCAGUAAUCAUCAGCUGGAAGCCACCAAAGGAUGACGGUGGAUCAAUGAUUACCAACUACCUUGUUGAGAAGCGUGAGGACAAGGAAGAGGCACAGUGGGAACUGGUGUCAUCAUCUAUCACUGCCACCAACUGCCGUGUACCUAACCUGGUUGAUAGCGCUGGCUACUUCUUCCGCGUCUAUGCUCAGAAUCGUUAUGGAAAUAGUGAGCCAUUAGAACUAUCUGCUCCUAUCCUCAUCAAGAGCCAGCUGGCUAAACCUAGUCCACCACUCCUGCCGGUUGUCUCCGGAGUGACCAAAGUCUCAUGUGUUGUCGCUUGGAAACCUCCUCUCUCUGAUGGCGGCUCUAAAAUCAAGAGUUACUACAUUGAGAAAAAGGAGAAGAAGGGUGAAUGGACUCCUGUUACCACUGAUGAAAUCCACCAAACCGUCUUCUCCGUCAAACGCCUUGUGGAGGGCUCAGAGUACAUCUUCCGCAUUAAGUGUGAGAAUCUCGGCGGUGAGAGUGACUGGAGUGAAGAGUCUGCACCCAUCAUUCCAAAGACAGCUGUUGACGUCCGUGCUCCCGCCUUCAAAGAGGAGCUGAGAAGCAUGAGUGUCAAAUAUAAGAGCAAUGCUACCUUUGUUUGUAAGAUUAUAGGACAACCUAAGCCUGUGAUCAAAUGGUUCAAACGUGGUAAAGAGAUCCAGUCUGAUGGAAAGAAACUCAAAGUACAAGAAUUCAAGGGAGGCUAUCACCAGCUGGUGAUUGCUGAUACUGAAGAAGAUGACUCCACUAUAUACCAGAUCAGAGCAACAAACCAGGGAGGAUCUAUCUCAUCCACUGUCUCUCUUGAUGUUGAAGUUCCUGCCAAGAUUAACCUGCCCAAAAACCUGAAGGAUAAGGAGGCCAUCCCUGCCCUGCGUGGAGAGUUGGUCAACAUCAAGAUUCCUUUCAGUGGCAAACCAGAUCCUGUCAUCACAUGGCAGAAGGGACAAGACCUCAUUGACAACAAUGGAUACUAUCAAGUUAUUGUCACUAGAUCAUUCACAUCACUGGUGUUCCCGAACGGUGUGGAUAGGAAGGAUGCUGGGUUCUACAUUGUUUGUGCCAAGAACAGAUUUGGCAUUGACCAACAGACAGUUGAACUGGAUGUUGCAGAUGUGCCAGAUCCUCCACGUGGUCUCAAAGCCAGUGAUGUCUCAAGAGACUCAGUGUCUCUGAGUUGGGUUGACCCAGCAAGUGAUGGUGGCAGUAGAGUAACUAGCUACAUCAUAGAGAAGUGCCCUACAACAGCUGACAGAUGGGAACGUGUUGCCCAGGCCCGCGAUACUCGCUACACUGUUGUCAACCUGUUUGGAGGAACUAGUUAUCAGUUCAGAGUCAUUGCCGAGAAUAAGUUUGGCCAGAGUUCCCCAUCAGAGCCAAGCGGUCCGGUUAUGACAAAGGAAGACAAAUCAAGAGUCCUCAGCUAUGACAAGGAAGUUGAUGAUUCUGGAUAUGUUUCAAGUCGCAAAGCUCCUCAUUCCAAUGCUAAGGAUGUGCAUGAAAAAUACAUGAUUGCUGAGGAGCUGGGAAGAGGACAGUUUGGUAUUGUUCACCGCUGUGUUGAGACUAGCUCUCAGAAGACAUACAUGGCCAAAUAUGUUAAGGUGAAGGGAGCAGAUCAAGCAAUUAUCAAAAAAGAAAUUGCAACACUGAAUGUGGCAAAGCACAAGAGUUUCCUGUGCCUCCAUGAAUCAUUUGAUAGCCCUGAAGAAUUAGUCAUGAUCUAUGACUUCAUCUCAGGUGUUGACAUAUUCGAACGCCUUGGAACAGCCGACUUUGAGCUUACAGAACUUGAAAUUGUCAACUACAUCAGACAAAUAUGUGAAGCUCUCGAGUUCUUGCACAGUGCAAGUUAUGGUCACUUUGACAUCAAACCAGAGAACAUAGUGUACACUACAAGAACAAGCACUAACAUUAAGAUCAUUGAAUUGGGACAGGCCAGACGCUUGACACCAGGAGAACAGAUCAAGGUGCAGUACACAACGGCCGAGUAUGCAGCUCCUGAAAUCCACCAGACCGAUAUGGUCAGCACCGUCACUGACAUGUGGUCAGUUGGUGUCCUUGCAUACAUCCUUCUUUGUGGACUCAACCCCUUCACUGCUGAAACUAACCAGCAAAUGAUUGACAGCAUUUCAAAUGCCGAGUACAAUUACGAAGAUGAAGCCUUUAAACAGGUCAGUGUUGAAUCAUUAGAUUUCACCGACCGCCUUCUCACAAAGGAACGUAAACAUCGUAUGACAGCUGCUGAAGCUUUAGGCCAUCCUUGGCUGACAAUGCAGCCGGAACAACUCAGCGGAAGAAUCAUUCCCACCACUAGGCACAAGAGAUAUUACCAGGCCAUGGUGAAGAAAGAAUGGAGCACUGUUAUCUCCGGUGCUCGCAUUGCCUGCGGUGGAGCUAUCAGACCCCAAAGAGGUGUCUCUGUUGCCAAAGUGAAGAUUGCACCAUUUGAACAUGGCCCAGUGGCUGGACAGAUUGGUCAUGUUGUCGUGGAUGAGAAAGAAAAUAUCAAGUUUAUUUGCAACAUUGAGAACUAUGACAGCACUACAGAGGUCACAUGGUACUGUGGUGUUAGACAGCUAGAGGCAGGUACCAAGUACGAAAUUGAAUAUGAAGAUGGGCUGGCAACUAUAACUAUAAAUGGGGUCACCAGAGCUGAUGAUGGCACCUACAGAUGCAAGAUUGUCAAUGAGUAUGGUGAGGACAGUGGCUACGCUGAGCUCUUUGUCAAUGGAGUUAGGUCAUAUCGUGACCACUUCACAACACGUGUGGUGAAGAAGGUGAAACGCAGAGUGGACACAGCUAGACUGCUCCAGAAACCACCUGAGUUCACCCUGCCUCUGUUUAACCGCACAGCUUACAUUGGAGAAGAUAUCCGCUUCGGCGUCACCAUCACUGUGCACCCUGAACCACGUGUAAUGUGGCUGAAAUCUGGCCAGAAGCUCAUUCCUGGUGAUGAUGACAAAAAGUACACUUUCCUCACCGACAAGGGUCUUUAUCAGUUAGUGAUUCACAACCUGGAGUCUGAUGACGAGGCAGAGUAUAGCGUUGUGGCUCGUAACAGGUAUGGCGAUGACAGCUGUAAGGCUCGUCUCACUUUGACUCCCCGUCCUGCACCAGCAGACAAUACGUUGAGGCCCAUGUUCAAACGCCUGCUUGCUAAUGUCGAGUGCAGAGAAGGCCAGAAUUGCCGAUUUGAAAUCAGAGUGUCAGGACUCCCGACACUGAAGUGGGAGAAGGAUGGCAUGCCAUUGGCAUUUGGUCCAUCAAUUGAAAUUGUUCAUGAAGGCCUGGACUACUUUGUCCUUCAUGUGAAAGACACUCUACUUGAAGAUUCAGGCGUAUAUAGAGUUACAGCAACCAACUCUGCUGGAUCUGCCAGUUGCCAAGCCACCCUAAAGGUAGAGCGGUCCACCCAUGUUAAGAAAGAGUAUGUGAGUGACAGGGACAAAAAGAAACAAGCUGAAAAAGAACAAAUGGACAAAAAAGUAAGGCUAUCACAGAUCCUUUCUGGUACCGAGGUCAUGCCUCUUCCCCCACUGGCACAGCAAGCUAUUAGAGAGGCAGCCACGAUGUUUAAACCUGCUGUGACAACAAAGAAGGGUGAGAAGACGGAGGCUGAAGUACAAAAAGAAAAAGAGGAAAGGAAGAAGAGGGCGGAUGAGAAGAGGCUGCGCAUGCCAUACGACGUUCCCCCGGCUCGUGUUGUCGGGCCCACAGCGCUCGAGGAAGAUAUGGAAAUCAAACACUUUGUUCCCUUCUCUGAUAUGAAAUGGUACAAGAAGCUCCGGGACCAGUAUGAGUUCCCCGAGCCUAUGGACAAGAUCAAACAGAAGAGGAUGAAACGUAUCCGUCUGUCCAGGUGGGAACAAUUCUAUGAGGUGCCUCUGCCAAGGAUUAAAACCCAGUACAAACCUAAAUGGCGCCUUCCAGCAGUGACACAGGAUGACCUGGAGACAGUGAGGCCUGCAAGGCACCGCACUCCUUCCCCUGAAUUGGAGGCCUACCACAGAAUAAGGAGGAGGUCUCUUGGGGAUCUCUCAGAUGAGGAGCUCCUCCUGCCGGUUGAUGAGUAUCUCUCCAUGAAGCAAACAGAGGAGCAGAGACUCCGUCUGGAGGAAGAACUGGAGCUUGGCUUCUCUGCCUCCCCACCCAGCCUUAGCCCUGUGCGCUUUGAGCUGUCUUCACUUCGCCAUACAUCUCCAAGGCGCGCGACAUAUACUGAAGAAGAGGAAGGUGAAGAGGUUCAGAGGUACGACUCCUAUCGUGUUCCAUCCAAGUAUGAGGCAGGGCCAAGUUUCCUCGACCUUCGCCAGCGCCAUGACAAGGCCACACACAGACCUCCAAGACAGAAGCAAAAAGUGUAUGAAGAGAGAGAAGACCAGGAGAUGCUGAGACCUGUCAAAACAACACAGCGAAUCACCUCUUAUAAAAGUCAGUUGAAACAGAUGGAGUUUGAGGAAAAAACAAGAGUUACAAGAAAAGAGAAAACAACUGUUCACGUGUCAACUGUGACUGAAGGUUCUUUAAUGGAGACAUCUGAGCAUCUUCCUGUCUCAUUUACUUCUUCAUAUGUUCCCAUCGCACGUCCUGCAGUCAAAAAGACCACAGCUGCAGAGGCUAAACCUGAGAGAAAGAGAUCCCCAACCCCUGAAAAGCCCCGUCAUAAAUCCCCAGGUUCCACUGCCUCACAUGAUGUCACCUUAUCUAAAGUUGAUUUCAUGUCCAGAUAUGAGGCGAGAAAGGCAGUUCUGAGAUCUGAGAGAAAGUCAACAGAGAGUAAAUUCGAGGUUGUCACUCAGCAGCCUUUCAGCCUUGAUCAUGUGCCACGUGUAACAGUAAGAAUGCGUUCUCACCGUGUGCCAUUUGGCCAGAACACCAAAUUCACUCUAAAUGUCCAAUCAAAGCCUGUGGCUGAUAUCAAGUGGUACCAUAAUGGAAUACAGAUCCAUGACAGCAAGAAGUACCGAAUUUCUAAUUUGAGCGGAGUCCUGUCUCUUCAGAUAAUGGACUGCCAGACAGAGGAUAGUGGUACUUACCGUGUUGUGUGCACCAACGCAAAGGGCGAGGCUUCUGACUAUGCAACUCUGGAUGUGGCUGGAGGAGGGUUCUCUACCUAUGCCUCACGUCGACAAGAUGAGGAGCCCCCAUCCGCAUAUGUCCCGGAGAUGACCAAGACAGAAGUCUACCACGUGUCCUCCAAAACAACAUCCUCCACUGAGAAACAUGAGAAAGUGGAAUCUUUACAAAUGAAAACUGAGGAGAAGAAAGUAACUGUGGAGAAGAAAGCAACUGUGGAGAAGAAAAUUGAAAUUAAGAAAUUUUCACCCACAAUCGUUUUGAGACCCCAUUCCCUGACUGUGUCUGAAGGUGAGACUGUUAGAUUUGUGACUGAGGCUAAUGGAGAACCAAUGCCCAGCGUUACCUGGCUGCAUCAAGGAAAGGUUGUGACCUCCACACAGCGCCACCAUGUAACCUCAGCACAACAUGUUAAUCUUGAGUCUACUUUCGAGAUCAGUUCAGUGGAGCUUUCAGAUGAAGGCAACUACUUGGUAGUGUUUGAGAACUCAGAGGGCAGAGAGGUGGCCCACUUCACUCUCACCAUUCGUCGCAGAGAGUCUAAAGAGAAGGUGGUGGCCUCUCCUCCCAGAGUGACCUCACCAGAACCCCGGGUUAAAUCUCCUCAAGGGGUCAAGUCCCCAAGAAGAAUCAAGUCUCCAAUCAGUUCGUCUCCAAUCAGUUCGCCCCCAAGAGUCAAGUCGCCACCCACAGUGAAGUCACCCACCCAGAUGGGGUUGCAGAAAGCCAAGCCUUCCAUUUCAGUGGACCUGCAUGACAUCACAGCAGCUUCUGACUCUAUCAUCAAGCUGACAGUGAAAGUAGCAGGACAUCCAAAACCAACAUUUUCUUGGAUGAAGGAUGGAAAGACUCUCUCAGAGGGUGGGAAAUAUGAAAUCUUUGAGGAGCAAGGCUCAGCAUAUCUUGAGAUAUAUGAAUCUGAGGUCUCUGACAGUGGUGUUUAUAAUUGCACGGUCACCAACAGUGCUGGAUCUGUAUCCACAUCCUGCACCGUCACUGUUCAAGCCUCUGCUAAAACCACAGCACUUGCAGAGAAAUCUCAAGAAAUAUCCAGCUCCACCUAUCACGCAAAAACAGAAAUCUGUGAGGAAAUUAUGGAAAAAGAAAUUGUUUAUGAGGAAAUCCAGUCUUACACAGAAGUAAAGGCUUCCCACACCCAGAUGUCAAUGACAGUGGGCCAGUCUCUCACACUAAGAGCUAAUAUCCCUGCAGCGUCAGACAUCAGAUGGAUCCUGAAUGGAGUUGAACUGGCCAACUCAGACCAGUACAGAUAUGGUGUAUCUGGAAAUGACCACACUUUGGCUAUCAAGGAGGUCAGUCAACAGGAAGAAGGGGUUAUUACAUGUGAGGCUAAGACAGAGCACGGCCUGGUCAAAUGCCAGUUUGACACCACCGUUAGUGUCAACAUCUCAGAUGCCCCCUCAUUUCUGGUGCAACCCAGAUCCCAGAACAUCAAUGAGGGGGAAAGUGUAAAAUUCACAUGUGAGAUUGCCGGAGCACCUGCCCCUGAAGUGGAGUGGCUUAAAGACAACAUCAUAAUAUCUAUGGCAACAAACAUGCAAAUAAGCCGCUCUAAAAAUGUGUACGUACUGGAGAUAUCUGAGACCACAGUUGCAGACAGUGGCAAAUACACAAUAAAAGCCAAGAAUCAAUAUGGACAAUGCUCUGCAACAGCAUCUUUAAACAUCAUCGCUCUUGUAGAAGAACCAGCACAAAUGCUUGUUAUGGAACAAAAUGCUGCUGCUACCAGCUUGCAUACCGCUUUCUCAGCCUCUUCAGUUCACAUGGCAUCCAUGCAGACUGCCUUCUCCAGCAGCUCCAGUUCUGCCGAGGUUACACUUGAGAGCAUGUCCAUUGCAAGCAUGUCCACCAUGGCAGCUGAAUCAAUCGUAAAAAUGAGCUCCAGCAGUGUAAUGGAAAUGUCCAGUCAUUCAAAUAUAGAGGCCUCCUCAGUGAGAGCCAUCUCACAGAGGUCUAAAGGUGCACCACCAAAGAUCGAGGCCCUUCCAGAGGAUAUCAGUGUUGAACCAGGCAAGUUCCUGACUGUGGCCUGUGCCUUCUCUGGCGACCCAACGGCCAUUGAGUGGGUUCAUUCUGGCAAGACCCUUCCCUGCGAGGAAGAGAGCAAUAGGUUCCUCAUCGAGACUUCUGGGGACCUCACCACACUCAUGAUCACUGGCGUGAAAGAGGAUGAUGCUGGAGCGUACACCCUCAAACUGUCCAAUGAGCUUGGAUCUGACACUGCAACUGUUAAUGUUCACAUUCGAUCCAUGUAAAAAAGAAAAAAGAAACAACUAAUAUAAAUUUAUAUCCCUAUUUCCCUCAUCCAGUACCUUUUUAUUUAUUGAAUUAGCAAAAAAUCAUCUUUACUUGAUAAAGACCUGGAUUUCUGUUCUUGUAAAUAUCAACUAUUUUUAUACCAAACUUGACAUUAAUUUAUGCCAAACUAGACUAAAGUCUAAAGUUGUUAUAAAAUGUGCCAUAUUGGAUAAUUAUGACUUAGGAUUUUUGAACCACUUUUCUGUGACAUGUACAUAAUGUAUAUAGCCGAAUUUAACGGUUAUGGAAAAUGUAUGAAUUGUUAUUUAUGACAAUAUUAACUGAAACAAAUGGAACUAAAUGUUUAACAGGAGAAAGAUUCACAUGAAACGAAUACCCUGAAAAACCUGAAACUAAACUCUGUGCCUCAACAAUAAGUUGAAGUCUUAAGAUUGCCUCAACAGGUAGAGAGGCUCCCUGUUGAAGUUUACAAAAUCAGAGAGACAAUGUUAUUAUGCACCGUACAUCUGUGCGUGCAAUAUUACAAUACUCCUAUGAAUUGUAACAUGACCAUAAGACCCUGAGUGCUGUUUGCAUAUUACCCUCAUGGAAGCAGCAUAAACUGGUCUUGUGUUCUGACUGACUAUGUCAUACCACCAUUUUAAUGACAUGCUCAAUGUGCGAGCGGCCUGCACUUUGAGCUCUAUAUAAUUUUAUGUGCACUGUUUCUGGCAACGGAUAGUUGAAUUGGUUUUUUCAAAUUUAACAUCUCCUGGCCAUUAAAAUAAAAGUCAAUUCAAGUUCUUCCUUGCAGAAGCAGUGCCAUCUCUUGGAGGAUUGCUAGGUAAUAUUUUGUGUGUUUGAGUGUGUUUUAGUUUUAGAAUUUCACCUUGUCAGUAGUCAGGGUAACCAUCAAGUGAAUGUACCACAGUGACUCCAUCUCCUGUGAAAAAUAAGCAAUUGCAUUAAUGUUAUACCCUGCACUUUGAUUUAAUUGAUCUAUUAUGUAGAAUUACCAGUGUAUUCAUCCUCCUUGAGUUUUAUGCAUUACUGAUUUAAUAAAGCAUGAUUUCAGCACAA
Molecule: messenger RNA, 96147 nt
Organism: Hypomesus transpacificus
Lineage: Eukaryota; Metazoa; Chordata; Actinopteri; Osmeriformes; Osmeridae
Gene: ttn.1
Product: titin, tandem duplicate 1
Exons: 238
Coding region: 222-95084 (31620 amino acids)
Biological process (GO): protein phosphorylation
Molecular function (GO): protein binding; protein kinase activity; ATP binding
Source: RefSeq, a predicted model, not a curated record